This is a messenger RNA of Podarcis lilfordi (Lilford's wall lizard), 93644 nucleotides long. NCBI's taxonomy places the organism in Eukaryota, Metazoa, Chordata, Lepidosauria, Squamata, Lacertidae. The record is from the annotation of a GenBank genome assembly.
AUGGCGGAGAGAGGGGCGCUCGGCGGCCAGCGGGGCUCGCUCACGCCUUCGCUGCACCAGCCGGUAUCCAGCGCCUCAGCUUCUUCGGCGUCCCCGGCUGCACAGAGCCUUUCAGGGCAGCCUCCGCCGCCGACGGCGGUGCUACAGCAGCAGCAGCUGGCGCCUCCUCCUGCUCCUCCGGCGGCGGCGGCGCCUUCGUUGUCUCAGCCGGCCGCUCUCGGCCCCGGAGGAGGCUCUCUGGCCCCGGGGGGAGGCGGCUCGGGGGCUCCCGGGUCAGGCGCGGCGGCGGCGGCGACGGCAGGGGGCCGCCCGGUCCAGAUGAACCUUUACGCCACCUGGGAGGUGGACCGGAGCUCGCCCAGCUGCGUGCCCAGGUGAGGAAGUGGGGGGGGGAGGAGGGAGAGAGAGACUCUUUCCUUCCUUUUACAUUCUUUGGUACAGCCACCGUACAGAUUUUAUGAAUUAAGUGGCAUAGAAAUGUGCAUUUAAUCAACCGAUUCCCUGAGGGGUAAGUAGUAGCCGUGUCGCAGCAGCAGCAACACACCAGAGGAGGAAGAGGAGUCGUCUUUGUGGGCAAGCUGGAGGUUUAGCACGUUUGUCUGCUUUUGUUGGGCUGCAAGGUUUCUUUCCCUCCAACCUCAUAUCUUCUUCUCCACGUCUGUCUCCCCCCCCCCUCACGUCUCACCCCGUUAUCUCCCUCCGUUUACCUUCGCAGGUGUGGAAGUCAAGCCCGACCCCACCCACUCCCUAAGACCUACUUGCUCUAUCGCCUGCCAAAAAGGGAAAAGGAAAAAAAACACACAGAGAGAAAAGGCGCCUCCCUAUUUUAAGUAUUUACGUCCCUCCUCCUUGGGGAAUAAAGGAUGAAACCUAACCCUUAGACGUCAUUUAUCUGUUCCCCAUAUUUACAAAGUGUGUGUGUGGAGGGGAAUGAUAGCAAAUUGCUUCUUUUAAUCACACACACUUGAAUGUUAGAGAGUGGUUUGCCUUUAUGUGGGGCUGUGGGUUGAUGUUUAAGCAGGAGUGGGAAAUCGAGGGAGGCUGUACAUAGUGAGAGGACGCUUGUUCCUCUCAGUGGGGGGCAGUUGCACCUAUAAGUUUUCUUACAUGAGUGUAUGUUGGGGUCCUCGACCUUUGCGGAGAACUAAUACCCCCUUGCAUCUAUGCCUGCAUGCCUUCAAAGAGAAUGAGUUACUAUAUUUUAGCUACCAUCUUCCUCCUUGUGCAUAAAGAAGGGGGUGUCAUCCUGUGUGUGGGUGUAGAUAUUACUUUUAACAUUUGUAUCCUGCUUUGAGUGCAUAUUUUGGAAGAAAAGCUGGAAAAGGCUAAAACAGAAUAAAUUAACCCCAUGUGUACACGUAAAACAGAACCAGCCCCUUCAUCUUGGAACACCUACUUCUGUCCCCUCCCCACCCAUGUAAAGGUGAAUGAGGUUCUGUUAACCAGAACCCUCCCCCAGCAAAUGUAAAGGACGUGGGAUGUUCUCCUCCUUUAUAAGUCAGUAGCUUAUGUGGGAGGGGCUUACCCCUCUGUGUGCUGGGGAUGUAGGUUUUUCAAAGUGGAGCGGUUGUUUAAAUGAUAUUUAAGAAAAAUAUAUAUGAGUGAGGGUGGGUGUUGGAAUUUCAAAGCUGAGGAGUUGUUUCUUCUUCGACAGUCAUCCAUACACAUAAGAAGCAGCUCAUUUUAAAACAUAUGUGUCCCUGACCACAUAUAAUAGAGGACAAGUCAACCUUCCUCACAUAAUGGAGAACUUGCCUUUUACCCUUCAAGGUUUAGAUUUUACCCCAUCAAAGGGAGAAUUAACACCCCACCCCUAUUUGUUAGGAAAGAAGGGGAUCUCUCCCUUUUCCAGAAUAUAAUUUGACUAAGUAGGAAGAUGUUCUGCCUAAUAAAAGGAAAUUAUCCACAGCCCACUCACUUGGUAAAGUUGACAUGAUUUCCCCGGUGAGAGUAAGGUCUUCACUCACGUAGAUACUAUAUUCUGAUUUGCAUAUGCACACCCUGCUUCAAGGCAUGAGCAAAAUCAUUUCCUUAUUAUGAAAGCAAGCUGCACCACCCCAUCUUUGCCUUCAUUUAUUCCAAAUAAGUGACCUUGGCCUUUUGAAGUGAAACAGAGCUCUGUUCUUCCUGUGGGGGUUUUCCAUUAGGUGUUAGUAAGAAUGCUUACCACUUAAACUUUCCCUUAGGGGAGAUUGGGACUUCUGCCCUUUCCCUGUGAUGAUUCUUUCAGAAACCCUCAGAUGAAAUCUGCCAAAUCUUAUAAAGGCAGCUACUUUCCAGUGAGGUUCCUAAAAGAACCACUGAUAAAGAUGCUUUAUUGAUACAAUGGUAACUCUCCAUAUACUCUUCUUUGCUCGAUAAAUGCUUCUCAGGUGAAUAUGAAAAGAACCACCUAAGACAUUAAAACAAACUUUUCUGGCUCCAUUGAGCUUCUCAGUUGAAAUAUAUGCAACAGUAGCUCCUCUAGAAACCAUUCUGCAUGCCACUUUACUGCCUCAUUGACAGGGGGAUUAGUAAAAGUGGCUUUUAGAGAGCCAGUGUGGUGUAGUGGUUAAGAGCGGUAGACUCCUAAUCUGGGGAACCGGCUUCGCGUCUCGGCUCCUCCACAUGCAGCUGCUGGGUGACCUUGGGCCAGUCACACUUCUCUGAAGUCUCUCAGCCCCACUCACCUCACAGAGUGUUUGUUGUGGGGGAGGAAGGGAAAGGAGAAUGUUAGCCGCUUUGUGACUCCUGAAGGGGAGUGAAAGGCGGGAUAUCAAAUCCAAACUCUUCUUCUUCUCUUCCUGGAUCUUUCCAUCUAUGGAGUGUGGAAGAGGUAAAAUGACCCAAUGCUGUCUUAGUUUUAAAGACCUUUCAGUCCCCCUCCCCAAGGCAGUCUUGUUCAAUCUUAUAUUUUCAUCCAGAAAUCAAACCACUUUCAAAAGCCAAAAAUGUCACUGUCCUACAACAGAACUUUUACUGUGCAACAAGGUAAGAGCUUACCGUAUGUGGAGUUGUCUUAUAAUUAUUUUAUAAUGUUCUAUAAUUUAAGGGAACCUUAAGAACUUCGCUGUCCAACAGAGCUGUCAUUAUGGUCAUUCCCUUAUUCUUGUCAUUUGUAUCUAACAAGUCCUGUACACAGGACUUGGUUGGUUAUAGACCAAUCGCCUGUGAGAGUGAGUUUGCUGUCUGCAGGUUAUAGGCUCAACAUAACCCCAAAUGGAACAUUUUGCAUGAGUAUGGCUGCUUUUUAUUACAGCAUUUGUAGCUUGAUUUUCUUCAUCUGGAUAUACUGUGGGUAGUGCACAGAACUUAAAACCUGAUGAACUAAAAAACAAUGAAAUGCCUUCUGCAAUUACUGACAGUCUCCCUCACCUGUGUUGAUGAGCACUUGUUCCACUAAAUGAGUUUCUUCUAUCCUAAAUGACCUGUAUAGUUUAAUGUCCUUGUAAUGACUUUGUCUAUAUAUACCCUUUUAGUUGCAUGAAGUGAAACCGGCUAAGCUAUAACAUCAACUUUCCUCCUUUUCCUCCUUGUGCUUAAAGCAAAGACAUACUCCUCUCCUGUCUCUCUUUGUUAAAUGAUAUUUAUUAUUAGUGUUGAACUGCUGCUGUUCUGAAGACAGCCAAGAUAGACAGGCUGGCCACUCUGUUCUCUUUGGGUGGCAAAAAAUUGGCAUAAGUAGGAAACAGCAGUUUUUGUCUACUGGGAGAUGAGCCGCUAUCUCAAACUGAUUGAUUACUGUUUAUUUUUAGUCUGCCUAUACCUGUUUGAUCUUGAAGAGCCCAGGUGGCUGAUUAUUCUUCUCUCAAACAGACACCAUGCUUGUUACAGGAAUUAUUAUGCUAAUCCCUUGUUCAGAACCUACAUGAGGCUUGGCCAAUAUUUUUUCUGCUAACAAGCAUAAUAUCAGCAUGUUUCUAACAUCUAUGAUGCUGUGUUGUGGCAUUUUGUGACAGCUGAGACUUGUCUCAAGGGCAGUAUUUUUCCUACCCACCUCUUAAACAAGAAUCAAACAAUAAUGGGUCUAUUGCUAAUCUUUAGACAAAGCUUAAUUGAAGGAUUUGUCUCAAUAGCUGAAUAAUUUGCUUCAAAAGCUGAAUGUUAAUUUGCUGUAGUUUUUUCUUGUUGUUUUUUACAUCCCCUUGGUUUGAAUUCAUGGUUUUGUUUCUCUGCUCAGUCACCGUUUGGGGGAGGACCUUUAAAAUACAGUACAUAGUUCAAAUAGCUUUUUGAAAGCUGUAGGGAAUAAUCCUAGCCAGAUUUGAACUGAAAUACAGCAAAGAGCAAACCCCUUUCAUCCAGCAUGCAAAAACAAAAGGUCCAAUAUUUUAACAAUUAUUUCUCACCAUAUUAAAACAAACACACCAGUUGUAGUCAUAUAACUGAAUCAUUUGUUUUGCAGAAAUUUGGGUUAUUUUAAAACUUCCAGUAUCCUGAUUUUUAAUGUUGUAUUCAAAAUGAUUUAUUAGUGUCCAGAGUACUGAAUGUACCCCAGAUGGGCUUUGCGAUCCAUGUCUAUUGUCUGUUUAUAAUGAAGGGGUGGACUAACUAAUGAUUUGGGCUUAUUUUGCAUAUACAGCUUAGUUCCCUCACCCUGUUUCUGAGAUAGCUGUGUUUGUUAUGACUCAAGAAUCUGCCUGUGAUUACAGUAAUCAAAAGUACACUUACAGUGGUGCCUCGCAAGACGAAAUUAAUUCGUUCCGCGAGUUUUGUCGUCUUGCGUUUUUUUCGUCUUGCGAAGCACGGUGUCGGGAAAGUUUUGGAAAAGCUUCAAAAAUCACCAAAGUCUUUAAAAACCUCAAAAAAGGCUACCACAGCACGUUCUAUGAGUUGCUCCUCGAAGUCAAGUCGCAACUGUAUUAACGGUGUUAAGAAAAAGGAAACAAACUUGCAAGACGUUUCUGUCUUGCGAAGCAAGCCCAUAGGGGAAAUCGUCUUGCGAAGCAGCUCAAAAAACAAAAAACCCUUUCGUCUAGUGAGUUUUUUGUCUUGCGAAGCAUUCGUCUUGUGAGGUACCACUGUGCUGUAAAAUGGUAUUCUUGUAAAAAAAAAGAAAAGAAAAAGGCUUCUGCUCUAAAUAAGAAAUUGGUUUAAGGCCACAAGGGGUCAUAACAGUCAUUCCAGUGCAAUAUCUUGCCAUGUUUACUUUUUGAAUAAAACACAAUUCUCUGUCUGAAAGCAAUAGCUCUGAGACUGAGGGUUACUGGAGAGGUGUGAGCUAUUUUCUUUUUCUUGGGUGAUCACUGUCCGUGUCUCAGUUGUACUAGCAAUUGGUCCUCCUAUGUUCUGUAUUGCUUCUGGUUGAUGUAUCUAUGAAACAGCCAAAAGUAGUUGAUAAGCUCCUCCUAUUUCACAUGGCUCUUGAGCUCUAUUACAUGACACCGGAAAGCAUGUUGCAUGCUUCACUAGUACAGGAAUUUAGUUCCUGCCACAGAGGAAGUUACUGUCUUUCCCAUUCCAGAGGUGUCAGUAGUGAUUGACUCUUACACUUUGCCAUUUUUAUAGGGAUAUUUUAACAUCACGUUAAAAGAAUUUGGACAUGCAGUAUCUGACACAGUUGAGCUGGCCUGAAAUAAAUCCUUUGCCUAGGGCAAAUACAUAUAUUUGUGUUGUUAUUAAUCCAACCACUUGUCUGACACCUCAUGUCAUUAUUAUAUUGUAUGCUCACCUGGGAGUAAGUCUUACUGAGCAUAAUAGGCCUUGUAAAAUCUUGUGCAUGCCUACUCAAAAUAACUCUCAUUGAGUUAUAUCAGCUGUACACCCAGGUAAGGGUAGAUAAUUGCAGUCUAGGUCAUUUGGAACAUGAGCUCAAUAUACCAAUCCCCUCUGUGUGUAGUUCCAGGAUAAUAGAAUUUGACAACACUUCCUUUUUUGUUUUUGUUUCUUCUCCCUAUUGCACUUUUUGGUAUAAAAUAUGUAUUUGCUGUGCUCAUCCUUUCCUCCCAGCUGAAGGGCUCCGCUGAUUUCCUUAGUGCAAAAGUAACUGUAGCAGGUGGAAAGGCAAGUUCUGCCAAUGCUACAUUUUCCCCUUUCAGUAUAAAGUAACUUCUUAAUGUUUCCAUUGAGUUUAUUGACUUGUAAAUAGAACUUCAACAUAUUUUUAUAGUAGAUAAUACAACUCAGAGUCUGAACAGCUUAAUUUAUCCAAGUUACAUGUUUUUGUGACUCUUCUUUUACAUGCGAGAGCAUUAGAGUAAUAUUAGAAACUUUCUGUGGAGAUAACAUUUCUUCAGAGUGUGCAUGCAUUUGAAUCACACUAUUAUCUUAAUCUUCUUUUAAAAUCUAAAACCUUUUAUGAUUCUUGAAAGGUUUCACUGUCUAGUAUUAGUAUAGUCUACAUUGUUAUGAAGUCUUUGACAAACAAGAUACUAGCAAUUCCCCACUACUCCAGAAAGUUGUAACAAAGUGCUUGAUGGUUUCUAAAGCAGGGAAUAUAGAUUUGAUCAGGCCCUAUUAAUUUAGAUACUUAGCUUAGUUGCUUUAACCAAACAUUGUUGCAGUCUUUAGUUAUGGUUAUGCUUGAUACUGAUUUAAUAUCAGGCCAUUUCAGGUUGCGAUUGGGUUUUUCUCCCUGGAAAAAAAUCCUGGUUUGUUGCAUAUAAUAUGGGGAGCCUUUCUCCUCCUUGACAUGUUGCAAUUAUGGUAGCAAAAUGUGGCAGUCCACCAUUCUGUGGGGAUCACUGUUUUCUCAUUGUACUAAUUAAAUGUUGUCUAGAAUGGGUGUCAGAUAUGAUGUGCAAUUUUGAUGGUUAAUUGGUCCAUUAUGUAUGUGGCUGGGUGGCUUCCCUCAGUGAUCAUGAUUUGUAAUUUACUUACCAACUUUACUAUUGGGGUGGAAUGUGGGGCAUGACUUGGGACCACCUGGAAUUUAAUUAAUUUUCUUCAAGACCUUUUGGCAUAUACAGGGCACAUUUUGUGUGCCUUGUGGAACAAAUAACAUUUAAUACUGAUACUAAGUGUUGCUUUUACUUUCAUCAGAGUGAGUUUUUCCUAACACCCCAAAGGUAUUGAUAUAAUACUUUACUUCCAUAACAAUUUUUCUUGUUAAGGAGGUGACACAGUUUGUUGGUUUGAUUUUGUUACACUGAAUGAAGAAAACUCUUAGUAAGGCCAGUGCACUUCACAGCAUGUUAAGCAUUACAUGUAUUUGCCAUAUAACAUAUGGCCCUCUACUCCAGGAUGGGGAACCUAUGGCCCUCCAGAUGUUGUUGGACUCCAAUUCUCAGCAUUCCUGACCAUUGGCCAUGCCGGAUGGAGCUGAUGGGAGCUGGAGUCCAAUAACACCUGGAGGAGCAUAUGUUAGCUGUCUAUGAUCUAACCAAUCAUCUAUAAAAAUAGUUGUAAGUUAUCAGUGGGUUGAAUAAGAAAUAUGGGCAGGUCAGAUCUUUUGCCAGGUGCUAUUUCAGUUGCUGAUUAUGUGAAUAUUAGAAAGCUUUUAUAGUAAGAUGGAUGCCUAGUUAAUUUUUAGUUGAUUAAUCACCUACAUUUUAACCAAUUUUAAAUAUGUGUAUUAAGGAAAAACUUUUUUUCUUUGACAGUGAAGUACAGUACAUGAGUAUUUAGUAAAUGGAAGCUACUCCAUUUAAUAUUUUGAUUCUCCCAACAAAAGCACACAAGGCUUAAAAUAGCUUCAAAAAAAUAAACAAACUUGCCCUUAUAUUUUGGUUUCACCAAUUGCUUUUAUUAAUACAAUUAAAUUGUUCUUUUUUUGAUUAAAAUUAACCCUGUUAAAGUAUCAAAUUUGCAGAUUUUUAAAGCUUGCAGUCCUAUUCCAUAAAUGUUUUCUGGCAGGAGUUGUGAAAGUUCAAAGUUGCAUUAAGAAAUAAGCAAAUUGGCUUAGAAGUUUGGUUCCAUUAGUUUAAUUUUCUCACAUGUUCAGUUCCUAACAGUAACUCUUUUCUACAGUGUGUUUCAAUAUUAUUGUAGUAACUUAUUGCUCUCCUGAAUGACCUUGUCUGUUGUUAGCUUAGUGAUAGGAACUUUAUUGUUGAGCCAAUUAAUCUGUUCUGGAAGUGUUUUGAAUCAAGGAAAAACAAGGCCUAUUCUUGGCACCUCAAUCCUGCACAUGUUUACUCAGAUUAAGGCCUAUUGCCACCAAAGAAAUAUAGGAAGCGAAUAAAAAGAGAACCCACACAAGUGAUCCUGACACAAAACCCCACACAUACACUAAGUAAAAGAAUAGAAGCAUUGCCACCCACCCCACCCUAUGCACCAUCCCCACCCUUCUCCUCUUUGCCCCCCUUCCUUCCCAACCUUAUACUGCAUGAAUACUAAUAGGGUUGCCAUAUUUCAAACAGGAUGUUGCUGAGUUUUUUGUUUUUUUAAGAAACCCACCAAAAUUGUUGAGCUUUUUUGGGGAAACUUCCGCUUAAAACUUAAAAUAGUAAUUUUCAGCUUUUGGAGAUUUUUCUGCUGCUAUUUCCAAUGCAUUGGCAUGCAUCCAGGUCCCCCCCCAAUGCUGUUUUUAUAACCCAAAGCCAGGAAAUGUCAGGAAUUUUCCUGAUGUAUGACAAGCCUAAACACUAAUGUCUCCCCCAAAAUGAAACAGAUCUGUAGAAAAAAACCAAGUUGAAAAAAGAGACAAUGCACAUAUUUUUGUAAGUUCAGAAGUCUUUAAUAAAAAUUAUUUUAAAAAUAAGGUCUAUUGGGUUCAGUUAAUCUUAUUCUGAAACAGGUUAUGUAGGCCUUCAGGCUUAAGGUAAAGGUAAAGGGACCCCUGACCAUUAGGUCCAGUCGUGACCGACUCUGGGGUUGCGGUGCCCAUCUCGCUUUAUCAGCCGAGGGAGCCGGCGUACAGCUUCCGGGUCAUGACCAAGCCGCUUCUGGCGAACCAGAACAGUAUACGGAAAUGCCGUUUACCUUUCCGCUAGAGCAGUAUCUAUUUAUCUACUUGCACUUCGAUGUGCUUUCGAACUGCUAGGAUGGCAGGAGCAGGGGCCGAGCAACGGGAGCUCACACCGUCGCAGGGAUUCAAACCGCCAACCUUCUGAUCAGCAAGUCCUAGGCUCUGUGGUUUAACCCACAGCGCCACCUGCGUCCCUUUCAGGCUUAGGUUAAUGACCGGCAAUUUACAUUUGUGUGGUCCCUCUGAGGUAAAUGGAAAUAUAUGAAUGUUAAGUGUUUUGAGUUGGGCUCUUCAGAGUUCACAUGAUUUGUGAAUUAAGAUCUUACUCUAGUGGCAACUAAAAGUGGGUUUAAUGCAGGUUAGCCACUCCUGAUCCAGCAAUAAAUAUACCAUAAAAUAUAUACACAACUUUUGUCAAAAUUCUGUGUUUAUGUGACCUUAAGAAGCUCUUGUUACUAAAAAAAAUUAUAUCCCUUGAAUCCUGUUUUCAUCCUAUCGUUUUGUGUCUCAUUUGCCUUGGAUCUCUUCUGAAUUCUUUGCUGUGGAUAGACUUUCUGGAUAACAAUUAAUUCAACUGAGGCCAGUGGCUUUUCUGAUAUUGUAUCUAAUCUUCAAAAUGAACAAUUAAUCCUCAACAAUGCUUUCUGGUGACUCAGUUUUUAUUUGACCUCUGUUCAGGGAACAUUAGUGUUUGAAGUUAAACAUAGGCAUGGAUAGGCCUGACAUUGUAAAUGGGAUCUAUUAAUUGUUUUCAUUUUAGAUGAAAAGAAAAGAGCUCUCGUGCCAUUCUCAAUCUUUGAGCAGUUUUUAGCCUACGCAUAAUUAACCUAACUACAGACAUCUUGGGAAAGCAAUGGCUUUUUGCUGGAAAAUUCAUUUUGGAUUCUCUCUCCACCAACUAAUAGUAGGCUGUGUUUACAGGCACGUUUGCACUGCAGUAGCAUUAGUAGACACAAAGCAAAACCUUCAUGUUUAAUAUCAAAAUGCUCUAGAACAGGCACGUCCAACUCCCAAGAAGAUAGCAAUCUACUCACAGUAUAUAAAAAAGGCAGUGAUCUACCCAUUGUCAUUGGAGGAUGGACCAGAGUUGUUGCUGAGCUUUUUUUAGGAAGUCAGAGCUGUUGAGCUUUUUGGGGGGGUAAAUAUCACUAAGGGCCCAAAGAUCGACCAGGAGCACCCCGCGAUCAACCUGUUGGACAUGCCUGCUUAGGCCCAGAAGUGUUUACUGCCGUUCAUGUUUGAAUCCCACAUGAGAGAUCAAGUUCUGAGGUGGAGCCAUCUAGCAGUAAGAAUUUUCUUAGUUACGUGGAUAUAACAGGCAGUGGCGGCACGUGUCCUGGGGGCGCCACCUGCGGGGGCGGGGCUCUCAGCACGGGCAGCGGGGGGGCAGCCGCAAUGGCAGCCUGCCAGGAUCGCACUGCCGGGGGCGGUGCGCUCCCCCCGCACUCCUCUCCCUCCACCAGUGAUAACAGGGUUUCUCAGAAGUUCUACCCCCCUCACCACUGAAAUGGUGGAACAGAGGCAGAACCACUCAUAAAAUGGUAGCACAGGGCAGCAGUCAUAUCACAGAACUAUAAAGUAAAAUACAACAACACUAUUACCAGAGGCGGAUCUUGAGGUCUCAAAUUUCAGCAGUGCCCUGUGUGACACCAGAAUUCAGCACCCUUGCCUCUCACCUUCCAUUUUUUAUCAUAGUUGUGGCAAUCCCUGUGCUUUCCCUGAGGCACAUGCACUGUGUGGCUGAACCAGACACACUACCCUAAAUCCGCCUCUGCUGUUAUGAUGCUUCAUUGUGGGAUGUAAAAUGGUAUCCCAUGUCACCACUUCUGCUUCUUUUAGCCCUGCAGGCUUGGUGACCUUGGGUCAGUGCUUGCGAGGAUAAAAUAGAGGACCUCCCCAAAAACUUUACCUCCCUUGAGGUAAAUGGCUCCCCAUCUCUAUUUCAUGCCAUCCUCUAUUUCAUGCCCAUUGUCCGUCCCUAGAAAAACUGAAGAAACAAUUACUUUACUGAUCUUUCUCUUUCUUUUAGAACUUUUGGAAACCUUUGUUAUAAUUUAGUACCAUUGCCAAUAAAAAAAUUGUCUUUGGGAGAGUGAUCACUAGACAGUUAUUCAUCUCCAUUCUAAAUUGUGGAAGGCAAAAUUAAUGCACAGGUAAUUAGAGCCAUUGUGCAUCCUUUUUUCUGAUAUGUUGGAAAGACUUAUAGAGAGGUUUCUUCACUUUGUAGCUUCACAUUCAUAACUGUAGUAUUGAAUGCAAAUAUAAUACAUGAACUGAAAUAAUCUCUUGUUUUAUCACAAAAAAUAAUUAUGUGAUCUGUGUUAGGCAAAACAAAUAUUUGGGCAAGGAAGGGUAUAAUUUUUUUCCAGCAGGUUAAGUAUUUGUUAUAAAAGAAUUUGGAUAUUGAUAAAGAUACCUUGUCUGUCAAACACGGAUAGACAUUGCGAGUUAAAAUUUCUAAACCUUGAGAUUUAAAUUUCUGGGGAGGAAUCAAGCAGGACUUCAUAUUCCCCCUUGCAAGCCCUGCAAAUUGGCUCCAGUGCAUUCAUCAACCCUCUGGAGCAUUUUUUUGAGGGCACAUGGAGAACCUGAAGGGAGGAGAGGAAGGUGAACUUCUGUUGCAUGGGUGGAAAUUUGUUCCUCUCACACACGGACUAGCAUUGCAUGCUACCACUGAAAUAAUCAAUGCCUUCUAUAUUAGCAGGUCUUAUUUUGGGGUUUGCUAAAUUAUAAAUUUCUCAAAGUAAGUUGAACUUACAGUUUAGCCUAGGUAUUUAAAAAUGCUAUGCAGGAUUAAUUAAAAUAUGAAGCUGAAUGGUAGCUGGUAAUGAAUUUUAAUAGAUUUGAUCCAGUUUAAUUUGAAUAUCUAUUUAAGCUAGAACUACAGCCUAAACAUUUUUUUAAAAGGCUGCUCUUUCUGAAUCUAAGAUCAUUUAUCAGUGAGGAUUAAGGUGCACAGUCUUAGAUGUCAUGUUAUAAUUUAUUUUAUAAACAUAAUGGAAAUUUUUCAGAGCUAGAAAAAUAGUUCACAUUUCUAUGGUUCACUCAAGUGCUUCUUGUAGUUUCCCUGAAAGCCUAUAUUAGGAAGUAGCAACAUAGGAAUAAAGUAAAGGUCAAAGAAUACUUAUUUUCACCCAGAAAUUAAAAACAAUUAUUAAUAUUCCACAGUUAAAUAAGAUAACAAGCUCAAGUAACUAUAGUGGUGUUUAAGGCUCUUCAGAAAUGUGAAAGGAAAGAAUUUAAAGAUAUUGGAGAAUAAGGCAGUGUGAGUUCACCAGACCCAUCAUGUCUGAAUACUCUGUAUAUUAAGAUAAGUCAUCUUCUCAAAAGAACUGGCUUUCUGGGCAUCACCGGUUUAGACUUUUUGACAUGCUCAGCUAUAUAUUAUAUGGAAUAUUAGCAAAUGUUGUGAUUAGGAUCACAUUGUGCUUAUUCUGACAUUUUCUGUUAAUGUGAACAAAAGAAGACUCAAAUAACAUCAUGUUGACAUAGCACCGAUAGGGCCAAAACCGACAGGGAUUUGUUUUGGCUGGCAAAAUACUCCCAAAUGACUUUAAGCUGCUCUGGCAGAAGUACCUGGUCGGAGCUACUUAGCCCAGUGACACCACAAAAACAUAAUAAUGAAAUGGAUGUUGUGGAAGGAAAAUGAUAAUUAACAGCAGUUGAUUUGAAGGUUUGCAUUUCCAAAAUUCCUCUUUGGUUGUGAUGUAGAGUGAAACUAGAUUGCUGUAUUAGGGUUAUUUAAAUUGUAACCCUAGCUUGCCAGACUUUCCCCAUUCCAUUUUUGAAGAGGCAGAUACUGAAAAUGAAACUGUUCUGCUUUAUGUUGAUUGCUGCUCUUGCAUAUAUUUGAGAUUCUUUAGGAGUACACCCACUAUGCACAUUUCUAGGGAAAAUUGUUGCUAGAUUUCAGCUGAUUCUAUUCAUUACCAUAGCACGAAGAGCUUUACAGCUAUUUUAUUAUUUGUAUUUAUAGUCCACCCUUCAUCAAAUGGUUCCAAUUCCAAGACAUUACAAAACAACUUAAUUAAAAUAAGUAUAGUGUUUAGUUAAUAUAUUGAGAGUAGCAGAUAUUGCUGUGCAUUGCCGUGCACUACUGUUCUGUGUUGCUGUUUUGUUCUGAUGUUGGUGGCUUAGUUUAUUGUGUUGUAUAAUUAUAUCUCUGAAUCUGGACUUUUUGCCUUCAUACAAAGGAAGAGUUCACUGUUAAUCCUUCCUGUGGGUAGUUUCAACAUGAAGGCUAUGACAGUGCUGCAACUUAGUUUGCCUCUGGUGUGGUAUUGGCUUUCAUCAUUGAAAGUGCAUUUGUAUCCACUUGUUACUUCCAGAAACAAACAUAUCCCAUGGAGUUAAUAUGAGUAAGUGGGAUGCACUUGAUUUUGGCCAUUUUUAGCUAUGUUUUAAUCAUAUAUGGCAGGGUUUACUACCCCUUUUGGUCCAUGGGCACAUUUGCAAACUGGAGAAACUUUGAUGUACACCACACAUGUACAGUGGUACUUGGGGUUAAGAACUUAAUUCGUUUUGGGGGUCUGUUCUUAACCUGAAACUGUUCUUAACCUGAGGUACCACUUUAGCUAAUGGGGCCGCCCGCUGCCACCACGCUGCCGGAGCACAAUUUCUGUUCUCAUUCUGAAGUAAAGUUCUUAACCCAAGGUACUAUUUCUGGGUUAGCAGAGUCUGUAACCUGAAGCAUCUGUAACCUUAGGUACCAUUGUAAUGUAACCAAGCUCCCAUCGCAAUCUAUUGUGUUGGGUUCAACAGAAUGCUGCUUUCAAUGUACUAAUUGCAGUGGGAGGAGGGGCAGAAGAGGUAAUCCUGUGGGUACUAUUGAAGACCUCUGUAAGUACAAAUGCACCUUCAGGUGCUAUGUUGCCGACCCCUGAUGUAGAGACAAGAAGUGUGCAGUUGCUCAAAGUGCAAUGGAUAUGAUAAUUUCCUACCCUUUUGAUUAAACUUUCCUUUCAAACCAGGAGGACUGAAUUGUAGAUUUUUUGUAAAGCAAUCCAGUGGAGUUUGGGAUUUUGCUCUUAGUUAACCAGUGUUACAGAACUAGAUUGUAUGAUGACAUUAAGCACAAUUUAAUCUGUUACAGCGUUCUCAUAUUGCUUGAAGAGACACUAAAGCAGAAGUGACUUUGUUAUAAUUUUAAAACACUGUACCUUUUUCCUUAUUGGGGAAGCCCAGAAUUCCUACAGGGCUUUGCGUAUAUAAUUUUGCAUGGAGAGCCCUUUCCUUAUUUUUAAAGAUAAGAAAGCUGCUUGAAACAUACAUUUCUGCCAUGAGACCAAUAUAAAACUGGAAAAUACCACACUUAAAUAUAGCUCUGCAGUUACUAAAAUUAAAAAUGAGGGUGCUGGUAGACAAACAACCUCUGCUCAAGUACAUGUAUGAUAAUUUAGACAUUGGGUUGCAUUGUCUAUUGGAUUUUUUGCAACAUUUGCUGCUGUUUAGUUACAAGCUGGUAUAUUGACUCUGCUGCAUCUGCAGUCCACUGUGCUUGUUAUAACAGCUUAUUUUCAUCCAAUAGAACCCUUUGGGUUGGGAGGGAUCAUCUGUGACUCAUCUAGCUUGUGCAUUGGGGCAGAAUUGAUUUAAUUAUGCUUAAAUAUCACUGAUAGAUGGGUGUCGAGAGAGAGCACUCUGCUUUGGAUCUCUGCAGAGCUGUUAUCUGGAAGUGCCCUUGGCAAUUUGUCCCACUGCCUGGCAUCAAAUAUUUUUGUCACGUUCGAGAUGUUUUUAUUAUUGUGGUAUUUCAGAUGAAGGACUCCAGUCAUGCAAGCUUGUUUAUAACCUAUCAGAUAAUGUUCUUUAUUUGAUUUAGGGCAGUGGAUCACAGGCCUCUUCCAAAUUGCAGAGCCCAACUGACUUCAUUUGGGUCUAGUCCAUGCAUAAGUGUCUACAGGAUAAGUUUUUAAUGAAGUACAAUAAAAAUGAGUAAUUCAGAAACUUGAUUUUCUGUACUAAACUGGCUAAAUUAGAUGAGUUCUCUUUAAAAGUGAAAAGGAUCUAGGAGUAUACAAAGGGAUUGUAGGGCCAUGCCUUUUGCCCUGACUCCAUUUUAACAUGCAGCUUCUUCUGACUUCCCCGGGCAAGUAUAUGUAGUGGGAAGUCAGCUGUACUUGUGUACAGCUCCCCACAUGGUUUGGAACCUUUAUCAUGCGGAGCUUGAAGCAGGCUUCCCACUUCAGAUAUUUGACCUAAACACACUAGAAACCAAAAGAGCAAUGUAGCAAUAAUGGUGAGGCUAGAAGUGUGGUGAGAUACAACCAAAUUAGAACAAGGAACAGUUUCCAACUUGCUAUCCUGGCAGGCAUAAAAACAGUAUUGAGCUCAUCCACUUCUUGGCUAAGCAGAACCUCCUGAGUGCUGUUCUACCUAACAUUUCCUGUUACAAUUUCUUGGCUGUCAUAUUUCAUGAUUCCACCUUGCAAAUUUUCUUGUUUGUAUAAUGGUGAGGCCAUGCACUAUUGAAGAACUAUCUGGCAAUGAAUAAAUGAUGCAGCAGCUCUCCAGCCAACCUUAAUGUACUACUUAUGAAACUGCAAUUACUAAAACAUUUUAUGAAGUUUAUUACUAGAUGGCAAGAAUGACUCUGCAGAAAUGGGCUCCUGAGAUUUUAGGCAUGUGGAAAAACCCUAGCUUUCAAAAUUGCUUUAUUUUGUCUUUUAAAAAAUGAUCUGUGGUUUGGUGAGCACUGCUCUAAAUUAAUUUUUUCCUAGUGGUUAUUUUUUAUCCUUGCUGUUUGCCAAUGGAUCCUAAAAACAUGCCUCCACUCACCCUGGAUGAUGAAAUGGUAAGGAACCAUUAGCUAUUUUUGAGGUAGUUUACUUUACAAGAAACAGCAUGAACAAUACUACCUGAGUUUACUUACAGAGCUUUGCUGUCUUUCUGUGCAUCAUAAGCUGAGUCAACACAACAUAUGUUGCGUUGAUUCUGUAAAUCCACAAACACAAUAGGUUGAUGGGUGAAAUGGUCUUGUGUGAUGGAUCAUUUAUGGUACUGCUUAAGCUGCACGUAUAUGGUCAAAGAAGUUUCUCCAACAGUGGAAUGAUUACUACUUUGUGUGUGUUUCCCCAGUAGGGUCAUGAGAUAAGAAUUUCAAAAAGUGAUCAUGCAGCAUCUGUUCUUGGGAGUGCUGUGGAACCUGGCCUCAAAGCUGUGAGGGUAUUGAAAUAAAGCAUAUAUUUUAUUUUCUGUGAGAAUGUGGUAGGUUUGUAAAAAAAAUUCCUUAGUCCCCCAAUGACAAGUAGGAAUCUUCUGCAGUUAACCAUGCAAACAAACAUUUUUCAAAGGUUAGCUCUUUCCUUUACGCCAUAAAUAAAAAGCAUAAGCAUGUGUGGGCAAGUAUUUUUUGUUAUACAGUAAUGGUAUGAUUGAAGAUCCUGCCUAGCGUAGGAGAUCCCCUAGGCAAGGGAUGGUGGCAUGGAGCAGAGCAAGAAUUGAAAUGCAUUGGUUUCCUUCAGAUUAAAAUAUUAAACUGGUCUGGGAAAUCAUAGGGACCAGUGGAGAUUGUUAGGCUAAACCUAGGCAGUAAUGUGUUGGUUCAGGAUUCAGUGGUGAAACCUUGACUGUGCUCAAGAGAUUUCUUAAGAUAUGUUGUGUAACUGAAAGUAGCUGCUUGACUACAGGAAACAAAAUUAGUACAAAAAUAAUUAUGCAUAAACUUUCUCUGCCGCACUAAGUCUUACCUGGAAGUAGACCCCAAACUAUCGCUAACAUGAGAUUAAUUCUCACUGUGGUGACCACAGUAUAAAGAUUUGACACAGGUGACAUGUAUUAGAUAGCUCAUUUUUCCUGAUGUGGAAGGAUUUGCUUAUUAAAUGUCCCUCUGGGCCUUCCCAGUGAACAUAGUACAGAUCUUUAAGUGCAGAGUACUUCACUGUUCUUGGUUAGCUCAUAUAUUUUGUGCAGCUAUAGUGAAGGAGUGAACUCUUGAGGUUGCUGAAGUCAUAGACCAUUCAGUUGCUUCCUGGUAGUCAGCAUAUGAGGUGUGUAGUAUUCAUGCAGAAACUGCUAAUGCUUAAUCAUGCAUUUUAUCAUUGGCCUUUUGCUAUUGGUGUGUGAAGUGGUGUACAAAAGAGUCAAAGCAGCAUUUUCCUCAAGAGCUUCACAAGAGGAUGGUUGAUCGGCAGGUCUGAAACUUAAUCAAGCAAAUGGGGACCUUGGGAAUAUGGCUUGAACAGCUGAAAAUGGGAGCUUCCAUGUCCCAGAUGAAGUAUCUGCAUUUCUACAAUGGGUAAACUCUCUCUGUGUGGUUUGGACUUGGUUGAAUGUCACUUUCUAAAACUCUAGUAAGAGAUGAAGAGAGGCUUUUGUUCUGGUGUGUCCUUGCCUCUCCCUGGGUAAAAAGUAAUUUUUAUACAGCUAUCUACAGAAAUAGAUAACGGGAUAGAAAGGAGCAUGAAUUUCUACCUGGAAUGGAGGUGAGAACAGGGCAAGUGUGCAUAUGAAGUGUAUUGUUCUCUAUACUGGGUACAAAAAGGACUGACCAGGCUCUCUGCCUUUUAGGUGUCAAAGUUGGUGGGGUAUACAUGCCAAACUACUAAAUCACUGUCAUUCAAGCUAUUAUAACACGGUUGUUUUAACUUCUGUAUGCAGCUGCUGAGACCAAGACUCUUGAAUUUCCUUCUAAAAUGAUGCAGUUCUCUUCUCACCUUUGAUACAUACCCACACUUAAUAUUUCUUCAAAUAAGAACUAGUAUGAAAAGGGUUCUGUGUUCAUUGUUAAGACAUUGGUUUCAAUUGUCAUAAUUUUUGUGCUGGUGUGUAUUUGAUUCUGGCUUUCUUCCAUUUACCCUCAACACUUAAAAAGAGCUACUGUUGGCUGAGUGAAAUGUGAUUUGUUUUCUAAAAUGGCCACAUGCUAUUUCAAUGCUAAUGGAAUCCUGCUGACUUGUAUCAGUUCUAAUUAUUAAGAGCAGGUUACUUGACUCUGUACAGAUCCUGUGCAGAGGGAGAAUAAUGAAGAGUUUAUGUAAACAAGAAACAGGUGGUAGUUUAAAUUCAGUUGCUUAAACUCCCCUGCAUCAAUGUAAUGCCACAUCUGAGAGUCUGCCUUGGCUCCAGUUGUGUGUAUAUUUUUGUGAUUGGCAAUGUGGGCAGCCGCUCCCCCCAUGCCACUGCAGGCACCAGCUGGCUGGCUGCAUGCAACUUCCGCUCCACGCCGCUGCAGGAAACUCUCCCGAGAGCACACGCCUCCUUCAGUGACAUGGGGGAGAGUUGCGUGCCCGCAAACCAGCUGGCUGGCGGGCGCAUAGCUUCCCUCCCACAUCGCUGUGGGAAAUGCUCUCCUCCUGCAGCGGCAUGGGGGGAGUUGCGUGCAUGCCAACUAGCUGGCUGCCAACCAGCUCCCCCCUCCCCUCACGCCACUAUCAGUGUAUUGGGCGACCCCAGUUUUUUGACAUGAUUUUUGAGUCAAAAAACCUCGUGUAAUACAUGGAAAAAUACGGUAGCUCUGCAAACUGGGCUCUCAUCUACAGAGCCACAGUCUGUAUGUGCCUUCCCCUCAGCAUGUGAUGAAGAAACCAGCUGCCCAUCUAGUAUAAUUCUUGAGGUUUAGAGACAUAUCUGGGACUCCUGUGUUCUCUCCUUUUGGUACAUUGCAGUUUAGAUAGUAAGAGUUCGUUCUUGGGAGCAGAGUGGCUAAUGUGUGGUUUUGAAAGUUCCCUACUUUGGGGCAAAGGUGAGCUAGAUCUUGAGGACUGUUAUAGAUACUUCAUGUGGAUCUGGAACAAUAUUUUAUUAAGAGACAGAUUGACGUCUAACAGCGUGUGACUUAAGCCAGUACACAAUGUUAAAAUUGUUUUUUGGAUACUACUAGGGGGAAGACCUGUGAGGCACUGAGAUAAUUUAAAUAUGAGAAUUGUGAACUAACUUAAAUAAUAGUUACUAUUAACCUUUAAUUUGUGGCAGCUUAACUCCUGUUGUUGUUUUCUACACCCACAUUAAUAGAUCUAAGGAUCAAUGGAGAUGACUUCAGGAUCUUUCAUAUGUGUAGUACCAAGAGUGAGAGUCUCUUUAAAAGCUGUACUUCUUUGCCUUCUUAUAUACAGCAUGACUUUUGAAAAUAAUAAGCUUGUUAGGUUAGGUUAUCAAACCAGUCACCACUACUGACUAUUUGUAUAUGGGGUGGUGGUGGGAAAUCUGCACUUUCAGAAAAGCAGAGUAUUCUGAACUUCUCCUCUGCCUCCUCUAUUUUCCAUGGUUGUCAGCAGUCAAAAGAUAUUGAGACACAGGGUUUUCUUCUGAUGCAGAAACAUGCAAGUCUGAACAGACCUUCUGUUCAGUAUCCUGAUCUGUGAAUUACCUUGUUGCCGACUCAGGACAUGUUUUGGCUUGGCUUAGUGUGGCUAAUUGGCUUUGUCAUAGCUUGGAAUGCAAGGGAAGAGAAGUCCUUGAAAUGACCUUGUUGGCAGCUGUUUAAUGUGGAAGUUCUGUUUGACUUUGGAAAUGUUGGUUUAGAACAUGAGAAAGUAAGUUGUCUGUUGUGUCCCAUUGUGAACUGGGAAUUAAAAUAUCAUGCCUAGUGUGAAAGAGUAGUACUAAUGGAGUGGGGAGGAACCAGGAGAAGAAAACAGAGCAACAUAACUUAAUUUUGUAUGAUAAUUGAAUAUUUAAAAUACCAAAGUAACUCUUUUUGAAGAAGGUAGCAAAAAUCACAUGGAAUAUACCAUACAUAAAUUUCCCAGUUUUUGAUGUCCUGAUUAAUAUUGGAGCAGAGGAGAGCCGGGAGAGAAGUUGAAUGCAUCAUGGUGAAUGCACUGUAUAGGCCAGGGGUAGGCAACCUAAGACCCGGGGGCUGGAGGCAGCCCAAUCGCCUUCUCAAUCCGACCCUUGGACAGUCCAGGAAUCAGUGUGUUUUUACAUGAAUAGAAUGUGCCCUUUUAUUUAAAAUGCAUCUCUGGGUUAUUUGUGGGGGCAUAGGAAUUCAUUCCCCCCAUCCCCUCCAAUAUAGUCUGGUCCCCCACAAGGUCUGAGGGACGGUGGACCGGCCCACGGCUGAAAAAGGUUGCUGACUCCUGGUAUAGGCCAUACAAAGCAAAGCUUUUGAAGAAAGGCUGUCCAGUGGCCUCUGACUUGUUUCUUUGAGCCUGUUGUGUUAGGCAUCACCUUCUUGUAAGAAUUAAAUCCAACUAUUUCAAAAGGACAAAUGAAUGCCCAGUUGUGUGUUACAACUCUUCAUGUUGUUAGGGACAGGGGGAAGCCUUUCAUUUCAGAGUUUGUUUUGUGAUGGUGGUUUUUCAAAUUUGUCUUAUCCCUGAGCAGAGAUGAAAAGUGGAACUUGUGUUUGAUGCUUAGUAUCUCAUUGCUUUCCAGUAUUGUGUCCUAAUUUACUGAUGCUUGUGUUCUGCUCUGUAGAGUAAUCCUAGGUCAGGGUGAGCAAUAUUUGGAACACCUAGUGGAAAGAUGGUGCAAAUUUUUUGCUAAAGGAUAGGAAUAAAAAAUUAAGUAAAGAUCCUGAAUUUAAUAUUGCACUGCUUGAUGUACGUUCUGCAAACAAACUUCUUUGAAUUUUAGGAUAACAUUCUCAAGAGCUUCAUUAUAGAAGAGAUCUUGAGUACACUGCUACUCAAAAGUAGCAAGAUGCUUUUUUGUCCCAUAUGAUCAAUUUAAAGUACAAUACUUUAGGGGAGAUGGAAUUCAGUUUGCUCUCCUUAUGGUUUGAGAAAGAGCAAUGUAGUUAACUGGGAUGUAUAUUCACAGCACAAGAUGGUGUGUUGAUGAUGUGUCUUUUGUCUACAUUUACGGGCAACAGGGCAUGACUUGAAUAAUUUUAUAUUAUUUAACAUAAAAUCUGUCACUUUUAUCCCUCAAGCCAUGUCCUAUUGCACUUCCUCUCAAGUAAUUAUUCAAGGAAGAACCCUCCCCAUUGAACUUGAUACUGUACUUGUUUUUAUGAAGUUUUUGAAGAAAGCGACUUUGUUGCAUUCUUUCAGCACUGGCAUUGCUAAUAGCACUCAGGAUAUUUCUCUGUAUGGGAAUGCAAAUUAUGGAAUUGAUUUUAGUAGUGGAGUUAAGCACAUGCACAACUCUCUCUGCUUUUGAUUUACAUAAAAAGGACAUUGAAAGGGCUUCAAUUUAGCUACACAGGCCUGUUGCAGGCAUCAGGUUUACAAUCUAGGAGUUUGCAACCUUUUUUUCUUUCCCCUUCUGUUAUAAUUAAUGUAAAUUGUAAACUCCUUGGGAUGGGGAAUUGUAUUUUGCUUAUAUUUUCUUAAAGAGCCUUUUACAGUGUUGUCACUAGAUAAAUUUAUAAUUUUGUACUAUUAGAAAAAAAUCUCAACUCAGCAUUAGAUUGUUGGCAGCCUUGUGUAUGUUUUAGCUUUGUUUGAAAUGCUCUGUGAAAGAUAGGAGUAUUCUGGUUAUCAUAAAGUGGCUUAGAAACAUAGCUGCAAGCAAGAUGUCUGGAGGAAGUGGUUACAAUUAUUGCAUAAUUGGUUGCAUUACUCUACAAAUAUUAGUUGUAGAAAUCAAUAAUGCUUAGAUGUGUAAAUAGCAUGUAUAGCUAGAUGACAAACUUGAGUAUAAUGACUUUUAAAUGCUUGUAAUGUGUGUAUUUUUAAAAUUGCCCCCCAAAAUACCCUAUGGUUUUAAAUUAUGGGAGAGACCUUUCAUGUUUGAAAGCUCAGAAGAAGUAAUAUGGCCCAAACACAUGCAAAUGGACAUACUCUUGACCUAGAUUUUGCCAUGGAACAGGCUGGUGUGAAUCCAUUGAUGGAUUGGGGGAGGAGGGCUUCUAGUAAGCCAAUUGUCAUGGAUGGAUCAUUCUCUGAUAAGACUUAGGCUGACAGUGGCACACUGUAACAGCUGGGGGACCCAUUGACUUGGUCUGCCUAGACUUAAUGGAAUACAAAGGCUUUCUGAAUGCUCUGGGAGAUUUUCCAGUUGACAUGACUGACACUUGGUUGAGGCUCUGGUUUCUCUUUAGAAUGAUGACAAGAAAAGAGUAAAAUACACAAACAGGAAGGUGGACAACUGGAGUACAAGUGGCAUAAAUCCUGAUGUGAAUCUGCCUGGACACAGAUGACAGCACAUUAUUGCUGGCAGUGGCAGCAGUGAAGAAGAUAUAAUUUUCUGCUACCAUUGCAACUUCUAGUAUCUGUUCAACAGUGUCUUUUUGAGUGAUCAGUGGGUUUGUAACAUCUGGAUAGAAAAAGGCGAUGAUGUGGCAACCAUUGGAGCCUACUGUGACAAAUUUGCAAAACGCUAGAAGCAUACAAUUGCUCAGAUUCACAUGGCAUUGGAUAUCACAGAGUGAGUCCUGAGGAAAUGUCCAGAGCUUCUAGUCAGGGUCUUUUGGAUCAGUUCCAUCUAUUGAUGAGCAUGUGGACAAGCUACUUGAAGGAUUUUGGACAACAACAUGCCCUUCAACCUCCUCCCUUGCUUAUCAUAACUAAUAAAAACUAGCUGAAGGAAUGUGACUAGGCAAGUCCUGGGUGCGGUGAAUGCCUUGCUAUGGGUAGGGGGAGGUACCAUUGGCCCUUAAGGAAGCAGUGGUGCAUCCCCUUCUCAAGAGGAUCUUCCUGGACUCACAGGUGAUCGCCUAAUAACCAGUAUCCCCCUUUUUUGCAAGGUGUUCAAGAGGAUAGUGAUGGUUCAACAGCAGACAUGUUUGGAGGAAGCUGAUUUUCCUGACUCAAUCUUGCUUUAGGCCUGGAUAGGGCACUAAAAUUGCCUUGGUUGUCCUGAUUCAUUAUGUUUGUCAGGAGAGGGAUGGGGAAGUGCAACCUUGUUUGUUUUGCUUGAUCCCUCAGGAACUUUUGAUACCAUUGACCAUGAUACCCUCCUCUAGAGCCUUUGAAGGUUGGAAGUUAGGGGCACUGUGUUUUAGAGAUUUCAUUCCUACCUCCAAGGCCUAUUUCAGAGAGUAACAGUGGGAGACUCUUGCUUAGUUCCUUGAGUUCUCAUGUCAGUCUUUUCCCUCUUGCUCUAACAUCUAUAUGAAGCCAUUGGGAUAUAUCGUCAAGGGCUUUGGAGUGAGGUGCCAUCAGUAUGCCAAUGCCAUCUAGCUCUAGCUUUCUAUUCCACCUGAAUCAGGAGGGGCAGUUCAGAUGCUGGACCAUUACGUGCAGGCAGUAAUGGGCUGUAUGUGGACCAGGAAAUUGAAACAAUCCAGGUAACUUGGAGGUACUGUGUGUUGCAGAUUAUUGAAUCUGGGAAGAAGGGAGAUGGGUGGUUUUGGAUGGGAUUGCAUUGCCGUGGAAGAAACAGGCUCACAUUUGACCCAUCUAUGUCAUUUGAGGCCCAGGAAGCCUUGGUGGCUAGGAGUGCCUUUUCUAGAUGAUUCACCAGCUAUAGCUGUUCCCGCACAAGAAUAGCCUGGCUACUGUGAUCCAUGCUCUUGUAACUUCCAGACUGUACUGUUGCUAUGCAUUCCAUGUGGGACUGCCAUUGAAGACUAUUCAGAAGCAGCAACUAGUGCAGAAUGUAACACCUAGUGGGUAUCUAUGGCUGCAGACAUUAUGCCAGUCUGAAAAAUUAUGCACUGGUUUCCAGUCCGUUAACAAGAUGAAUUUAAGGUGUUAAUACUGACACAGACCCUAAAUGAUUUGGAGCCCAACCAUUUGAAGAAGUGCCUCCUCCCACAUAGACAUGCCUGGGUGUUAAGAUAAGUAGGUGAGGCCCUGAUACCAGCACUACCACCUUUUGUAUUUUAAGGGGUAGGGGUGAGUGAGAGGGGUACCUUGCACCAUCAUUGUAUGGCUUUUGAUGAUUAGUCAAGGUGCACCAAGGCCUUCAGUUGAGUGGAUGUUUCUGUGUUACUGGUCUAUGUGGGUGUUUACUUUAUUUUGUCUUUGGUUACUUUUUGUAGUUUUUAUUGAUUACUUUAAUGUAAAUGCAGUUUUAAUUGGGAUAUUUUUGUAGCCCAUCCUGGGAAGGGGAGACUAUAAGCACUAAAUAAAUAAAUAAAUUUUGAUUGCAAGAGAAAUUUUGCUUUUCUACCUCCUUCCCCCAGCUCUAAAGUUAAUGUAGCUAUUAAAAUAGCUUCCAUUUCAGGAACCCAUUUCUGCUGCUACACUCAAAUGAAAAGCAUUUUGAAGUUUACAGGAUAAUUAGACUGUAAGUGUCUGAAAAAAUUGUAGGCAUUUCAAUCAACAGUUUUCCCAAUUGUUGUGCUCUCCUUAUAAUCUAAUGCAUGGUUAGCACAAGACAAAAACUCUGCAUGUCUAUCGCAGCUGGAAUGUUGCAAAGGAGGGAAGGUAUUUAUUUUCUUAAGUCUAUUUUGGUUUUGUUUUAAAAUUUUCCUCCUCCCUUACUUUUAAAUGGCACUUUUCCAUUCUCCUUGAAUAUUCUUUGACCCUGGAAAGAUACACAGCUACCUUCCUAUUACACCACAUACCCCUUCUUCUGCUUUCACUAUUUUUGGGAGGAACUAGUAAAUUUGACUUGCCUAAGCUUAAUGCUAGCUUCUAAACUGAUUUUAUGAGCUCUGAUUCUAGAUCACAUCUCAUACUAAUGGAAUCAUAAUCUACAAUGUGGGUAGAACUAGCUUUUAAAUGCUAGUUGUGCAAAAAUGAAACAGUUGUUGAUGUGUGGUAAAUGACAGGACCAUGUAUAGGCAGAAUUAAGUUGAUGUAUUUGGAAAAAUCUGGUUGUGCUUCCUCAAGGUAGUAGAAUUACUGUUUUUGUUUUUCCUGUUAUUCCUGAUAAGUAUUCAGAUAUAUACAUUGUUUAUUUUUUUAGUGUGUUAAUCAAAAAUGUAUGAUCUUAAAGUGGGGUGGGGAACUGGAUCUGGCCAGUGGUGGGUCAAAUCCUUAUUUCCUUCACUCUACCCCCAGCAACAGGCAAACUUUGACAAGUGGGAAAGUUUUCCUUUCCUUCAUGGUUUGAAAUAAAAACUGAUGUGGAUAAAAGCACAUGGUGUUAGUUGCAGGUGUUCAUGAUCAGCUGAUUGUCAGCCCUUGGAAAACCCUAUGCCAUGAUGGUCAGCAGUUGCAAAGCGCUGUGCUUCCCCAGUUGCACUAGGGAGUUUUCCUUUGGGGCUUGUUAGCACUGUCUGAAAGUACCAUUUGCAGAUCAACACUUGGGCACUCAGUUUACGAACCCAGUUGCUCAAGCCAUGUCUUUACCUGCCCAGGGGGACACAUCCUGACCUAAUUAAACCUGCCAGCAAGCUGUUCCCAAUCCAUGGGCUAGAUGGUUUCAUGUUCUGAUUGUACAAUGCAGCUUCAUAUUUCUAUGCAAAAUGUGGAGUAGGGUGGUAAAAAAAAAAUGGCAACGAAUGCAUUGUUGUCACAUCUUAUUGACAAAACUACUGAUUUUUGAGUGGAGUAAAACAUGCACUUGUACAUUUAAAUGAGGGUUCUCAGCUGGGGGACAUUGUUAUGCUAUUACUAUCCUGGAGCCAGAGCAGAAGAUAUAUAGUUAGGGUUGCCAUACAUUCGGAAUUUCCCAGACAUAUUCAGAAUACUGCAGCCGCAAGUAUACAAAACUGAAAAAGGCUCAACAACUUUUUGAAAUGUGGCAACCCUAAUAUACUGUACUAUAAGCAAUGCCAAGUCUGUCCACUUUUGAUAUGAAGUAGAUGACCAGCGGAUAUACCAACAUACAAACACAAAUUGCUACAUUUGGGAGUUGUAACACGCAACUUGGACAAUGACAAAUUUACUUAAACAUUUGCUGGCAAAUAGAAGACAAGCACUUGACUUUAAUCUUUCUCUGCUGCUUAAGCCACUACAUGUGAAGUAUGUAUACAGAUAAUGAAUUUUCUCCACCUACUACAAGAGAUAUGUGUUACCAUCUGUGGCUGCAGUUGUCAGAUUGAAGUGAAUAAUGAAUCUGGUUGGGAGUAAGAUGAAGUAAAUGGAUAAACAAGAAUAAUCCAUAACAGGCAACCAUAUAACAUUUGGUUAUAUGUCAGUGAAGACCACCCAGGACAGGCAACAAUUUGCGCAUAGUUUGUCUUCUCUGAUUUUUUUAAAAAGCAGGUCACAAGACAGAAUGUUCCAGAGAGCUCUGUUUAGGCUGAGGAUGGUCCUCCCUUCAGGUUAUAAUAUAAUGUUAACUACCUGCCUCUGUAAAUGUUUGUGCACCCUUGAACAAAUUCGUUGCAGUUCAAAUUCAUUGCUAGCAUAUGAGUGUUGCAGUGGACGUCUUUUUAAAAAAGUGUACUAGCCUACCUGCCUGCACAUGUGCUAGCCAUUUUGUGGCCUAAAACAUCCUAAGUCACUUUAAAGAUUCUCUGCCUGAAUGCAUGAAGGCAGUUCUUACUUACCACAGGGAACCAGGUGAACAACAUUUGCAAGCCUGUACUAUGAUUUAAGAACUUUAGCUAUAUUUUCCUAAGGCUAUGUGGCCUAUGCAGGGAAAACACAAGAGACAAAACAUGAGGUUUGAGCUGGAAGUGGGGGAGCCAUCAUAAGUGAUUAAUUUUGAACUGACUGGGAGGGGGAAAGCAUUUUGAAAUCUCCCCAAAGCCUUUAUCUAUACAAGAUAGUAGACUUGGGCAGUCAGCCACCACUUCACACAUAGCCUACUAGUACAAAGGCCCCGCAGCCAGUGCUUAAUGCAAAUUUGCCUGUGUGCUGCAUGUGAUGAGGAUGCACUUUGUCGGGAUAUUUGCCCUAUGAAAUCUUUGUCCCAGACACUGCCUGUGGGUUAUUCUUUUUAGCAUUUAGCAUGGUGUUGUUUUUAAGUGCUGCUGUUUCCCAAGUCCUUCUUUCUUUUAUAUUUAACUUUCACUUGCCCUUAAACAUAGGUGGCUGAAUGCCAGCUCUUCAAAAUCCACUUAGCCAGUUUCCCCUUUUAAAAUGAAAAAUUGCCAGAAUGGCUAUUCUCUCAAGCCUGAGGUUUAAUGAAGUGUGAAGAGAGCAUUGGUUAAUUCCCGCCGCCGCCCCCCCCCGAAAGCUCUACGUUACAUUUUUAAUAGAAGAAAGGAUAAACGUAGCCUUGUGAGCGAAGAGUUUGAUAAGGUCUGGAUUUUGCUGUUUUUGAACAACCAGCAACUGCCACAGACAAGGUCCUCUUGAGAGAGGCAGAUAUAUUGGCCUACUAGAUUUUGAUAUGAGUGAAGCCUGGGUCCAAUGCUCAGCUUGCUCUAGAACAGGGGUUCUAAGUUUUUGCAGAAAACCCCAUCUUUCAAUUCAAUAAAAAGAAAUAUAGUAACUGCAGUAAGAACAAUGUUUUGUGGGGGUUUUUGGCUGAUGAUACUCAUGCUGGCUCAGUUUUGGAUACCACAACAAACCAUGGUUAAGGAGGGUUACGUAUGGUUUGGCGUGAUGUUUGAAUAGAGAAACUAUAGUUAGUAUCUUUGCACCACAGUAUCAAUUGCACCACAGAAUCAGGAGAGCAGACCUGGUAAAAAAUGAAAGCAGAUAAGCCGCUCUUAACUAUGGCUUUAUGUUUAUGUUUGGAAGGUUGUCAUGGUUUGGUGUGUUGUGUCGUCCUAGACCCAGGACCUGAAAAAACAUGAUUUUGGGAAUUUGUAGCAUGUACUAAGUCAAUUAGGGCACCGCCUGCAAUGUUUUUCAAUCUUGGGUCCCCAGACUACAACUCCUAUCAUCCAUGACCAUUGGCUAAACUGCAUGGGGCUGAUGGGAGUUGCAGCCCAACAAUAUCUGAAGUUUGAAGAACACCGGAGGAAGCUGUGCUCCAAGUAGAGAGGCAUUCAUUUUCUAUAUUAAAUCAAGUUAUAUUUAAGAUCAGCCCUUAGGGAAUUAUGACUGCUGGGACAGCUGUAAGCCCAAUGUCUCAGAAUGGUCCUGUUUUUCCAUCUGUUAAGUAAGUCCGUGGUGUUCUCUUAUUGAAAAUGCCCUCGAAGUGAUAGAAAAGCAUUGUUCCAAUAUUAUUAGAUUGGAUAACAAAGGUGGAUAUUAAGACAUCUUUCCCUUAAGCAAUUCAAUCAGAUCAGGUAUUUCUAAUGCUCUUUUCUUGAUUUUGAAUAACGGGGGUUGCAUUCCCCAACCUUCCAAUAUUAGGUUUCUUACCCUGUUUUUUUAUUUAAUAAACAUUACAGUGAUACCUCAGGUUAAGUACUUAAUUCGUUCCAGAGGUCCGUUCUUAACCUGAAACUGUUCUUAACCUGAAGCACCACUUUAGCUAGUGGGGCCUCCCACUGCUGCCACAUUCCUGGAGCACGAUUUCUGUUCUCAUCCUGAAGCAAAGUUCUUAACCUGAAGCACUAUUUCUGGGUUAGCGGAGUGUGUAACCUGAAGCGUAUGUAACCUGAGGUACCACUGUAUACCGCCCUUCAACAGAAACACUCAGGGUGGGUUACAAUAUAAGAUUCAUAUAUAGAGUUGCUUCAAGAUGUCAGGCUGAGUAUUUUUGUGAACUACAGGUUGAGUAUUUAUGUGAUUCUGAAUAAAAGCCUUUAACUUUCACAGAACUACCUUGUGGUUUCUUUGAGUGAUUUGGCAAGGAUCCAAAAAGCUACUUGGGACACGCCCAGUCCAAUUGUCACAGAGUAAAGCUCUGUGUGUGUGUUUCUAAAGUGCUGGGCGGGGUGCGGUGGGUGGAUCCCAAUCUUUGUCUAUUAUAUCAACCUGUGCUGGUGUUGGUACUUUCACUUAUAUGACAUUUCAUGAGUUCCUUUUGUGUCAAACAUAACAACUUUGAAAAUAAAACCCAGAUAUCACAGUAAAAACAGCAACCAACAUUUUUUAAAUACAAACAAUAGCAUUCCAAAUAACAUAGUAACAACAAGAAAAUGGCAUUAACUUUGUUGUCCAAGUGGAAAACAAAUUAAACAAACAUUUCCGACAGCAAAAUAUAACCCAGGAAAUAGCUUGGUGGCUCUUACUCUACAAAGGACAGAUAAUUCUGUAGGGUAUAGGCCACUCCAGAGAAGGCCUGCUUCCUAAAAUUUAUACACCUCUUGAUUGUGAGAAAACCUCUAAGUGGUUUUCAAAAAAGAAAAAACAAUAAAAUUAGAAAUAAAACAAUAAUCAUACAUGAGGCACAAAUACCUUAGAAAAUGGUAGCUUAGAAAAGGGACUUGACACCUUUCCGCAGGGCCUGCAAGACAGAGCUGUUCCACCAGGCCUUUGGCCAGGGCACAGCCUGACUCCCUCCUUCGGCAAUCCUCGCGGAGCUCUGGCCCAAUGGUUGCCAGUGGCCUGAAUUAAUUAAUUUUAUAAUGAAUGAUUUUAGAGUGUUGUGUUGUGUUGUACUGUUGUACUGUUUUAUUGUUGUUAGCCGCCCUGAGCUCGGCUUCGGCUGGGGAGGGCGGGAUAUAAAUAAAAUUUAUGAUGAUGAUGAUGAUCAUGAUGAAAUACAUAUGUAGAUCAUUGUGGUUGAUCUGAAAACAUAAUCCUGAAUCUUGUGGUACACAAUCCACAGCUUGACAAGCUACAGUGGACAGUGAAGGCAGUGUUCUGCUUCUGCAGUCAGCUUCUGACUUACGUUUGAUGUAGGUUAGCAGAGCAUCUGUUCUGCAGUUCAAUCUCACUAUGCAGCUCCAUGCCUCCCUGCUUCUUGGUGUUCAUCAGUCUCUUUCCCUGUCUGCCCUUUAGAAUUUGCUGCUGUUAUAGGUUCAUCAAUUUGAGCAGAUGAGAGAUGGGCCAUGAAAGGCUUAGGUAUGAUUUUGGUACAUAAAUGGUGCAGUCAGAAAACUUUUCCUUUUCAGCCUACCCACCCCUUUUCCUCUUCACUGACAAAGAUGGAUAACAGAACCCUUAACAACAACAAAAAAUUCCCUUGCUCCUCAAGGCCUUCCUGUGGUCCACACAUUAGAUUUAUGCUUAAGCUAGCUAUUGUCAAUUUGCCAUCUAUCCAAAAACCUCUUUCCUAAAGGAAGUGUGUAUUUGUCAGUGUAUAAAGUGUUAAGCUUUCCAAGUCCUAAUGGACCAUCAAAAGUCACCUCCAUCCAUACGAAUCUACCUAACCCUUGAGAUCUAGUGAGAUCUUGCUAUGCCUUCUCCCUGUCAGUGGAAGAACGGUGGGUAAAUAUGAGAGAAUGGCCCAUUCUUUGGUGGCACAGAGACAGUGGAGUGUCCUGUCUGGCCUCAUUGCCUCUAACCUUUAAAAAAUGAUUAAUAUGUUUUCUGGCAGACAUUGUCUGCUAUACUGUUUUAAUGCAGAGGUUUUACUGCUACUGUCUGUUGCAGACUGAUUUGUUUUCUGUGAUGGUUUUAAAAUUGAUUUUUGAUACAUUGUGUUAUUCUUAUACAGUGGUACCUUGGUUCUCGAACGUAAUCCGUUCCGGAAGUCCAUUCGACUUCUGAAAUGUUCGGAAACCAAGGUGCGGCUUCCGAUUGGUGCAGGCGCCCUGGAAACAGUAGCCGACAGUCGCAUCAGAUGUUUGGCUUUCAAAAAGUGUUUGAAAACUGGAACACUUACUUCUGGGUUUUCGGUGUUCGGGAGCCGAAAUGUUCGAGUACCAAGGUGUUCAAGAACCAAGGUUCCAUUGUAUACUACUUGGAAUAUAUUGUUUAUAAAAUGGUGGAAUUAAAAAUGCUAAAAGUAAAACAGGAUAGUUUGAAACUCAGUCACUUGCAGCACUUCCCACUCUUUUCUGUUUUUGUUAGCUUUUGCUGUUGAGUAACACACACUAUUCUGUAGCCCUUUGGCUUUUAAACUAAUUUUAUUAAUUUUAAACGCAUCAAAAAACCUUAAUGAAAAAUACCUGUUGGGGAUUCUGAAAGAAACUGUGUUUCCUCUUUAAGUGUGAGAACUUAUUUAUAGAUUAACAACAGAAUAUAUUGCAUGUCCUGCUAAAAGAAAAUAACACAGUUAAUAUUGACUCAACAAAUAAGUAAAUUAAAGGCCCUUCAAUGUGAUGGGAGACUUGAGGUUUUAAGAUGAAUAUGGAUUUUAGCUAUCUGGUCUUAUUUUUAGAAGAGAAGCCAUAGAAACAUCACUUGAAAGUUGAACUCACCUUGGAUACAGACUGGAAAGAAGUCAUACUUUAGUUCCCUUUUGCAUAAAAUUGGGUGUAGGGAGGAGAAAAACGGCACAUCUGUGGCCUGCAUGAAUCUUGUAGCCCUGAAUUUCUGCUUUGCUCUCAUUACCACUGAUAAAUGGUGGAUUUUUUAAUUGGAUAUCAAUGCUUCAGUUGAUUAAUCAGUAGAUUAAAGUGUACAUUCCUAAAAGAUGCCUUACAGUAAUUAACUGCAUCUUCUCAAGGGAAAGGCUAGUUGUCGGCUAACCUACACUUGACCUUGCUCUUAAUUUAGAUGAAAGCUUUGGGGACCAAAGUACAGUAGUAAUUUCUGGGUGGAGUUGGAGCCACCCUGUACUGAGUUUCCACCCUGUGUUCAAAUCCUGCUGGCACUUGUCUGGAUCUUACCAAUUUGAGCUAGACAUAUUUGAAUGUUCUGUCAUAGCUGCAUUCUUUCUUUGCACUUCCUGCAAAAAUGUCUGGGCUUUUAUGUUGGACUAUAAGUUUUUAACCUUGGUCACAAUGAGCCCACCCCAGAAGUGUGGAAGAAUUGACUUGAGCUAUGUAACAUUGAAGGAAGACCAUUCAAUACCAGUGGGAACUGUGAACUUUGUCUCAGGCAGUGAAUGGGCAGAGUAAUAGAAAGGGCUGCAAAAACCUGUGCUGUGGUGUUGAGGUUCCAAAGGGUAGUUUUGCAAAGGUGAAGGUGUUGAUCUGUUGGCUCCAGUGGUGGUCCAUCGAUGAGGAAAAUAUGCUUCCACUCGGACUAUAUUUCAAGGAUCCAGGUUUUUCAAAGCCAGGGUUUGUCAAGACAAUUCAAUCCCAAAACAGUAUCAAGAGUUCAGGACCCAGGAAGAAUUAGGUUGGCAGCUGGAGGAAUUAAGAUCUAUUUCCAACCAAAAUUUGUACAGCUAUUCCUGUUAAUAGCAUCUUUUCCACAGACUUGUUUUUAUGUUCUGAAAACUCUCCUGCACCAUUGUCAGUACUGUUGACAAGGACUGCUUGUUGACAAGGAAGAAUGGGGCAAAUUCAAAACACCAGGAGACAGAGUAUAUGCCUGCAGAUUUAGUAAUGACUGCAUUAAAAUAAUGAAAACAAGAGCAACCAUAACUUUAGCAUCCAGACAUGGGAAAUUUCCCCUCUAGUCUUAAGGUCAGAGAUUCUGGGUUCCCUUAGGAGGAAGGGCAGAAUAGAAAUUGAAUAAAUAAUGUUCCUUUGCACAAUAUCCAAAUGACUUAAACAUGAAUUUAUCCAGGAAAUAAACCUGUGAAAACAAGCUUCCUGCUGGUGAGCAAUUAAAUCUCAUGAAGUUUUGAAAUGUUGUGAUGACAUUUGUGUACAAGUUCAGAACCCAGUUUCCUUCCUGUUCACGUGAGUUCUCUCCUUCUGUGUUGUGUGAGGUUGCAUUUUAGACUCAAAUUUGACCUCCACUUUCCCUGUAGUCAUCUGGGUCCUGAAGUAGCCACACACAAAUAACUUGAUUAAUUAUCAAUACUUUAUGCAUGAUACAUCCAAACGAAAUGUUGUAUCAUAUUUUAAACCUAGUAUUAUCAUUUCAGAACCUCUAGGGUUAAGCAAGCGAGAAAGUUCUAAACAGAUAAAAGGCUUAUUAUUGUAGAAAUGUCAAUAGUGCAACAAGAGCUUAUCCUUUAUAUAACAUUUCCAGCAUGAAUUCUUAGCUUCUGCUUACAUUAUUAUAUUAACUUUAUAAUCUUGACAAAAUGGAAAGCUUUCUAGUACACAUAGAAAGAGAUGUGCAUGUAUGUGUUGAAAAAAUGAAACGAAAAGGACUCAUCCUCCUGGCAAGUGCCACUCGGAAAUCUGUUUUCUGUGCCUCUUGGCAUACUUGAAGAUAACAGUCUGUCUCACUCAAGUUUCAAUCUGAGCCAAAUGGAUUCAGAUUGCCUACAUAUGGAGAAUUCAUGGUAGGUAAAGGACAAAGUUGGUAGCAUUGCCCUGCCUCCUAAGCUGCCUUGUGUUCUGGAAGGCUGGAAGAGUGUGCUGUUCUUGAUCAUUUUCUUGGUAGAAAUAUACAGUAAAAUACUGAUUUCAACUGCCUUGUUUGGGGAGCUGGAAGUGGAGAGGAGAGACUGUUCCAGCUGCUUUAUAGUUCAAGAAAGGGUAAACCUUGUGUCCUUUCACAAUGGGCAAAUGUAUUUAUGUAAAAGUUUUUGUUUCAGGAGUUCCUGACCUAUAAUCUAUGUUUUUUAUUUCAUUUUACUUGACAGAUUGUUCAGCUUGACCUUGAAAAAGCUAAUUAUGCUGAAAGAGAUGGACAAAGAUCUAAAUUCUGUGGUGAUUGCAGUGAAACUGCAGGUACGUGUAAUAAGGGAGCAAGGAAUUUUUCAAGCUGUAUAUUGUAUCUGAGGGACGCGGGUGGCGCUGUGGGUAAAACCUCAGCGCCUAGGACUUGCCGAUCGCAUGGUCGGCAGUUCGAAUCCCCGCGGCGGGGUGAGCUCCCGUCGUUCGGUCCCAGCUCCUGCCCACCUAGCAGUUCGAAAGUACCCGUAAGUGCAAGUAGAUAAAUAGGUACCGCUUUAUAGCGGGAAGGUAAACGGAGUUUCUGUGUGCUGCUCUGGUGCCGGUUUGCCGGAGCAGUGUCGUCACGCUGGCCACGUGACCCGGAAGUGUCUGCGGACAGCGCUGGCUCCCGGCCUGUAGAGUGAGAUGAGCGCACAACCCUAGAGUCUGUCAAGACUGGCCCGUACGGGCAGGGGUACCUUUACCUUUACCUUUACCUUUACCUUUACCUUUACCUUUAUAUUGGCCUUAGCAAUUGCAAGGCUUGCCAAUUGUGUAUAGCUCUGGAGAGACCCAGUUCCCUUUCUCCUGUUCUUGGGGUUGGAGUGGUAGUAGUGUUAAGCUUUUCCAUUUUCCUAUGGAAUGGGCAAAAUGUCUGGCUUGGAGCAUUGGACUCUCUAAUUCAUUAUGUGGAACUUCAUGUUCAAAUUUAACCUACUGUGCCUAGCCUAGCAUCCUAGCCCUAUAUACCUGAAGGAGCAUCUCCACCCCCAUCAUUCAGCUCAGACACUGAGAUCUAGCUCGGAGGGCCUUCUGGCGGGUCCCUCACUGCAAGAAGUGGAGUCACAGAGAACCAAGCAGAGGGCUUCUUUGGUAGUAGCACCCACCCUGAGGAAUGCCUGAAAAUGGCUCUGAAAAUAGACCAAUUCACUGGAUUGAUUAAAAAAUUAGUACAUACUGUAUUAGUGUUCUUGUACCAGUUUCUUCAGUAUGUUGUUUGGGGCUCAAGUAUCCCCAUGUUGAAGACUAAAAACAAUGAUGCACGCCUCUUGUUCUGUGCGAGUUGCAGGGUUCAAAGAGGAUUCUGAGGUCCAACGAGAUUGUCUUACCUGUCAGUGGACUUGUGGAAACGGAGCUUCAGUUGACUUUCUCCUUGCAGGUAAAUACAGUUUAACUAAAUUAAUGGGGGUGCAUAGAGGGGAGGGUUGCUGGGGGAAGGAAGGGAUAGAAGACCCUUUCUCCAUAAACUUCAUCAACAUACCUUAGGAUCUUUCUCUAAUACUGUACUCAACACUAAUGUCUCACAACAAAUGUAACUGAUUUGUUAGAAAGACUGUACAACCUGAAAAAAGCGAGAAGGCAUGUACGUUUGUGAACCAAGAAAAUCUUUAUUAAAAAAAACUUUUUAAAACAUACCUUAGCAUCUAAUCCUUAGUCUUUAAGGUGCCACAAAACUUCUGUUGUUUUUAAUGUAAUAGGUUUAACAUGGCUACUCCUUUGGAAGUAGCAUAGUGUUAGUGUGCUUCAGAUUUUCUAAACAAGAAGCUUAAUAACUGUACAGUGGUUUGGGGAUAUUUGAAGAGAGAUUGCUGUGAAAUUUCAAAUCUCGUUACACCCACACUUUCGUAUUCCCAGGAAGCAAUGCCACACUCUUCCUGCUGUGUGCCUAGCAUGAUAGCUUUUCAGAUUGAGAAUGUGAGGCUUAUGCAAUGUGUCGAAGAUAGCUUUCCAGUGAAUUUCUCUUCUGUGCUCCUUUUCUUCAGGGAAAAUGCUCAACUUCUUUUUCUCCCUUUCAUGCUACAUAAAUAGCCAUUUCUCAGCACAUGGUGUUAAAAAGCAUUGGACCUGUAGAGAACUGUAAAAUGUAUGCAAUCUGUAUUAAACUGUUCAGCUUCACUGCUGUUUACGGGGUGAAUUACAUUCUUAAAGCAUCUGAAGUGUUUAUCUAAGAUGGGACAGAGAGGAUUUAUAUGUUAUCCUCUUCUCCUUGCUAGUAAAAAUCCAGUGCAAUCACAAAGCCAGGAGGUGAUGAAUCUGGGUGUUUGGGGGAUGGUGAUGUGCAAUUUGUUUUAACGAGAAUUCUUCCAGAAUAGUUCAGACAUUACCUCUUCCUGAACCAGCUGUCUUGCAUGGGGAAGUAAGCUUUUGAGUUGCACAGUUGUUGGAUCCAUUUUUAGACCAUGUCCUUUAUACUGAAGUGGCAACCAUUUUUGGAACAUCAUUCCUGACUCUAAGAAAUGGCAAGCAACUAUACAAUGGGACAUUUCCUCACACUUUAAAAUCCUUUUGAAGGCAUGAAUUGAAUGGAAUAUAUUGAUUGGGCCAUUUGAAACGGUUUCCUAAUCAUCUGGAGAGUAUUUUAGCUAAUAUAGAUUAUGAGUUUUGGGAAAGAUAUGUGGGGCCAGCUGGCUGAUAGUACUGCUUUGAAGCUUACUGUGUUGACCAUCUUGAUAUGCUGUCAAUAUAUUUAUAGAGAAACCAGAGAUUGGAACUGAGGGAAGUUGGGGGGGGGGGUUGUUUUAUGGGAGGGGAGGGGGAAAUGGGGGAAAAUUAAGGAUGAUAUGAUUUAAGAUAGUAUGUUUUGUUUAAAUUCCUAAUAUAUUUUUAAAAAAAAGAUAUGCUGUCAAUAGCUACAGAUUAGUAUUAAGCGAUCUAUAACCUGAAGACUUGCAAUUCUUGUACUAAAGUUGAUUCAAGAAAACAUUACACUCAGCCUAAUCUCCUUCUAUCGGGACUUACUGUUGUACAAGUUUGGUCUGCAACUUAUUUACAUGCCAUUUCCUUUGGGUUCCUCUUGCAGUACCCCCACUUCCUGAAGCGAGAUGCCAACAAGCUGCAGAUCAUGUUGCAGCGAAGGAAACGGUACAAAAACAGGACCAUUUUGGGCUACAAAACUCUAGCUGUUGGCCUUAUUAACAUGGCUGAGGUAAGGGAAGUUGGGAGAACUGGUUUUCUUGAGAAAAAUAAUAGAUGUUGAUUAUACCUCCUAGUUGGAUAAUGUUUCUAGGGAAAGCACACUACGUUGUGAAGUGUUACAUUUUUUGAAGGGGACUUAAAAAGUGAGCACCACCGCCACCACUACAGUGUGAGAAUUGAUUUGGGGAAGUGCAAGCUUGGACAGUGAGGUUUUGCAUGCAGGAAGGUCCCAGGUUCAAUCCUCAGCAUCUCUGGGUAGAGCUGGGAGGGACUUCCGUCUGAAAUCACUAUUCAUUAGUGUAGACAGUACUGAGCUAAACUGACCAAGUAGCCUGACUUGGUGGAAGGCAGCUUCCUAUAUUCUUAUAUAUUUCCCUCCACAAAAGUUGUGGCACUAUAAACAGAUAUUUGGAGAAGCAAAGAGAGGUAAAUUUGUUUCAUGGUGUUUGGGCAGGAAUGCAAAAGCUUUCAGCAAAUUAAGUUCAGUCGCUAGCAAUGCUGUGCCAAAUGUAGGUUGGAGACAUUUGCAUCCAUAGCACUGCCUACCUUCUCCCUUCCAUCGUCACUAUUUUGUAUGUUUAGCCCCCUUUACAAGAAUGAGCUUUCCCAGUUGGUUGAGUUUUUUGUCUUAGGCUGACAUUGGUGUGUGCUUCACGUUCCUUGCUGUAACAAUUUCUUUUCUUUAGUAGAUUGACUUACAUAAUUGCCUGCUGUGCAUUUUAAUUUUGCAAUUUUCAGGAAACGUAAUCAGAUCAUCUAGCCACUUUGCUAUUGCUGUUUUAUCUGUAUUUAAGCUUUCUGGCUGCGUUCCUGAAAUUGUACUGUUUUUCUUCUCCAGGUUAUGCAGCAUCCAAGUGAAGGAGCCCUGGUGCUGGGACUCCACAGUAACGUGAAAGAUGUUUCUGUCCCUGUUGCUGAAAUUAAAAUCUAUUCCCUGUCCAGCCAACCAAUAGACCAUGAAGGACUAAAAUCAAAAUUAUCUGGUAAGAAUGUUUGUAAGACUUUACUUUCUGGAUUUUGAGCAGUCCCAGUAGUUGACAUAUACUAAUGCAGGACCCAGUCCUCAAACAGUUGUCAAAAUUUAAUUUCAUUUCUUUCACUUUUAAUUUGUAUACUACCAUUCUGUAUAAUUUAAUUUCUAUACCACCCUUCAUCCGAGGAUCAUGGAGCAGUUUACAAUAUAAAAACACCAUGGGAAACUCCAGGUCUUAGAUUCAGAAAGGUUCUCUGCCCAGACUUCUACCCCUGUAUCUUGCUUUCUGCUUCUGAUUUCCUGGUGCAGUUGCUCUGCUUCCCUUGGAUAUUUGUAUUGAACCAAGAGUGAGCAACCAUUUUUCCAUGACCAUCUUAACAACCUUUUCUCAAUAGAAGCAAACCAAAACAUAUCUGCAGUAUUUGGACUGAAAUCUGAUUCAUCAUUUUUUCACAAGAAAUUUGUUGUAUGCUGCAUCUGAGUGUGCACCUUUGGUUUCUACAGUACCCAAAUGUUUAGGGUGUCUUUUGUGGUGGAGCAGGAGAAGGGGAUGGGACACAUAAAGUAUCUGUUAUUACAGAGAGGACUCACAAUAUUCUCUAAGAGCUGCAAUUCCCACAGUUCCUUGUGGUGGGGAGGGAGACCAUGCCUAUUAAACUACUUUAGGUUGGGAGUGAUAAAUGUGGUCCAAAUGAAAUUCUAAAUCUGUGACUUUCCAAAAUACAGUUGGCUUAUUCUGCCCAUGUGCAGUGUUAUAUAGCUGCUAUGCCAGUCAAAGCUGCAUUCUGUUGGUUUUCCUGUCUUGUCUUGUGCUGAUUGGCUAAGCCUCAGCUCAGUGUCUAAGGGCUGCCUUUGCAUGCAGAAAAUCUUAGAUUGAAUCUAUGGCAUUGCCAGUUGAAAAGACAUCUGGUAGCAGGACUAGGGAAAGCCUGUGGCUGAGAUCUUAGUGAUUUGCUGCCAGUUAGUGGGCUGCCAAUCAGAGUGAGCAGCACUGGGCUGACUUGGUUAUAAGUCAACUUCGUAUGUUCUCCAGUGCAUACAUGUAUCCAUGCAAAGUCCAUACAAAGCAGAUUAGAUCUUGUGUUGGAUUCCCUGCUGUGGUUGAAAUUGUCCUAGUGCCAAUAAUAUGGAUGCUUGAGGCACAGUGAAAGCAAAGGAGUGCUUGUAGCAGCAGGCUUACAGCUGGUGCUUGGCAGCCUGUGGUGUGCUCAGUUGUUAGUCUUAAAGUGUGCAAUUUUUCAGGAGAGCAAUCCCAAUGCUUUUUGGAUCUAGUACAGUAAUGUCCACUCUUGCUGUGUCUUGUUUUGACAAUCCAACCUAAUUCCUUCAAACACUGCUAUAUUUAGCCUUCUGUCUUGGAUUUUUCUGCUUUAUGCUACUCCCUCCUGGAUGGCUGCCUAGGCAAUAAAUCUGGUUGCUAAGGAAACUGAUGGAGAUGUAGACUCUGUGCUGGAUUUAUUCUGAUAUUUGGGUUUAUUACCAGCAAUGUUGUGAGUGACCGGAUGCGAGGGAAAGCUGGGAACUGAGAUGAAGUCAUUACACUAGGCUCCAGUGUUAUUAGUGCCUUUAUCUGAGAAUAAUGGAAAUGGGUUCACUUAGUUGCAUAGUGUCAGAAUUUUAAUCUAAAAAUGAUCUUAUACUCUUUAUAGUGGAGAAAGAUGCAAGAUACAGUAAACUAAUAUCCACUGUUAAAUGGAUAUAAUAAAUGGGGACAGCUUUUUAAAAAUUACAUUUAUGUAUUGUUCUUGAGGGUGGCAUGCCUGUGUAUCUUUGGUGGUGGUGAGGUACCAGAUUGGCCUGAAUAUAAGCUGCACGUUCCCCCAAAAUUCUGAACAUGAAAAGUUGAAGUGCGGCUUUUAUUUGCGACCUUACGGUAUGCAGCCAGGAGCACAGGGCAAACAGUGGCAGGAGCGUGGUGAAGUGGUGCCUGCCCCGCACGUAGUCCCCCAUCCUCUCCCCCAAGGCUGGGAAGGGAGACAGCGAGGAAGGAGAAAGGCAAUGCUGCCCCCCCCCAGCAUGCAGCCAGGAGCAGCAAGAAAUGGAGCGGCUUAUAUUCGGGCAUUUUUUCCUUCCCCCCCUUCCAAUUUUAAAGGUGCGGCUUAUAUUUGGGUGUGACUUAUAUUCGGGCCAAUAUGGUAUUAUGAUAUUUACCCUUGCAACCAAUUUGUGAGUUAGGCUAAUUAGAGAAUGAAUAAGUGAUUGGCCCAAGGUUUCCCCGGUGGGCUACUUGGCUGAGUAAGGAUUUGAACCCAGAUCUCUGCAAACCCAGCCCAGUAUUCUUUCUAUUCCAUAUAGGCCAUCUUCAGUGAGAAUGAUGCUGAUGGGGUUGGAUUUGGGCACAAUUGUCCUUUUAGUCUGCAUUUGUGAGACUUAAAGCCUGUCAUUCAAAUACUGUUCACUAAUCAGGAUUCAAGCUUGGUUAAAAGCAACCCCUACUGCCAGACUUGGGGAUAGACUUUGGUGACUUAGGUCUGAGUUGAAGGGGCAGCAGUCAAGCAGAUUCAAAGUCCUGCUUUAAGUCCAUGUGUUAGAUGGUAUCCCACUAAGGCCAGCAUAAUAUACUUCCAUUUCCUAAUCCCUACUGAAUGUAGCAGACGAGCAAGUUCAAAUUGUAAAGCUCAUUCAGGUAACUGAAGUCACUUCAAUGGCACAUGGGCACACUGAAAAGAGGGGGGGAUCUGCUUUUGUCAGGCUUACCAUAAAUGCAGAUUUCAUUUGUGAAAUGUCUGCCUAAAUAAUGGCUCUGGCCUACAUUUAUAGUCUCUUUAAUUACUUCCCCUAAAUAGCUGGGCAAUGUUUGCUGUUGGUGACUAUGUAUUAGGCUUGAUGGAGCAUUUGGCUGAUUGGAGAGGGCAGUUGUGAAUCUUGAAUUGUGCUGUUUUGCUGGUAAGCCCCAUCCUCAAGAAUGAAUGAUGAGCUGUCAGUGUGAAUGAGAAAUAUCAAGUUUGAGGUCACCCAGGGGGGCUAUGCAGAUGCAAUGAUUUUCAUAGCUACUUAUGCUGUCUGGUCUGACUUGAAUUGACCCUUUGGAUGAAUAUUUAAAUGCAGAUCCCUCCGGUUGCUUUAUUUCCCUGAUAUGAUACAGAAAUAUCAUGUUCUUCAGUUAUGAUUCAAAAGGCUCAUAUUGGCUUGAUUUGAAGGACACAGUAAGCCAUAGCAGGAAACAAGCUAAGGCUUCCUGUCAACAAGCAGCAUGCUAGUGCAAACUCCUCAGUUAUCCCCAUUUUGCUCUGCCCCGCCUGGAGCUGAAAAACAAAUGAUAGAGCAACUGGCUUAGUGUUACAUGUGGCCCAGUCCUCAUCGUUCAUAUUUUCUCUAAACAAACCAUGAGUUGAAGCUGCUUGUUUGUGGUGUUCCUAACUAUGGCUUACUGUCAAGUACUAAUGGGGCAAUUUUAUUUAUUACUGGCUCACCUAAUGUGUUUGUUGUAUUUCUGGGACUCUGUGAAUGUUAAAAUUGUUGGCAUUCCUGCCAGUUCAAAAAUUAAGAUCCAAUCUAGUCUGCACAAGCAGUCAAGUGAGGUGAUAGGAUCCUGAAGUAACAAGGGUAGAUUGUUAGCUUAAUUUGGAGAGCAUAAAGGGCGGGGGGAUUCUCUUACCUGCUGUCUGAGUUGAUAACAAACAGUGCCCUCCUCCCUGCAAGUGGAAAAACAAAACUUGUAUCAAAGAGAGAUUCAUCCAGCUCACUCCCUGUUUAGUUAGUUUUCUAUUUGUUUUAUGCUUUGUGCCUUGGAAGGACUUUGCACAGAAAGGCAGCAUGCACAUAUUGAAAAAAACUUUUUAAGUACUUGGAUUUUUUUUAUAGAGAAGAAUUUUUAAAAAGGGAUAUGUCUCACCUGCACCCUGAAGUGGUACACCUCGGGACUCUACCACUUUAUUGUGCUGUAUGCUGGAAACACUUUACUAAUCCACCAUGAGACUCCUAGAACUGAUUUUCAUGACAUGUAUAAUCAGUAAGACAAGACGACCAACGAAAAGUGGGGAGAAGUUACAUAUUCUGAUGGAGCACAACAUGCUGGCCACUCAACAACCAGCUGCCUUCUUGCUUUACAUUCUCCUGAAUUUGCAUGAUCUUUGUCCCUUGAACCUUCACACUGGGGCAGCCUUGACUCCAGUUUGCAUAUGAAAAUGUAUUCAGUUUAGCUGCAAGUUUGGCAAGUUGGCAUUUCAUAACUCUCAAACUAUCCUCCAGAUCGCUCUCCUGACAUUGACAACUAUUCAGAGGAGGAAGAGGAGAGCUUCUCUUCUGAACAGGAGGGGAGUGAUGACCCCCUACAUGGACAGGUAAGCUUCUCUUUUCACCUAGUCAGUCCCUUCUGUGAGGGCAUGUUGAGAAUGGAUUGCUCAGCAGACUCCUAAAGGAACUUGGGAACUCUGACACCUGUUCACAGAUGAUUACAUCAUAGUUCCUGUGUACUACUUACCUCUCCAAUAUCCCCUAUUGCAUUAGAUUCAUUUUAACCUUUUCUAGUUGUUUAUUAAAGCUGAGUUGGAAACCCGAGAAGGAGCCAGGUGAGCCCUCUAAAAAUAGUUGCUCACCAAAUCCUGAUGUAAGCUGAUUAGAAAGAACAAAGUGUAGCAGAAAAGAGUUCAUGGGAGUAGGCUGUAUGGCACUUAAAAAAAGAAAGUGAGUCUUCCAACCAAAAUUAUACAAAUACCGUAUGAACACAAAAACCAGAUUAGCAUAAUAACACAAAUAAUUAAAAUAGCAACAACAAGCAGUUAACCACUGCUGUAUCAUGCACUACAAAUCUCUAACAAAGCAGUUUCACUUAUACAGUAUACAAAGAAUACAAAACUAUAUGUUAUUUUGAUUCCUUUUGCGUUGUUUGCAAUAUAAAAAAAUUCAAUGUGGCUUUAAUGCAUUCCCAACAAUGAGUAUCAAAUUAUAUAUUCCUGAACCUUAUUCACUUAAUAGAUAACAAAAGUGAUUAAUUUUUCAGCCAAUUUAUCAUAAUUCUGUCUGCCUUCUCUCUUGAUGGUUUGGUUGACCAUACAAAUCAUGCCCCAUGCUUUAUUUAACCAACCAAUAUUGGAGGCCAGGAAUUCUUCAAAUUAUAAGCAAAUGUUAUAUGAGGAGCAUUCAGCAAAAGAAGAACCAUCUCUUGUUGUUUGUUAAAGUUGAAUCUUUAACAUAACCCAGCAGGAGGGAUUAAUGGAUCCACUGAUAAAGAACAGCUUGUUACAGUUUAUUUUUCUGUUACUACAUCAACCCAAAAGUGGGACAAGACCAUGGCAUUUCUAAUACUGAAGGCCGACUCAAAGUGUCAUAGAUCUGAGGAGGUUAACUAAAUGACAAAAGAAGCAAACCUGUUACCAGUUAAUAUCCUGAAUAGGAAUGGCUGAGAAUAAAAUACAUAGGUUUCCUAAGUAGUUUUGGCCAGUGUUGGCCAUCUUGGAAUUUUCAUGUCUGGCUGUGUUCAUGAGGUAGAACUACACAGGUCAUUCGAAGCCAGAUCAAAAUACCAAGUCUGGUAUCCCUAACAUUUCAUGGGCAAAGAAUGAGAUUUUGUCCUGCUUUGGAGGGCCUUGUUCAUAACUAUGUGGCUGGGUGUUCUUUGUGUUCUGAAGUGGUUUCUCCCCUGCACCCCCUAGGAUUUGUUUUAUGAAGAGGAGGACCUUAGGAAGGUGAAAAAGACUAGGAGGAAACUGACCUCAGCUUCUGCAAUUACUCGGGUGAGUAGCACCACAAGCGGACUUGUCAGGCGAGGAGUUUGGGGCCUGCCUCUUCUCCCCCCCCCCCAUCUUCCAGUCCAUCCUGCAUCUGUCUGCUUGGUAAUCCCAAGAGACCAGGCAUAGGUGAGACCCACUAUGUGGCUGUAACACACUGAGGUGAAGAUGCUUCAUAGCCUCAAGAAGAGCAAAUGUUUACCUCCUGUAUUGUGUGGCCACAAUGUGCCAAAUAUUAAACUUCUGUUGGUUUGUGUGUGAUUAGAAGCUGUAUUAAAAAGGAGUCUCCCAUGCUGGUACUUAGCCAUACCUGCCUAAUUGACUGUUGCCAGAUUUGUUUUAGUACCAAGAUACAGAAUGAGUAGCUGACCUUUGAUGUUGAGUUUCGAUACUCUACCAAAAAGAAUCUGUGAGCUUUUUUCAAGCAGAGCUUAAUGAGAACAACCAUUAGUUGACCACCACAUUCCCACACCUCAGGGGGGUAGAAGCAGAGUUUCCAGGCAGUCUUGACCUGCUUUUUAAUAAAUUAAGAUCUUCCCUCCCCCGCCCCUUUGUAUGCAUUGCUCCUUAAUGCUUAGCUUUGAAGAUGAGUCUUUGAGAACUAACUUUCUGAGCUACCUUCAUGAAAUAUGUACGCUUUAAAGCUGAACUGUUGAGAGCUGCAUUCUUAUCAGGUUUGCAAGCUAAGCAGUGUUGCUCUGGACCAGUUACUGGAAGAAGAGUUUGAGUAAUGCAGAGGUUCUGCAGAGGUGUUUUUUUCUGGCAUUGUGCUGCAGAGCUACUAUUUCCCCCUCCCAUUUGGUGUAGGUUUAUGGACUUGUUGAACACACUGUGGUACUUGGGUUCAGCUAUAUAUGAUGUGGUGUUCUGACAAAUCUGCUACCAUCAUGUUCUGUGGUAGGGGUGCUAAAUUGUGGGGAGAAUUGUCUUAGGAUUUUCAGUGUUUGUUUCACUCUCCCAGCCUCAGUACUCAUCAUGCAUUGUGUCUCAAGAACUCUGCUUGUGCCUGUCCUAGUCAAUUGAUAGGUGGCCUUUCUAAUAAGUAAAUGGUACCUCUUUUUCACAGCAGCCAAAUAUUAAGCAGAAGUUUGUGGCUUUACUGAAGCGGUUCAAGGUAUCAGAUGAGGUAGGUAUGACAACAUUUAUGGUCUAGAUUACUGUAAGUGUGGUUCCUGGUUAUUUUACAAAAAAACAUGGUAAUAAGUGGAUAUUCCAUGAUGACAAUUUCCACAUGAAAUGUAGCUGGCAAUGUUUGGUCUAAAGAGAAGGGCUGAAGUUCAGUGGUAGAGCACAUGCUUUGCAUGGAAAUGAUCCCAGUUUCAAUCCUUGGCAUCUGGUAGGGCUGAGAAAAGACCCCUGAAGCCAGUCAGUGUAGACAAUACUGGCUAGAUGGAUUACUUUGGAAGUAUAAGGCAGCUUCCAAAGUUCCUAAGCAGUUUUAUGAGGGUAGUUUUGGGAUUAUUGGUAUGGCCUGGAGAAAACAGGAGGAACCCUGCUUACAUCACAGCAGCAGGAGCUCCUUUUACCUCUGGAAAGUAUGGUUCAGGUGUCUGCAUGCGUGGGUACAAUCAGAAGAUGAUUUGCCUUGCUGUUUUUGUCUUGUAUUUUCAUUAUAAGAUGUGUCUGUCACUUAUCUGUUUACGAAUACAAAGCAAUAUAGUUUUGUUUGUGUGAUCUGAAGGAAGACACAAGAUUUGCUAAUAGUUUUCAGGUGAAACUGUUUGGCUGACUGAUGCUUGCUUGGCACUGCCCCAGUUUCAAAUACCACAUAUUUGCAUCAAUAUGCAGAAAGAAGAUACAGCAUAGAACUUAACAGAAAGUUGCCCCUCUGAGAAGCAAAUAAUUCUGGGCCUGUCUUAAAGAAUAGGAAGCAGUGUAUUUGGAACAUAGGAGCUUUGAGCACCCUGGUAACUAUGUCUUUUUUAACAGGUCGGCUUUGGACUGGAACAUGUCUCCAGGGAGCAGAUUCGGGAGGUAGAAGAGGAUCUGGAUGAGCUCUAUGAUAGCUUGGAGAUGUACAACCCCAGUGACAGUGGCCCUGAGAUGGAAGAUACAGAGAGCAUCCUCAGCACACCAAAGCCAAAACUCAAGUAAGUGUGACUGGAUAAGUUGGACACCUGUGUGUGUGUGUGUGUGUGUGUGUGUGUGUCAGAGUUGGGAACCAAGAUUCCUGUGCGAGAUAUAAAAUUGCUGAUAUGCUGUUCUUCCACAAAACUCUGAAGCCUGAGUGACUAUGCUUAAGUUUUGUUUUCUUUCAACAUCAAAAAGAUUUCUAUUUUUGACUGAAUGAGGCGACAGAAUGCAUCACUAUGCAUAAAGAUGAUACAGGGUUGCUGUCAGCUGUUAAAAUUUUAGGGCUCUUUAACCAGGUAUCAGCCCUUGGGAAAGUGUUGUCUGACUUCUAUGGUUUGAUUCUGGAACCUUUUGUCAAUAAUAGCCACUGUUGUUAAAGCUUUCCUCUGCCACCUUGAAGACCCAGCAACUUUGAAAUACAAAGCCCCAAGAUUUUCAUAAAGCUGAAUUAUGUGGAAAAUAUAUGUGCAUGCUGUGUGAUAUGCUUGUUGACAUGCAUGACAUAUAUUCAGACUUGUCCACUUUUAGGGGUGGAUUAUUUUCAAGCACUCUGAGUCUUUUUAAAAUUCCAUUCCCUGUCGUAUUUGGAUGGCUGCAUGAAAUGUGCAGAACCUUGUUCUGUAGUUCUAAGCAUGCAAUAGGAAAAAGAAAAGUGAAGUUUGUGCAUAAUUGAGGCAGGGAGGGGGAGAGUUCUUCCUCUGGCCUCCAUUCUAAGGAAACACAUUCUCUUCCAACAGGAUUCUUCCACUGUAGCUGCCAACCCACUCAGUUCCCUGUGCAGUCAUUCUGUUCCAUAACACUCUCUCUCUCUCUCUCUCUCUCUCUGUGUGUGUGUGUGUGUGUGUGUGUGUUGAAGGGUGGACCUUGCACCCCUCCCUGAUUUUAGGAUUUGUAUUUCUCCCGUUUCCUUUCCUUUUACAGAAUCAUAUUAGUGAUUAUCUUUUAAACUGAAACUUAAUCUUUGUGGUUGGAUUAUGUUACAGUUCUGUCAGAAAACAAUUGAUCCCAACUUCAGCAUGUGUGGCUUGCCUGUGAGCCAUUCUGAUUUCCUGUUUUUCCUACCCAGAUAAUUGAAGCCAGUCUCCCUAUGUCUCUACCCCCUAUCCACUUGAACUGAAUGCUUAAGAAGUCAGCUAAAUAAAAUAAAAAGCUGAUUUUUAAAAAUAUAUUUAAUUUCCUUUUGUUAUUAUACACACACAUGUGUGUGUGUGUGUGUGUGUGUGUAUAAUAAAGUCAGCUAAAUGUUAGUCAGGCUUACAGAACAUUUUUCUUUGGGAUGUGGAUGAUGAAAGAGAAGGAACAGCUGCUUUUUACUAGGUUGGGAAGGCAUGCCAUUUGGGUCUAGAGGCCACAUUGCCACUAUUUAAUUGUAGCUAGUGGACCAGGCAGAAAACAAAAAGUGAAAAGAAACACAACCAUAUCUACUGCACACUUGUAUUAGCUAUUUGUAUCUUGCCCCUUUUCAACCAAGGAUGGUUUGUUACGUUGGAAAGCAGUUUUUGUUUACUAGGCAGCAAGCGCAAUAAAAGCAAAAUACAUAAUGAUGUGACACAAAUGUAAUACAGAUAAGUUGAUUAUUAUUAUUUAAUUAAACAACAGUAAACUAAACAAACAAACAAACAAACAAACACCUAGCAGAAAGAUAAAACUUGAUCAGGAAAGUUGAUUCCUACAAACUAAUAAAGUCCCAAAUGUCUUGUGGAAUAGGAUAGCGAAAAAUGAAUCUGAAAGGGAGUGGCAUUUCUAAACCACCCAUGCCACUCUUUAGAAGGUCCUUGGUAACCCCUACCAUGAACACCCCGCCAAAUUUCAAUAUAGCAGAACAGGAGCUCCCAAUGGAGAGGUUAAAACGCACGCAAGUUACUAUGGAGGAAGUCUGGACCUGCACCAGCAGAAGUACAGUUACAGCUACUUGUUUAGCUGGCAGAGUUCCUUUCUGUUGGAGACAGGAAAAUGAGGCUUGAUACUCAAAAGUAGAUUAGGGCAGGUUUGGGUUGUUGUUGUUUUUGCCUUGCACCUGGUCACAGUAGAAAGCAGCAAUAGCCAAAGCAACUUUCUCAUGGGUUGUCUGGUGAAAAUGAUCUCACAGCUGAAAAGGAUUCAGUUUCUCCCUAGUAACAAUACAGCUUCUGUCCUUUUCCUGAAGCCAUGAUCCCUCCCAUCUCCAGGUUUUUUCCUUAGGAAACCCCCUCCUGUUCUUCAGAAGUCUUAGUUCCUGGUAGAUGAGUCUUCCUGAGUUGGAUUAUAACAAACAAACAGCCCAACAGGGAAGGAUCAAGGUGAAAGUUGUCAUGCACAGUGUGGACCUGAUUUACCUGAAGGUUCCUUUGUCUGUGUUAAGGCAUCAGAGCUGUAGCUUGUCCCAAAUAGCUUAUUUUCUCUGCCUUGGCUCCCCAUUUUAUGUUUAUUUGCCACCCUGAGAGAAUCGGAACUCAGAAACAAGAGUUUGGAGUUGUCAUCAGCUAUAAAGAAAUGAAACAAUAGGGUGAUGAGUUAAAAUUUGGCAGAGGCUUCCUGCAGUAGUAUUUCCCCCACUGCACUAUUUGAGAAGUCAAAUUUCAGCCCUUCGGAGGGAGUAAACAAUAUUGUAGAACAGGAGUGAGAACCUCAAGCCUGAGGGUUGAAUGCAACCCUCCAGGCCUCUCUGUCAAUUGGGGCUCUCUCUGUGCCACAUCUAUCACUGUCCCUGCUCCACAGCCUCUUCAAACAUGUUUGCCUGGUUGGAAUUUGCUCUUGAACUAUGAUAAUGCUUCUUCCUUUCAUGAAUGGAGACCAGAGAGAGGUGUGUAUAAAAAGGGUUUCCCAUCCCUGUUGUAGAUCAUCUAUAAAAGAAAGCCAUGGUUUGUUCCGCCAUUAAUGCAGGUGGAAGUUCUAAACGGAGAAGAAUAGCUGCUGUGAUCUAACUACAUUGUUUUUUAAGAAUGUCAGUCAACCUUUUUACCCUGCCCCCCAUAAGAAUGUCUCUCCCUACUCCCCUCUUGAUUUCACUGCUUUGUUCUAUGCUAGGCCUUUCUUUGAGGGAAUGUCACAGUCAAGCUCCCAGACUGAAAUUGGAAGCCUUAACAGCAAAGGGAGCCUCAGCAAGGAUGCCACCAGCCCAGUAAGUCACAAGGAUGGGGGAGCCAUAGAUUGUUCUUGUUCACUCUACCAACCUUAUGAUUAUGGUGAAUUGUAAUUAAUUUAGAAGGAAACCAAUCUCAGACUUUUACAAGAAGUAUUACCAUAUUCUACUGGUUGUGUCCAUGUGGAAACAAUGUUUUUCAGAACCACUGUUGUGAACUGAUUGCUGUGUCCUGUCUCAAAUGAAUGAGAUUGGUCUGUCUUCUGUCUACAUGCUGCUUGCAAAGCUAAGAUGAACCCCAAUCUGCCUCUAGCUGUGUGUGCAUUUGCAUGCACACACGUGUAUUCCAAUGAAGGGUGGAGUGUGUAGAAGGUAUCAAAUUGGCCAGGUGUCACAGUUCCUGUGAUUUAUAUUCAUAUUUAUUAUUUUUAAUAUUUAAAAGGGGAUGGGACAGCAGGGGAAUUUGGAAGCAGUUCUUUUAAACUCUUCUCCCCUUCCUUUAGGUGCUGUUAAUCCUGCAAUUAAAGCUUAGUAACAAAGAAAAUGGGAAAACUUGCCCCAGCACUGAAGGCUCUUCUCAUAGAAAACUCCCCUCUAGAGCAUGGCUUGUGAUCAGUGGUGAUGGGUGUUGUAGUUCAACAACUACUGCAGGGCCACAUGACACCUCCAAACUCUUUGCCUUUCCUCUCCUUCUGACUCCAACACAAGUUCCCUUCCUGAAGAACUAGAAACUUGUGUUUGGAAACUGGGUUUCUCAGGGAUUUGAAGGGUGAUUUACCUUUGAUGCUAAGGAUCAAUUGUUGUCAUUUCCAAUGAAGUAAAAAGGAAGUAAAAUGAAGUAAAACUAGGAAGUAAAAAGGUCCUAGUUUUAUAAUCUGCAUAAACAACGAAUCACCUAGUGAUUGUAAAUAUGAUCCUUCUGAAUCACAGCUUGCUUUUUUCAUUUUUUCCCUAUUUCUCUCCAAUGCUGUUCUUUAUCCAGAUGGAAGCAUCCAUGGGGGACAAACUGAAACCUACCCGGAAUAAAAAUGCAGAUGACAGUAUCAACGAAGGAGACACACUGGUAGGUACAUUUGUCCUUUAUGCUAUUGGUGAGGACAUUUGCUAACAGCUGUAAUCACCUACUUUUAUGACUAAUAUUAAUUCUGAAUGCUUUUCCUCUUCCCUUCUCUAGGAAGGAAACGGUCAGGAUACAUUUGGAGACUCAACCACCACCUUGGUCAUCCCAGAAAAAGUCAAGACACCUAUGAAGACCAGCAAGGGAGAUCUUCAGAGCAUGGCAUCACCUAGGUAGUAUGCAUUUUGCUUUCUUACAUAUUGCUAUUCUGAAAAUUGGUCAGAGCACUCUGUCAGCUACAGCAAGGUUGGGGAACUUGUGGCUCUGCAGAAGUUGCUGGACUCCCAUAAACUCCAGUCAGCAUGGCCUGUGGUCAGGGAUGAUGGGAGUUUGUAGUCCAACAACAUCUGUAGGGCCACAGAUUCCUUCCUUCUUUUAGCAACAGUAUAUCUGAAAUUCCUGUGGCAGGGCAACUAGUAGCUUGUAUUUUUGCCAAAGGGAUAAAGAUGAGGGUAAAAAAGGCCAUUUCCUCCUCCCUACAAUUGAAGAGCAUCUGUCAUCUUUUCUUGGGAGGUUAGCAUCAAAUUCUUUAGCUAUCUUGAAAAGAGGAGAUUUUACUAAAUUGUUCAUGAGUAAUUUACCUAGAUUGCAUGCAUACAUGAUUUGAGUAACACAAGGAGGGGGGUGUCCUUACCUCAAUGAAAUUUUAAGUCACAACAGCCAGGGACAAUGGAAGAUGCACUGAAAGAAAUAUGAGCAAACUGCAAACACACAUAUUUAGGCUUCAUUUCAAUAGGAGCUGAGGACUUUGGGGGGGGGGUGUAAACCAAAGGCUGUGCAGAAAAGGAGGGUUUUGAGGAAGGGUUGGAAAGAGGCAUGGCUUACGUAGCCUUGUCAAGGCAUAAAAGGAAGAAAGGGGUGAGUUGUAUAAAUGAGGAAGAAACUCUCAGCCCAGGGCAGGUCACAGGUGAGGGGAGGUAUAAAAAGGCAUAAGGGCAGAGUUUAUUUUCAGAAUGCUUUCCAUCGACACUGAGUAACCAUACCUGCCUCUCCCAAGAUGGAUUAAUUCUGUGUUCUCCAGUGAAUGCUUGCUACCGAGCAGUGGUGGUGGGUGAGCAUGGAAAGAUUCACUGGGCUGGUGGCUGCUCAAGAAUUUGCCCCCUGUUGUGCAUUCUGAAUGUUCAUGGAAAUGUAUAUAUUUGGGGGGGUGGGAGUGAGGAGGGUGACUCUAGCUGCCUAUAUGUCAUGCAUGGAGAAUCUUUUCCCUCUCCCAAGAGCUGCUUUCCCUUAGUGGGUAAGGCAAACCCAUGCACCUUUCCACAUGCUUAUACCCAUCCCUCCACGCACCCCAUUCAUCAGCCUUCCAUUCAUUUCACACUGUCCCUUGCACACUGUCCCUAUUCCAUUCCUCUUCUCCCACCUCCUUCCUCCCAGCAUGGCAGUUAUGCUUUAGAAGGAAGGCCUCACUUGUGCUGAGCCUAAAUGUUGCACUGUGGGAGUGUGGCCAAGGAAUGGAAACCAUGGGCUAGUUGCAAUAGGACUGGGCCUUCACCACCCGUUGCUCCUCAUGUCUUUCUCAGUUGUUCAGUUUUCUUGUGGAUAGUAGUGACUCUUCAAUCACAAGAGUUCAGCACUCAGCUUCUGAUAGCAAACGCUGCAGCUUCAGCUAAAUUCCUGUGACUCAGGCACCUGGGUAAGAAUUUGACCCCAAAGUGCUCUGCUCUGUUAGAAGUCUUUGCUGUUUGGUUGUUACCUGAAAUGUGCCACAUUUGCCUUUCUGUGUGGUGCUUGGGGAGGCAGCAGAUGACUACUGCUUAAAUGCAAAAGUGAUACAUUCCCAGGGCCCCUCCUGCUUCUCCCUUUGCAAAGCAGACGCUUAGCAGACAUGCUUGGCAGCACGAUAUGUUUGUUUGCUCAGCUCCUCCUCUCUUUGUUUCCUUUUUUCCUUGUUCAGCAGUGGCGACAGCUCUAUGAUCCACUUAUAUCCAGAGGGCAGCAAAUUCUCAGAAUGAAGCACAUGGUUUUGUCCUUCAGUUUGCACCUUUUGCUGAAUGCCUCAGAUGGCAGCAGAAGGUUGGAUGUGCCUUCGGGCUCCCUCAGGCUCAUUACCAUUCUGGGAAAUGUCACUGGAUGGAGGGGGGUUUCCUUGUAGCAUCCAAUCCAAGACUGAAUCUACAGCUGUUUUUCUACCUGCUUGCAUUGUGAUUGCUCUGAGAGUUGCUCUCUUUCUCCAUAUCAUGAACUUGCAGUAAUUGAUACCCAAGGUUGUGUGCAUUCUUCUUUCUCCCCCAUUGCCACCAGGUUCCUUAUGUUUCUUAACAUUCACUUUACGUAGCUGAUAUAGCCUUAAGGGUGUUCAUUUUUCUCUGCAGUAAUGAGGGCUAGAAACUUGGCAGUGUGUGUUAUUUUUGGGGGUUGUAAGAUGUUAGAUAUUAGAUGUCACACUAUGGUAGUAAGCCUGCAGGCACAAACACAACCUUGCAAAUAAUUUAUUGUCUCAACUUAGUGGAGCUAGAAAAAAAAUCCAAGGCUCUGUUGGCUGACUGGCUUGCUUCCUCACAAGUAUUAAAUGUAAGAUGGGAUCAGUGAGUUCUGAGACUCUGCUAGUUUCUUUGCAAUGACCUUGGAUCAAAGUUUCUGUGUUCCCCUGCAGGUAUAACAUGGUUUGCAUUCUUCUUUCCAUGUUCAGUAAGUUUGGAGAAGAUGAGGCAUUAAUAUCAUCGUUUCUCUACCACUCACAGCAAAAUGGACAGUGCUGCACACACGCCCCGGCAGAAACGCAGCACCCCACUCAAAGAGCGUCAGCUGUCAAAACCCCUCAGUGAAAGAACCAACAGUUCGGACAGUGAAAGGUCGCCAGAUCUGGGUCAUAGUACACAGGUAACCAGCAUUCCGAGAUUGCAGCUCCGGGGCUUAAACACUCUUUCCCUAAUUUUGGAGGAGGAGUGGAGGUGGCGUUCCUUAAAUACAGACUUGAUAAAAGCCAACUGUUGUUGGGGUAGCUUGUUGCUGUAAGCUUAUUUGAAGUACUGCAGUAUCUUUCCAGUUGUAUGUAGUCAGCCCUAAAGAGACCCUGAAUCAAGUAGGCAAAGUUGUUUGUUUGUUUGUUGCAUUUACAUCCCAUUUUUCCUCCAAGGAGCUCCAAGGUGGCAUACAUGGUUCUCACCCAUGCAUGCGAUCCUCACAAAAACCCUAUGAGGUAGGUUAAGUUGAGAGACAGUGACUAGUCCUAGGUCACGCUAGGGUGCUUCAUGACUGAUUUACGAUUUGAAUCCUGGUCUCCCACCUCCUAGUCUAGCAUUCUAAUUACCACACUGGAAUUUUUGCUUCUAAACUUAAAUCCAAGAAGGGAAGGAGAUUGGAGCUAUAUGGUUAGUAAAGGGUAAGGAGCAUUUGCUACGAGAUACACAAAACCUUUUCCCCCACUAUCCCUCAGACUUGGAAGCUUGUCCAAAAUCCUCUUUUUAUUUUCUGAGUUUUCUCCAUAUACCAACCACUUAUAUUGAACUUUUUUUUUUUACAGCCACAAGGGCUACAAGUAUUUUCCCCUUCACCUGCCCAAUAAAUAUAGGCAAGAGGAAUGUGCAUUUCUCAAAUUAUAGUGACCUGCUGAGGAGUAAAUAAGUUGUGGGGGGGAAUGUAAUUUCCCAUAGUAUUAAAAGGUGAUCUUAGAAGUAUUGUCAUGCAGCAAGAAUAAGAGGAAUGCUGCUUUUUCUCUCCCUAUCCCCUCUCAUGACAUAUGCCUUCCUGCUCCAUGUUGGAGAUAAGAUUAUUUCGCUUUAUAUUUGAGUUAGGAGUUAUGUCAAUGAACUAUGCUUAAAAAACCAUGCAACUUCCACCAGCAGAUUCCUCGCAAGAUUGUUUAUGAUCAGCUGAAUCAAAUCUUGGUGUCAGACUCAGCCCUGCCAGAAAACAUCAUCCUAGUGAAUACUAUUGACUGGCAAGGCCAGGUAAGGAGGUUGUUGCUGUCCAUGUGUCUGUCCGUGUGUCUGUCCUGUUCUUUGCACCAUCCCAAUCUCUGGCCAACAGAAUUAAGUAAAUUGGAAAAAAGAAUGUGUGCUGUUGUCCCUAACUGGUUCCAUUUUCUGAGUGCAGAAUGUAGCUUUGCCUGUAGAAACCUAGACUCGCUCCCCAAAUAUUAAGGAAUGCAAAGUAUUGUCAUUAUUAUUAUUUAAUAAUAAUAAAACAAUAGUAAUACUCUUAUGUAACAAUUUACAUAAUAACAUAAAAAAUAGGUAGGUCCCUACCCCAUGAAGCUUCCAAUACAAAUGUUUAACAGUACUAAGAUAAUGGGUGGGGAUGUCCUAUUAUUACUAGUUAAUAAAGGUAAUUUCCCCAACCAUCAGAACCAGAUUCUGCAAUUCAGUCCCAGCAGAAUAAAUUAUUCACUUUAAGCACAUUUUUUCAUUGUUGUUUGAUUUAUUAGGUAAACGCAAUUUAGCAUUAUUGGCAAUCAGAAGUGGUUGUGCUUAAUCUGUAUCACUGAAGCUAAGCUACAUGGAAAAUUAAGCACUAAGGGGACUGUGCAGUAUUGGCAAGAAGAUAAGCAGUAGGAAUGAAGAGCCAUGAAGAAAUUUUGCCCCUUCAACUGGCCAUUAAAAUUCAUCCCAAGCCCUGUCUCAUGUCAAUAUGUAGAGAAAAUCUAUUUAUCUUAACUAUAUCAUUGAGGCCGUUUGGUUAGAAGCCAGGUGUCUUAUUUAGAAUGAAAGUUAGCAUAUUCAGAAUUUGACAGCUAACCCAGAUUCUUCACUGAAUGCCAUGCAGUAACUGAAUGUUUCUGCCAAUGGGAAAAGGGGAAGGGUUCACUGGGGCUAGUGAGAGGCCAUGUCUGGGUUGAUUAUCUUGGGAUUCUGCUUUGUCCCGUUGAACCCUCCUUCGUAUAAGCCCAGGACCUUAAGUGACUGGAACAAGAUCCUCGAAAAGGAGGGAAUCAUCUUAAAACAGAUGGGUCUGUCACACAAUAUUUCAUACCCAUUGUUGUCCCUUUGCACCUUGAUUGCUUUCCCCCACUCUUACCUACUAGGGCAGCAAUAAGAUGAGUUUCAGAUUUCCAUCACCUGAGUCGUAACUGUGUCUUGUUAAGCUUGUAUCCAGGGUGCUGAAUGGUGCUCUGUUACCAAACCUUUUGUCUGAGGUCAUGUGGCCAGUGAUUGCUAAUCAGGGAAGAAGGGGUGUUGUGUGGCAGUUGUGUAAACAGAGCACCAAAUCCUUCCACUGCUUGCUUGCUUGCUUGCUUGCUUACUACUUGUUUUACUUCCAGUAUGUAGCUGAUCUCCUUCAGGACCAGAAGAAGCCAGUUGUUUGCACAUGCUCCACAAUUGAAGUGCAAGCUGUCCUCUCUGCAAUCCUCACGAGGAUCCAGCGAUAGUGAGUGCACAAAGCUAUAUCUGUGGUGUCCCCAUUUUUAUACUAUGGAAUUUGCCCUGAGAAAAUGGGAAAGAAAACCAGAUUCCAAAUUGCUUGAAAAGGAUGCCCCAAUCCACUUUGAUUAGGGCUGUCCAUCCUUGACUGCACUUGAAUAACUGAAACAUCACUUAAUCCUUAGAACUAAAGACUCUUCUCUGGCAGGAAGGAUGGGGGAAGGAUGGUCUUUAUAUCUGCAAGGUUUCAGUACUCAAAUGUGUUUACAAAGGUGCCUGCUUCCUUCCUAAGACAGAGAGAAGAUAACGGUUGUGUACAAGGCAUGCUUUGACUUCAGCCAUAGGAAGGGAGCACAAUCGUAUAGUGAAAGCUGCCUGUAUGCAGAGUAAGAAAGGGGGAGGGAGGAAGAAUUCAAUGUAAGCGCGCAAAUCUCCCAUCUGGGUUUGAUGCCUUGUAGUCAAUAACCUAUACAUAGAUGAGCUGCAGAUGAGGAGCAUCUGUGCCCCUUCUCCACAUUUUAAAAGUCUCAAAUUCUUCCCAGUGCCUCUUGCAGGACACUCAGUAUUAGGAAUAUGUGUUCUGAAGUUACGGUUCUUAUGACCACAACUCAAAGAGGACACAUUGCAGGUCAAUCAAAGAAGACACCUUGCCAAACAACAGUUCAUUGAUGACAACCCAGUUCCUACCAUACAGGAUUGGCAUCGUCACAGAUCUCUGGCGGCUCCACUGCACAUUGCUCUAGUAUCAUGAAAAGCAAAGCAGCUUGAGGGCAUUGCUGCAGCUGGAGUAGACACAUACAUCAGCCUCCCCCUAGUGUUCUCCCUCAUUCCUAAAAAUAUUUUAUUUGAUUAAUCAUUAGUACUUGCACCUUCAGUAAAAGCAGCUUCCAGGACAGCCACUGUGGAACUUAUUGGAAAAGGUAUUAACAAAAAGCAACCAUCUAUUAAAAACCACAGAAUCAAACACAGCAUCACUGGUGGGGCUAACUAGAAUAAUUAAAUUGCUUUUGAAAUAAAAAAAUUGUCCAGUAGCACCUUAGAGACCAGCUAAGUUUGUUCUGGGUAUAAGCUUUUGUGUGCACACACACUUCUUCAGAUACACAGUUGCUUUUGAAAGUUGCUUUUGAAAGGCUUGGGAAAACAAAAGGCUUUAACCCAGCAUGACAGUGAGGAUGAGAGUCAGGUCAGCCUCCAGGGUGGGUUCGACAUCCAAAAAUACACUCUUCACAGCAGUGGCGGAGCUAGGGGCUUUGCCACCCGGAGCGGGGGGUGGGGUGGCAUGCCACCCACGCACAAGCGUCCCAAUGGGGGUGCCGCCCGCGGUGGUGUCACCCCUGUCACGGUGGAACCUGGGCGGCCCCCCGCCCCCCUUCUUACACCACUGCUUCACAGUUGCCAUCUGCCUGACUUUAUAAAAUGAGAGUUCUCAGGAAAGGGCCCUGGAGUUCUUAAGCUUAAAUGCAGAUGUAACCUUUCUCUAGCACAUUCUAUUGUUACAUGGGCUUGAGUCACCAGAGGAACAGCAACUACGUUGUUUCAGUAACAUAAGGACAAGCUCUCAAUUUUUCUUUCCAUCCAGCACCAUAAUCCAAGAAAUAAGAUUUAGUUGUGUGCUCCUGGCUCCCCUGGGCUUCUUUGCUAUUUUCAUGCCAGAGUCAUCUUGGAAGCUGCUGAAAUGCAGGUCUGCUUUACCAGCAUGAUUGGCUACCUACAAAAGAGGCUCGGCACUCAAAUUCCAGCAUCUUCCUCUCUCACAGCCAUGAUGGGAAGUCAAUGCCCAUAUAAUUAGAAGGACCUUUCUUCACUGUAUUCUUUGUCAUUGCAAGAUGACAGUGGUUGGAGAGGGCAAAGUGCAAGUCUCCCAGGACAUGAUUCACACUAUACUGUUUUGUCAGGUUAAGUGGAGUCAUCACUUAGCUCUGGAGACUGUCUGAUGCCAGGGCACAGGCCUCAAUACGUACAAAAUAGUAAUGAGUGCCUUCUGAGCUUGAGUACCCACUGUCAGCUACCAAACAUGAAACGGAUCUUUAAAAGCAGAUGCCAUGCAGGAUUGAGCCCCCAAGCACCUCUUAGAAAUUAAGCUGUUGUUAAUUUCAAAUUCUGCAUUAUGAAGUAAAGAUGCCUAUGUAUUUGUCCUCUGCUUGAGACUACACCUUACUGAAAUUCAAGGUAGGAGAGAUUUCUGUGCUUGUGGGAUUGGAGGUCAAGGUUUAGGUUUGGCUCUUGCCUCAUAUCUCCCUGAAGUUCCUGCUCCUCAUAGACUCCACACUGAGGGUAAAAGUCAUGGGUAGGCAAACUAAAGCUCGGGAGCAGGAUCCGGCCCAGUCGCCUUCUAAAUCUGGCCCACGGACAAGUCCUGGAAUCAGCGUGUUUUUACAUGAGUAGAAUGUGUCCUUUUAUUUAAAAUGCAUCUCUGGGUAUUUGUGGGGCAUAAGAAUUUGUUCAUUUUAUUUAUUUUUUCAAAAUAUAGUCCGGCCCCCCACAAGGUCUGAGGAACAGUGAACCGGCCCCCUGCUGAAAAAGUUUGCUGACCCCUGGUAAAAGUAAAUGUUCAGGUUCUUAAAGAGUUUGCAAGCUUUCCUGGUCCUGCUUAAAACAAAUAACUGUGUUACGUGUUCUCAGUGUUGUGUCUAGAAGCAGUAAAGCUGUAGGCAUCAUUGAGGUGUUUAAAUGCAUUUUUCUCCAGCUCUUCAGUGCCCUCUAGUGGCCUUUGGUCAUGCUGCUAAUUUACAUGUUAAGACGGAUGCUUGAAGCUUUGAAGAAGUGCUCACUUGUUCAGUGUGAAGGAGCUUAGAGUUCACAAAAAGUGAAUCCACCCCACCCUCAUAAAAUAAAUUUAAAUUGCUCCUUCAGAUGUAUGGAGCAUGCAAGGUUGCUAAGAGCUGGGAAAUGGUCUGCAGAAGGUUGCUGGCACAUUGUAAAAAAAAAAGGUGCAGCUUCCAUUUCACCACUGUGUGGCUUGUAAUGUGUGACAGGGAGAUAUUUAUAUCUCCUAACAUGUGCUUGGGCAGUGCAGAUCAUAGCUUCUGAGUGCAUGUUUACCAUAUGUGAUAUCACACAUACCUGGCCUAUGCACAAUAGUGGACACCAUGGGAACCUGUGGUGGCUAAAUGAGAGCUCCUAUUUUCCCGUAAAGUAUGAAGCAGCCUUCUGAGUGUGAGUGUUGACAAGCUAGUAAAUUACAGUGCAUUUAAAUUAAUGGCCUAGGAGCCAUAGGAUUGUUGGGAAGUAAGUGACUGUGGUCCUGAGCAGUGCCUGAAUGAGAGAACCUUGCAAAUCCUUUAGGGCUAUCUACAAGGAAAAGUUGGAAAUCAAUGAAAUAAAGGUCCCUUUGAGAGAUCUUACUGUGCUUUCAUUAAGCCUUGGCGUGUAUUAAGGUCUGUGGUUAUAUACUCCUUAGUCUGAAGAAGCCAGAGUUGUAUUGCUGUGGCACCUCCUAUUUUAAGGAAACAGUUCCUUGCAACUCCCUACUUGGGUGGGGUGUAGGGUAGAUCAUAUGCAUGGUUUUCUUUUCAACACUAAGAUAGAAUUCCCAGUUCCACCAUUUCUGUUUUUUGCCUUCUACAAGUAGAUAGUACUAUAAAUGCAGAGCCUGACGUACAACUAUCUUAACUGCCCUCUUCUUUCUUUCCACCCAUCAGCUGCAACUGUAAUUCCUCCAUGCCACGUCCUGUGAAGGUGGUGUCUAUCGGGGGGCAGAGUUAUCUCAGCUCUAUUUUGAGGUUUUUUGUGAAGCAAUUGGCAAACAAGACAUCAGACUGGCUGAGCUAUAUGAAGUUUCUCAUCAUCCCACUAGGUAAUACUGCCUGUGCCUGUGGCUCGCUCGCUUGGUAGGUGGCUAUUGAGUUACACAUCUGAAACCCAAUAGUUCUACAUUUCAGUGACCCAAAAGCCACCAGGUUUAGUAGCUCUCUUCUUACAAACAGAAUGAAUGAGCUGAAGUGACCUACCUUCCUCCACUCAGUUCAAAAAACGAAGCCACCAAUACUUGCCAAAAGCUCACUCAACGCAACAUUCUUUGUCUGGUUUUUUUUUUUACAGCCCAUGAUACCCUUCCUCAGAACCAGUGGACUCAGUUUCAGUUUUUGAGGGCAAAAUUUAAUUGGUGGGUCUGAGCUUUUAAAAACAUGCUUCCUCAGUUUUUGAGGCUGUGUUUUUAUUAUGAAGUAGGGAAUGAAAGGCAAAAUGUUGAGGAGGAUGUUUCCUUUUAAUAAUGAGUGACAUAUUUUGUUAUCUCAUACCUAAGUAUUUUUUAAAGUCAGUUUUGUUGAAUAUUUGGGAACAAGAAAAUGCUUAGGUUUAAGCUAAAGCUGGUAAUCAAUUACAAAAAUAAUAAUUGCUGAACAGCCUCAAUUUUUUUGUAGUGAAAUAUGUGAUGGUUUACUUAAAGGAGAGUGAGUUUCCCAAUCAUUGGGGGUAGUUUUCUUUCGCUAGAAAGAGAGAGAUUACCCAUUUUUGUCUCUGAAUAAUAAGAAUCACUCUACAAAAGGAGUGUUGUGGUAAAGACAGUUGCAGUUUCUAUUUUUUGGAGAGUCAAGGGCUUUCUGAUGCCAAAGGGUCUGUUGCCUCAGCAGCCAUCUGUCGGUGCUAGAUAUGUGUAGCUUGCCAAGGAAAAUCAUAGCAACACAAAGGGAGAGGCGGGAUUAUUGGGUUGUUUUUGUUUUUAUUAUGUCUUUUGUGUUAUUAUAUUGUGAUUUUAUGUUAUGAACUGCCCUGAGACCUCCGGGUGUAGGGCAGUAUAUAAAUUUAAAUAAUAAUAAUAAUAAAUAGGCCUUCCUCUCAUUUCUCCACCAGGUUCUCACCCAGUAGCCAAGUACAUGGGCUCUGUGGAUAGCAGAUACAGUGGUAUGUUUCUUGAUGCCACCUGGCGAGAACUCUUCAGCAAAUCUGAGCCACCUAUGACAGGUAAGAGCAAGUUUUCAGUUCACAGUGAGUGACAGAAGUAACAUCUUUCAGAAAGGUCUUUAUUCUGUCUUGCCAAACUGAGGACUCAUCUGUACAUGUGCUGCUUUUAUGUAAGUUAGAAUCAAACUCAGGUGAGAAGCCAAAGAUUUAGUAUGGGCCUUUGGUAUUACACCAAACCAGUGCUUGGUAGAUGUGGACCCCUCCCUGUGUCCAGCUAGUGUUUAAUAAGACAAUGUUGUCAUUGGCAGUCAAUGGUAGGCCAUAAUGUCAUUUGACAGAAUGAGCAAUUCCAGCCAAGAUGCAAAGUCACCUUUCCCAGGACCCUUGCAAGUUUGAGGACAACAGUGAACUACACAUUGAUCAGCAGGAUUAUGGACUAGGUGACAAAUUUGGGCAGCUAGAGUUGGGUGGGGCGGAAUAAUGGCAUUUAGCACUGAUGUUUACCACACCAGGAUGGGGUCCAUACUUAACGCUUGCGCGUCUUUUUGUUAAUCCAAAUUCUCCUGCCUGCCUCUCCCCAUCAGCCACUUCUCUGGCUUGUCACUCUUUGUGCGUCAAUGCAGAUAACAACUCAUGUGUAUCUUAAAGCCAGCAUCUUGAAGGUUCUCCCACUUGCUGGCUUGGGUAAUGAUGAAUACUCGGUGUGCCUUUCCUGCUUGACGCUCUCUUUGGGUUAUCUUCUUUCUCAGAGCCUUUUGAUGUGGUUGGCCGGAUCAUGCAGUAUGUCAGUGGAGCAAACGUGACGCACCAGCUGCCCGUGGCCGAGGCCAUGCUGACCUGCAAACACAAAUUGUAAGUCCUUCCCCAUCCACCCCUCUGCCAUGGGCUUUGGAUUUCAGCGUGGUGGGUGAGUGGGCUCAAAUUGCCUCACCCACAUAGCUAGAAGAAACCUAAAUGUGAACUAUAAUGUUUGCUGUGUCUGUAUUUAUUGAAAGUUCAUUCAGAAUCCCCUUUGGCAUGCCCUUUCUCAGUCUUCAUUUUGUUUGUAUGCAAAGCAAGACUGAGACAAACCACUGUAAAAAAGUGGAAGGUGGCUUGCUGGUGGUUCUCAAGGAAGGCUAGUCUGUGCAUUGUGAUGUACUGGUGAAAGUGUUGUGGGCACAUUGCAAUCACACACACGCGUACUCACUUCCUCCCUGACAGCAAUUAGGUUUGAAAAAAGUGUGUUGGCUUUCUUUCUCCACCCCCAAGCCUAAUGCAGCUAGAGAUUAUCUUCUUGGAGAGUAUUGCUAGGGAGGCACAAGUCACUCUUCCCUCCUCAGCUGCAGUUUCCAGGAAGGUCACUUCCUUACACACAGCAAUUAAGCUUGAAAAAAGAACUUCUAUUGGAGCCAGGAGAAGGUUUCUUUCAAGCCUAAUUGUAUGUGGCUGAGGAGGGGGGUUAGCUAGGGAGAAAGUUAACUGUGUGCCCCUCCCCAUGUGAAGCUGCUGUAAAACAAUCAGAGCUAUAAAUUCUUUUGGACUCUCUUACAUAUGGAAUUAUUGGACCCAUGUCGUACCCCUUUUUCAAGAGUCAAGAGUCCCAAUGUGAAACCCGUUGCCAAAUGGAAGCAUCCUCCAUACUGAGGCUGUAAUGUGAUGGGACUGACCUUCCAGUCUUCAUGUUCUUUUUUGUCUGGUCGUGUGCCUGCAGAAUGCUGUGUUUUGAAGCCCUAAGUUUAUGUUUGUUUCAUUUGUCAGAUACGUAAAAUAGAAAAGAAGGUAGAGAAAGCCUUUGCCUUUCAGCAUUGCUUGUUCUCUCUUUUCCCGUCAUUUGGAUUUUUAAUGGCUGUUUCUUUACCCACAGCCAAGAUGAAGAUUCUUACCAGAAGUUCAUCCCUUUCAUUGGGGUAAGAGUUUUACAUUUCUUGGAUUUUUCAUCUCUGAAUAUGAACUUAUUUUAUUCAGGGCCAGUUUACCUGAACUCUUUUAUAGCUAUGGUUACUUAGAUAAAGCCUACUUUACGAAAACAAAUGUGUGCGCAUUUCUGUAGCUGUAGUUUAACUUUGGAAGCCACCUCACUUGCAGAACUAUCAUUUUCACCUACUGUGUUCCUUACCCUGCUGAUGCUGAACGGAAGUUGUGGUUAAAAUUCAGAUGUGGUGGUAUUUAAUCAAAUGACAUUGUGUAAUUUAGCUUGGGCUAAAUUUAUCUUUCUGAGUCGAGGACUUGGCAGUAAGCCUGACUGGAUCCCAUCUGAUGAGUGGUGAAGUCAUAAGUGAAAGCAGGCUUCCCAUGUUGAAGAUCUCAUAAAAUUAGGCUUGUUUGUUUGGUUUUUAAAUACCAGUUUCACUGUCCCUAAAUUCAGGCAGCUAACAGAAUGUUGGGGGUAGUUGGCCAGUUUGUCACCUUGCAAAUAGAGAGGCUGCAUACAUGAAACAUGAUUUCCUUAAUGCAAAUCUAAUGCUUAACCAUGGUUAAUGAAUGCCAUAGUUAAUUUGCAUACGUUCCAGCCAUGGUUUCACCUCCUGGUUUGUGGGUAAUCCUUAUCCACAGCUAUGUUUGCACCAGGGGCAAAGCAUUCGGUUUGCAGAUCGCUGUAAAGUGAAAGUAGCUUUUUUUAAAAAAACACCCAACUUCACUUCAUCCCUGACGGUCAGAAGCAAAAUAAGGAAAUGAUGACAGCAGCACUGUUGCAAUCCACUUGCAAUCUGCUAGAUAUUGGUUAACAUCACCAUCCCUUCAACACUUCACUGGUUACUGCUGCCAAGAAAAUGCCAGAGGUCAAAAACUAUGCAGCUGCCUAUGAGGAGAUGCUCUAGCUCCAAGCAAGGAUGAAAUCAUGUUGGGAAAAGAUAGCUUUAUUCCUUUGUGGCCACUGUGCAACCUUUGAUGAGCAGUGCUUGUAGCAUUUUUGUCACCGCUGCCUUUUUUAAAAAGCUCUUAACAUUUACUGUGUUUGCAUUUCUGUUUUUAUUAUAAAGUGCCUGUUGUCAGUCAGAAAUUCAGUCAGAAUGUAAACAUUUCAAAUAAAAUAAAUAAGCUUGCACAUUUAAGAUCAAUGCCCCACCUUUUGUUUCCUUAGGCCACUUUGUGCCCUUGCAAUAUACAAUUGCAAUAUACAAGGCAGCUCACUUUAAAUUGAAAUGUUACAUGAAAAUACAUCCUGUACAAUUAAUGAAGCAUAAAGUGGGGGCUUUUUGCAGCAACUGUCUGUCUGUGAUUUUUGAUAGUGACUGAGGAAGGCCAAGAGGGGUUGUGGCGAUCACACAGGGUCCCCGGACGUUUGAUGGUCUAUUGAUCCCUGUGCCACCACUGUGAUUGCCGCUUCGCUGCCACCAACCCGUUUCCCUCGGGUACACACGGAGUCCAGACAGUUGUUAACAUUAACAAAUAAUCAAGUUUAUUGUUAUAAACAUGAACAAGUUUAAGGUUUCAGUUAAUUUUUCUUGUCAGUUUCUUAAUCUUAGUUUCUUUACUGACCUAUUCGUUCCUAACAACUUCAAACUGAUUAUCCCAACUAACUAUCUGACUCCACCUAACAGUUCCUCUCACACUCUCUCAACACAACUCAACCAACCCACAGACUUAUCCUCCCUCUUCCUUCUCCAACCCCCAACUCUCAACUGACUUCCACACACACUGACUCUAACUCUAACUCCUCCUAUCAGUUUCUCUCUGGCCAAUCACAUCACACUCACUUAACCCUUUCCUUAUGACCCACCUAGGAGGCAAACACCACGGGGGUGUACUUGACUAUAUUUUAAUGGUUAGAGGGGAAACUGUUGCCUCACCUACAUCACCACUGGUCUAGGAUUAUCUUGACUCUCUUAUUGCUCAUGAUUUUGGGGCAUAGAUGGUCACAAAUAAUUAUUUGGAAGAAACCUUUUCUCUUGCCAAGGCACUCUAUCUCAGCUUUUGCAAUUGUGGUGUUAUAAAUCUUUUGGAGAUUUGUUACUUGCAGGCUUCUGCUGCAUCCUCAAUAAUUAAAUCUGUUUCAAAGUACAGCUCUCCCAAGGGAGGCACCUGCAAAGCAAAAAGUUAUCUUUCCUCUCUUGUGCAUAAGCCCCUGCCUGGCACUCAAAGUUCUGCUAACAAAAUUGCUCUCCCUUUUCUCUUCCCACCCUCACUCAAACAUAUUGGGCUAUGUUUGACAAACUAACCUCUGCUUUGACACAGAGGAGGAUCUUAAAGGUUAAAGAAAGCUCAUUGUGUUUGCUAGUGUGACCAUUAGGUAGACAUGAGGGAUGCUGGCCACUGGGGACAAUUCUUUCCCUGCAAAGGAUCUGGUGUGCCUGGCAAGAAAGGCAAUACCCUCCCCCCAAAAAAAACCCCCUGCAAAAAGCUUAUUUGCUCUCCUUUUUAAAGCACAGAGGAAAUAUGAGUCAAUCUGAACCAGGCAGGGGUGGAAGGAGUGACUCAGCAGACUGUGACCCACAAGUGUGCACUGGAACUGCUGAUGUGAUGACAACCAAUUAAGGCGAAACCUCAGAUGCAUUAGUUUUUAGAAUGCUCUCAAGCCCCCGUGCUAUUUACAGAAGGAAAGUAAAAAUGUGUGCAUUAUUUGAUGGAACAGUGUGGGGAGCCUGAGAGUUUCACAUUUCAGGCUGUUAGCUUUUUUAGAAAUGUUGGCAAGUAUAUCAGGCAGACCUCCUGGUUGCGGGGCACAUCUGAAACACAGAUCACCUGGUGGCAAGCAAAAUCCUUCUCCAGCCAAAGAGGACUCAUGGCACAAAGCAGAAAGUUUGGCCUUGAAUCAACACUGCCAGAACAACCAAACCUGAACUUUGUGAACACUUCUCUCAUUCCAUCAAACUGCACCAGAGACAGUGUCAAAACAAGGUGGAACCUACACCAAAGAUGCAACCUACAACACAGCUAUGAUCUCUUUUGGCAAAAGAGAGCAGCAGAUCUCCAACUGGUUUGAGGCCGGCAUUAAGGACAUGGAGCCUGUUAUUGCUGCAGAGAGCAAGGCUCUUGUGAACUGCAAGUGUGCAGCCUGUGACAAGGCACUUGCUGCACUGAGAAAGACAAGGAGUGGUGCCAAGCAGAUUGCCAGAUGAUGUGCCAGUGACCACUGGCUAAAAGCUGUGUCAGAGCUGACACUGUCACUGCUGACAGUGGCAACACUUUAAAAAUGUACAAAUGCAUGAAGACAGCCUUUGGAGUUUGGAGCAACAAUCAGGAAGACUGUACCACUGAAUACCUUGUCUUUAGAGAUCAUCACAAACCGUGGCAAGCAGAUGAAGCAAUGAGCAGAGCACUAUCAAGAACUGUCCUCAUGGGAAAACAUGGUCUCCGACAUAGCAAUUGACAGCAUCCAGACUCUUCCUGUCUUGGAAGCGCUAGAUGUCUCUCCCUCCCUUGACAAGCUGAAGAAUGCCAUCGACUCUCAGGCAUGUGGUAAAGCCCCAGGACAGGGCAGAAUCCCAACAGAAGUGCUGAAAGCAGGUCUCAGUUCCUCCCUCAUUCUGCACCUCCAUGGUCUUCUCUUGCAGUGUUGGGGGAAAGGAUCUGUGCCACAAGAGAUGUGUGACCCCAGAUUGUGACCCUCUAUAAGAGCAAAAGUGGCCACCAUGAUUGUAACAACUACCGUGGAAUCUUCCUGCUGAGUACUGUGUUACUCACUGACAGGGUCUAUCCUGAGUCACAAUGCUUCAGAGCUCAUGUUGAACAAUCAACAUGAUUUUCUCACUGUGCCAGCUGCAGGAGAAAUGCUGAGAGCAGAAACGACCUUUGUAUAUCGCCUUCAUUGACCCGAAAAAGGCCUUUGACCUUGGCAGCCCAAAAGGACUGUCCACACUGCUCAACAAGAUAGGAUGCCCACCUAAGCUCCACAAGAUGAGCAUGUCCUUCCAUGAGAACAUGCACAGCACCAUACAGUAUGACAGUUCAUCCUCAGACACCUUCAUAAGAGUGGUGUGAAACAGGGCUGUGUUCUCACUCCAACUCUCCUUGGCUUGUUCUUCUCCCUGUUGCUCUCCUAUGCCUUCAGCUUGACCUAAACCCACAUUCCUAGCAUGUUCUCACUUCCGUUUCAGCAUCAUCUAUGCUGGUUUGGUCAUGUACACAAAUGGAAGAUGACAGGAUCCCCAAGGGCAUGCUCUAUGGGGAGCUGGCUUCAGGCAGUAGACCAGCUAUGCAUUGCAAAGAUGUUUGCAAACAUGACAUGAAGGCCGACAACAUUAACCCUUCCAUUGUAGAUGAUUGCAGUAUCUGGAGACAGUCAGGUUUUGUAUUCACAGCAGUGACCAGAGGAGGAAUGACCACUAGGAGGAGCACAGAGAGAAGAUACGCCAUAGAGCACCUGUAGCAGCCAAACUGGACAUCUUCAUCUGCCCCACCAUCGAUAAAACAUGUCUCUCCCGUAUCAGUCUCUACAGCCACAGUAGGCACUGUAACUCUCCAAUGCUUUGACUUUAUUUCUGAAGGCGCACUCUUCCAUUUGUCUCCUAAGACAGAUGGAUGCCAGCAACAACAGAUCAGGCCAAGAGCAGAGGGCCACACUUCUACUAUUUAGAAUAAGAAAGAGGGGGAGAUAGAUUUUCAUGCUUAGUCUCCAGCAGCUUCCUGAACUAGGUCCCAGUUUCAGGCCUCAAGCAGCUGAUAGUAAAUACUGAGCAGGUGGGAAGAAAAAUCCUAGGCGUAUACUGCGAAUGCCAUGUUUUCAUUAUAGUUCUGGAAGGGUUAACUGUCUUGUGCUUCUCUUCUAUAACUUUGAGAUAAAGUGACUUUCCUUAGGAAGGUCAAAGGUGUUUCUUUUCCACCUGUAGCUAAAUUAUUUGUCAGGCUUUGUUUUUGAAGUGAUUUGCCUUCAUUGUUUGCUCUCUCCUUCUCACUCCCUGCCCCCUGCAGGUGGUUAAAGUGGGCCUCAUUGAAGACUCGCCUGCGGCUACAGGUAUGACACACCCACUAAGAUCCCUGUGCUCCUUAGAGCAAAGACUGGUUAUCCUAGUUACUCCACUUCCUCCGUUAAGUGAUUACAAGCAUGAAAUUGGGUGAUCUGCUUCAGUAAUAUUGACUAGGAAAUAGCUGACAGAGCUUGACAAAGCAUGAAAAACCUAUGCUUUUUAUAGUAUGCUAUGGCUGUACAGUAUCUGCCAGCAGUGAUUUCACCAGCUGGAGUGCUAGGAAGGGUCUGAAAAGUGCCUGUAAAAACUUAAGCUACCAGGAUGGAUCCAUCCAAUAUUCUACGCCUAGAGUGGGGAGGUCCUCGUGCAGCAUUGAUCCCACCUCUCUCUGCCAGCCACCGAGCAAGGGCAUCUUAAGAGGUGGGUGGGGAUAAAGAUGUCCUGGGAUGCAGCCUGCUAUUCAGCUGAAAAGUGUGGAAUAAAUCCCACGUGCAUAUCUAUUGCUCAGAAACCCCCAAUCCCAUUCCUGAGACCGUUUGGGAAAUGCUGGCAUAAGUAUUAGUGCCAGAGAAACUUUAACUUAUGAUAAAUGCCUUGUAACUAAAACUGAAAGGCUCAGCAAGAGAACCUGAGAAUUAACAUUGCUUCUAUUUAGCAGGUAAGCAAAAUGUGUUCUCCUUCUCCAUCUCAUGAUUUCCUUCCUUUGCAGGAGAGGGAGAUGAUUCUCCCAUCAUCAGCCUCACAGUUCCCUCCACUUCUCCCCCUUCUUCCUCUGGGCUUUCCAGAGACGUCACUGCCACCCCUCCAUCAUCUCCCUCUAUGACUAGUGGACUGGCUGUCAUGGGGUAAGUCUCUGGGUAUGAAGACACUUUGUGUGGGUGGUGGUUGUGCUAUUUCUCCUUAUCAUGUUGGGAACCCUGGACACAUUUGCUGGGAAAAUAAAUUAUGAAAGAUCCUAAGAGCAAAGUAAAUGCCACAGACGGUGUACACACCACUGUCUCUUUACUGUGAUCAUAUAUUAAAAAACUAUUCUAGUCAGUCUCCUGAAGUAUCAGGGCAUCAGAGCUUAAUCCCCUGUUCACCCUUAUCUCCAGAGUGAAUUCAGUAGCCAAGAUUUAUGCCUGGCUAUCAUCAGUCACCACAUAAUUAUCUCCAUUGGCAGCCUGCCAACAAAAGACAUUCAAUCCGCCAUGUUCUUCCCCCGAAAGUCCCCUUUUCAAAUAUCUGUGUUGUCAAUGCAAAUAUGUCAGUUAGCAAUAGCUUUUUCAACAAUGCAAAACUUGCUCAUGUUUCUUUCCACUUUUUCCUGUCACUUGAUCACAGGUCCCCCAAUAGCCCUUAUGGCGAUGUCAUUGGGCUGCAGGUGGAUUAUUGGCUAGUUCAGGCCACGGAAAAAAAGAAGGAAGGGGAGAAAAAAGACGCCAGCUCCAAAAAUACACUCAAGAGUGUCUUCCGCUCGGUGCAGGUGUCACGGCUUCCAAACAGUGGGGAAACCCAGUUGUCUGGGACCAUGGCCAUGACUGUUGUCACCAAAGAGAAGAACAAGAAAGGUGAGUUAUGGAGAGUGGCACUUCCUCUUUACUGGGGGUGCUCCUUCCUGGAGGCCUUUGCAUGAUAGCCUGCCCCUUGAACCAUUUAGCACUGCUGAAGACUUACCCUGCAAGUCUUGCCAUAAGCGUGCCAACUCUUCUACUUCGUGUUUUAAGAGAGAGACUCGUUUUCACUAACUGGGGGUCCUUGUGCUUUCUAGUUCCCACAAUUUUUCUGAGCAAGAAACCCAAAGAGAGAGAAGUAGAUUCCAAGAGCCAAAUGAUUGAUGGAAUCAGCCGGCUGAUCUGCUCUGCAAAACAGCAGCAAACUAUGCUGAAAGGUAAUGCUUGCCCCUGGGAUCAGGGAUGCCUGAUGGUACUGAAGGUGACUGGGAAGGAUUUCAAAAUGGUGAGGGACCUGAUAAACUAGAAGGGAUUUCAUUAUAUUAUUUCUUUAUAAUAAUUUAUAGUGGGGUAGGGAAUUGGAUCUAACCAGAGAGCCAGAUCCAGAAGUGACUAACUCUUCAUUUCUCAGCACAUCUGUUCUGUUGGGGAACAGAACAGAGUUCAGUGGAUUUAAGAGGUCCCAGAUUCAAUAACUGGAACCAAGCAGUAGGGGAUGGGAAAGGUCCCUGCCCCUAACAUCCUGGAAAGCCACUGCUAGACAGUUUAUCCUGAGUUCAAUGUACCAAUGAAGAAUACUUGGUAUAAGACACCUUCCUAUGUUCAUAGGAAUCGUCUCUCUUCUCUCUAGUUUCCAUUGAUGGUGUGGAGUGGAGUGACAUCAAGUUUUUCCAGCUAGCUGCCCAGUGGCCAACCCAUGUGAAACACUUCCCUGUCGGACUCUUUGGCUCGAAACCGGCCUGAUGAUGACAACACGGUGGUCCCUCCUGUGUCCUCAUCACUCUGCUGCAAUGCGGCAUCACCUCUGUCCAAACCAUCAGCCAAAUCAGAGCUGUCCUGUGGUAACUUCACCCAUGUUGCAUUACUGUGUGUUGAUCUGGUCUCGCCAGGGAGGGACCAGCCUCUGGUGCCAAGAGAGAUGCUACAUUUUUGUCUCCAGCCAAGGAGCCGCCCGCCAAUUGCUUUCUCAUAUUUUUCUGCCACACCGUGUCGUGGGUGUCCAGCCUCCAUCUGUGCUGAGUCCAUUGCAUUUUGGGAACAAAUCCCAAAAUAUUUGGAUUCUGUUGGUUUCCCAUCACUCCUGGCGCACACGCCUUCUCUGAGCUGGCAUGCCUGUGUCUUCCUGAAGAAUGUGUUUGAGAACUUGUGGUCCACAAAACUUCGCCUUUAACAAUAUUGUUCUUUUUUACAUUUUAGCUUUUGCUGAGCCAACCGAGAGCUUUACUGAGCACCCACUCUCAAAGUUCUCCUUUUCAACCUCAGCCUUUCCAAAAGCACAAAGCUUGCAAAGCCCAAAUUGGCUGUUGUGUUAGCAACCAAACUCAACCCCAUCUGGUUCUUGCCAUUAGUAGGCAAGGCCCUUUCUCCUGCCGCCAACCCAUCCUGUGUCACGUUGCUAGGUCAAACAUGCCAGGUUGGUGGAAGGAGCCUCAGCAAUCUUGCGCGGUUGCCACUCCUUGCAGAGAUGAGGAGCAGAAAAGUCAGUUGUAGGGAGCUAGAAGCAGACACUUUUCUUGAACAGGCACACCCACUGCUCUCCCAUGGCUGUGUCCCUUCACUCUUUCAUGUUUGUACUGCUCUUUUCUUACACUUCCCCUCAUCUCACCUUCAAAGUGUUUUUUAAAAGAACUUAGGUCACCUAAGAUACAUUUCCAUUGCUUUGUAAGACUCCACUUGCUAGUGUGGCAUCACAGUGCAGUGAGGGGUGGGGGAGGUUGUCCACUAUACUGAAGAGUUGGAUAACUUCAUUAGAAAGCCUGUCUUGAAACUCACCCUGUUCAUCUGUGUUUGGCAACAGUUCUGAGAGGUGUGUACUCCCAGCCACAUGCCACAGUCAAGAGGAGAAGCUACACCUUGUUCCUCUGCCCUCUUUCUGGCUGCUGAGCCUGCCUUGUGGUGUGAUGCAUCUCAGCACAAGGAGAUACUUUGGGGGGACCUGCUCAGCCAUCUGUGCAGUCUACUUGCCACAGCCAUUUAUAAGGCAUGGUUGGGAUCCCAGCAGCAUUCCUUCCCUUUUGGCAUUUCAGUUUUGGGGUUUUUAUUUGAAGUAGCCCCAUGUUGCAGAGCCUCUGGGAACUCUAUGUGCCAUACGAGAAGUAGCAGACUUUGCCAAGCAUUCCUCUUCUGAGCACUCGCCUUGGCAGGCAAGAGAUCAGCCUUUGCCCUGAGACUUGAAGGGAGCAAGUUGAAUAGCUGCAGGGGUUGGAUGCAUGGCUGAGACCAGAGGUUCCUUGACAGUGAUGCAAAAUAGCUUUAACAACUGCAACAUAGUGAUGCCUAAGGAAGGCUGGAGAAAAGGCUACUUUUGUGUAGUAAGCCUGCACUUCAUAGGGCAGUUUUUGUGUGCUUGAUAUGCACUUCUGUCCCUCAAAGACCUUCCCUCCUUCCUUCUCCAAGCAUUGACACUCCUGUUUUGUUUUCUGUUGUUUUGCUAAGGUAGUAAAACAUGAAAACAAACAGGGGCCCCUGAAGCUGGUAUUGCAGGCGACAAAUGGGAGCCACCUUGCCUCCUCUCCUAGAGCACUUUGUCAGCAGCUCCGAGAUGCUUCCAGGGAGCUGUGCUGCUUUUUAUCUGUUCCUGACCAGCAAUAAAUCAAACCACCCCUACUGUGGGGUUUGGCAGCACAUCAUCAGCCCACUUUAUUGGCUGUUUGAAAUGGCUUUGGGGCCAUCAUAAUGCUUAAGCACUUAACUGCUCGUAGCAUACAGUGUGGCUCUGUCAAACAGUGGAGCGUACAAUCCACAUUCAGUCUUUUAGAUGGCUUUUAGAUUUUUGAAUCCACAUAUAUUUUCAGAGGCCCCAAAAUUCAGCUUGAAGUAACUGUGUGUAUAAGUAGAGUGAAAUUUUGUCUCGCUGGAAGUGGUUUCUAGGCUAUUACAGUGGAAGGGGAAAUGUGGAGGUGGCAGGGAGAGAGCUGGCUUUAUAAAUAACUCUUGAGCAAUCUGCUCUGCUUCCCAGAUUGAAAGAGGAGGACCCAGGCAAGCUCUUUGCCUUCAAAAAGUUUUUUCCCCAAGGCCAGUUCUUUUAGGCUUGUCCUUGAGCCACUGCAGCUGUUUCUUGAGAGAUCCCAAGAAGAAUGACUAUAAGUACCAGCAGCUUCGUUCACCUCAUGCCCCUGGGUGGGGUGUCCCCCUCGAGGCUUAACUGGCAGUGGGCCCCUGGAUCGGAUUGCAUCCCCCUCAUUGUGGAGUCUCGGUGGCAGAUAAAAAAACCUGUACACUUUUUUCUGUUUCCUUCCCUUGGCUCCUGCUGCUGUGGCUAUGUUACAAAUGUGGCUUUUGUACUACUCUGUCCCAAGCAAUGCUCUGAGCCACAAAGUGAACUUGAUCUUGUGUGUCUGUCCUAAACACUGCAGCCCCCUGCCUCAAGGAGGAGAUGUCACAGAUAUCUUGGCAUGCUACAUAUUUCAUUUUGAGUUAGAUCUCUCUUUGUGUCCUCCCCAUUCAUUGAAUACUGAAUAAACUCCUUGGCUCAAAUGUGAGAAAGGAGGUUUAUAGCGAUAUGUCACUUACCCCAUGGGCUUUGGGGGCAGGUGCUGCUUCCUCUGCAUGAAAGGGAGCGGGGUGCCGCCCAGAACAUGGGGUAUUUAAAUAAGCACAACUCUGAACAUUUUCUUCCUACUUGCUCUGUAGAAAUGCUUCCUGUCUCAUUUUCAUAUUCAUAAGCAAAUGUCACUUCCAGUCCAGUUGCUUCAGGUUGAGGGUCUGAGAGAGCCUGCAAAAGGCAACCCAUUUUCAAGUUGGGAGAAGCAAGGGAGCAGUUUGGCUCCAAGUAGCCAACGUCCAGGAUUCUUUGACACUUUGCCAUGGAAACAUCCACCCUAAUGGGCUUCCAUUUUAAGAUCCCGUUUUUUUAGAUUUGGCCUGUGAAACUUUCGACCUUCCCUAAACGUGAGUGGGGUCCACCAGCAGCACAUGGUAGCCCACCAGGAGCUCAGUAAGCUUGCUAUUGUUGUUCAAAACUUUAAAAAUGGAGAGAUUGUUGAGCACCUGGCAGGCUACAGUCCGUGGUGGUGGGGGGCAGGGUAACAAGCUGUGCAUGUCAAGAACAGGGUGGAACUUACGAGUGGAUGGGAUUCAUUCAGCAGCCAAUCAACUCUGCCUUCACCAUGGUUUAAUUUUCAUGACCUCCUCUUGGUUGCCUUUGGCCAAUCGGAAAUGGAUGUGGGAGAAGGGCAAGUAGCGACAGAAGUCUGUGUCUGUAGCUGCAUCCUGGGCUUCUGUAGAAGUGCACACUAGUGCCCCCGCCCACUCCACAAGUCAGAUUGGUGCAGUGUUGACACCGUAUGUGCCCAUCUGCCCAUCAAACCAGCGCAGGACCGCCUCACACGUGUUGCAUUAUUCUUUGUGGCCUGGCUGUUCAGAUUCAUGCUUUGCAAAGGCGCACACACACUCUUGCUCUCACAGCUGUGGUCUGGGACAGAGAGGGCUUGUUAAACUUGGGCUUGUUAGAUUUGUGAAACCACUUGCAGGACUGGGGCAGACAGCUGGCUUGGUUCCCUCCCCUCCUUUUUCCCUUUAGGGUCUCCAGUGUUUAACCUUCCUGCACCCAUAAUGCACAAGGGAGUGGAAGGAAAGUUCAUUCCAAGAAGCAGCUGUCCAGAUAGCUCUGGAAACCAAGUCCUGCAGCUGCUUGCUUUGGAAUGGGUGUGCAUGCAGCAUCCUCCCAGUGGAAACUGUUGGCACUGUAGGAAGGAUCCUGACACCCUAUCCAGUCCCUUGGAUUACCAUCUCCCCUUCUUAAGUGGGUGGCCCUUUCUCUUCCCUGAGGAAUGCAGGUUCAGGAGGCUAAGCUGAAUGGAUGUGCCUCCAAGGAUGGAUGGGCAGGAGUCGCUCCCACAUUAAGCACUUUGUCCUUUGUGCCUAGCGAAAGGUGAUAGUCGCAGACUCCUAACAUGGAAGGAAAAUCACCCUGCCUCAGGGACAUGCAGAUGGGCUAGCAACUCCAAGAACCACACACAUCAUAUUCAUUCCCUGAGCAUCAUUUCACUUGGUUCCUCCUUACCCCAAUACCCACCUACCACUCCUGAGCCAGCCCCACGAAAGAGCCUACCAAAGAGUACACUCUUCCCCAGGGAAUGACAGUCCCAGGAAAGAGCCACGGUGGGGGAGGCACUCUGCUCCAGGGAGCUCUCCAAGGUCUCUGUUCAUUGCUUCCGUACAGCCUCGCCUCAGGCCUAAUUUCUCAUGUGUCGACUGUUACAGUAAGUGUGUCCAUCUGAGGACCAUUGUGUUUCCUGUUUUUUGCUGUGUGGAUUUUGCACAUUCUGGAACUUUUGUCUAUAAAUUCAGAUUAUCUGGAUUUUUGUGUCUGUUAUGUAUCCCAGCCACUGUACAUAAAUAUGAGUUUUGUAUAUAAUCUCAUUUUAUUCUCCUUUCUUUUUGUAAGUGUGUUGAUUCUCUUGGUUUGUACUGCAGGCUCCAAACGAUCCACAUUAAGAAUCUCUGCUUGUUUAAAUUUUGGAGCCUUGUUGGUAUUUGAUGCAUUCUAUCCUUGGCGGGUGGGGUCUGUUGUCUCCCCACUCCCACUCACUAUUUUUGGAGUUUUUCAUUAAAUAAAUUGUGUUUUUUAAAAUAAUACCUUAAAAUCUCAAGCUUGAUCACUUUAUGCUUUAGUUCCUCCUUAAAGCUCCCUGGAUACGGUCCACAUGAGAAAAGCAAAGGGGCAAUACAAGAGAACCAGCCACUGACUUCACUUUUCCAAAAUCUAAAAGCAGAGAACUGGGGCGGGAGGCCUCAUAGUUGGAAUAGAGAAACUGCAUUUCAACUUGCUAUGUUUUGCUUUUCUUUGCUUUAAGGAAAUGCACAAAGAAUGUGAAUACUUUGCAACUGGCACAACAGUCCUCUGGGGGAAAACAAAAGCUUAUAAAUCACAGAAGCAAAAAUAUUCCGAACUUUGGCCAUGGGUAACAGCAGUGUGGAAUUCAAAGCUCUCCUAUACCUUAUACCAGAGGUUCCCAACCUUUUUGAGUCCACUGCUCCCUUGACAAACUACAUUUUUCUGCUGCACCCCUGUCGGGCUUAGGAGCCCAAUUAUGUCACCCUAGCCUGCAGAGCUGGCAGUCUCUCACCCUUUUUCAAAUACCCUCCCUUGUGGAGUGUUCCCUCAGCCUCCUCUCCUUUCCCCUCUCCUUGGGAGUCCUCUGGGUAGUUACAUCUCCUGCCCCUGGUCUCUGAGCUUUCCCCCCACCCCAAAGAGAGGUGCCUCCUCCCACUGUCCCACAAGGGUCUGGGAAGCACCCCUUGGCCAGUCCCAGAGGCACCAUUUGCCUGUGGAGCUUGUAGCCAGGGCUGCUGCACCAAACAGCUGUGCAAGCCUCUGGGAGGCAGAGAUGCAAGAGGGCAUCAGAGGAGGGAAGGGACAGAGGCCAGUGUUGCCCAUGGCACCCCUGACCAUCAUUCAAGGCACCCUAGGGCACCAUGGCACUCUGGUUGAAAACCACAGCUUUAUACAACAGGUGUUUGCCUGCACUGGUGCCAGUCUAGAAAGAAUUGGGAACCCGCACAGGAGGGAAAGUUCCCCUUUGCUGUAGAACCUCAGCCCAGAUGAGCAGAGCUCAUCGUGAUUGUACGCUUCCGCAAGAAACAAAUGUUCCUUCAGCUGCUUCUUAACUAGUUUUCAUGACACGUCAGUCAAAAACUAUCCUUAUCUUUAAUAUGGUCAGAAAGCCAUAAACAUGGCCAUAAAGCAAUCUAGAUAAAUACAUAAAAGAUAUGCAAUAUUAAACCACGUUGCUAGGUCCAUUAUCUAAAUGAAUUUUAUAUUGUUUUUAUUGCUGGUUUGUUUGCCAUUCUGGGCUCCUUUGGAAGAAGUGUUAGGAUAUGAACUUAUCAGCAGCAGUAAUGCAUGUUAUAAAACUCACGUUGGGUUAGCUAACAAGGCACACAAAUAAAACUACUGUAGGAAAGAGUGUACAGUGCUAGAUAAUUCCUUUAGCAACUUACACAUACAUUAUCCUGACACUCUUCACACCCAUGAAAGAAUGGAAUUGCCUUUUUUAAAAUUGCAGGGGCCCUAUGCGGUUUCUGGAAUAAUUAUUUCAGUACAAAGAUUUAAAACACCUGUCUACUAAAAUACAUUUUCAGAUUAUAAGAAAGUUUUCUAAUCAAGUAACAAACUGGUCCUGCUGUGUAGGUAUUAGGAGCUUCCUUUGAAGAGAAAUUUUAUUUAAACUUCCCACAUAAUAAGCAUAUAAGGAGAGGAACUUGCAGUAUACAGUGGUACCUCAGGUUAAGUACUUAAUUCGUUCCGGAGGUCCGUUCUUAACCUCAAACUGUUCUUAACCUGAAGCACCACUUUAGCUAAUGGGGCCUGCUGCCGCUGUACCGCCAGAGCAUGAUUUCUGUUCUCAUCCUGAAGCAAAGUUCUUAAUCUGAGGUACUAUUUCUGGGUUAGCGGAGUCUGUAACCUGAAGUGUAUGUAACCUGAGGUACCACUGUAAUCCCACAAAUGUUUAUGCAAGCAGCAAACCUCCCAGAGUUCAACGAAACUGAUUCUCUCGUUAGUGUGUUUGGCAUUAUUGUCUUUGGUAUCUCUAAAAAGAGAAAUCUCAUCCUGGGGAGCUGCCACUGAGCAAAUAAAAAGAAAUGGUGGGGGCAACAGCAGUAGGCAGCUAAAAGAAAUGGAGGAAAAGCACUAAGUUCUUACCUACUUUAAGUUUAGCCCAAACGUAUGCAGGCUCACCCGCAAACAUACUAAAUAUUGCCACCACAAUCCCUUCUCCCCAUUCUCUCUCCCCUCCUUCUUCCCCCACCUUAUUCUGUAUAAUGUCUCACAUCAAAUGUAGAAAAGACUUUACGGUUUGGGAAAAGAAAAAAAGACUGCACAUUUUUUGUGAACCAGGAAGAUAUUUUAUUUAUUUUUUAAAAACCUGGCUCUGCUCAGUGGAACUUACUCGCAGUUCUAGUAUGUGUUGGAUGGUUGCUAUACUCAUUCAGCUAUACAUGGAGCGAGUGAAGACAGGGGAAAACUGGUACAUGGAAGCUAGUGUAGUGUCCUGGUUAAAGUACUGGGUUAGGACCAGGGGGUGCCGAGGUUUAAAUCCCCACUAACCCUUCAUGAAAUUCAUUGUGUGACCUUGGGCCAGCCACUUCUCUCAGCAUACGUAGCCACAUUCACACUAUACAUGUAAAGCACUAUGAUGGCACUUUAAGCAGCCAAGGGUUCCCUCAAGCAUUUCUGGGAGCUGUAGUUUAAAGGUGCUGAAAAUUGUUAGGAGACCCCUAUUCCCCUCCCAGAACGACACUUUUCAGAGUGGCUUAACAAUCACUUGAUCUUCAUAGGGAACUCUUAACCAAAAUCAAUUAACUAAAUCAGCCGACCUACGGAAUCGGUCUCUCUGCGCUAGGAUCAUGCAAUCCCCCCCCCCCCCGCGCACCUUAUAAGAAACAAAUUCCUAAGCGGGGGGGUCAACCGGACGCCAGAGUAAGAGGCCUCCCCGCAACGCAGCCAAAGAGAAGAAAAGGAUCGCCUAAAAAAGAGGGGAUUUGGGAGGAGACAUUUUCGCACGCCGAGGAAGAGGCGAUCUAUGCACCGUUAGCAGAGCGCUAAACCACAUCGCACACGAAGAUUUGCUUCGGAGCAAACUUGCCUAGGAUAGGAUCGCCCUAUUAAUUUGCGAAUUGUGUUCUGUUUGCGUUUUGUUAUUGUUGCUCCAGAGAACUCCUGACAUGAGGCGAUAACCAUAAAAUGUAGCGAAUAAAUAAAACGAGAGGCGCCCCCCCCGCCCCUUUAAACACAGCGGGACUUUUCUUCGUAAACACGCACCGUUUCCCGCUCAUUUAACCAAGUGUGUGCGUGGCCGGGGGGGGGGGAUAACCUCUCCAGGUGGAGGGGCCCGUUGCCCCACCCGGCUGCAUUUACUGACAUAUAAAAACACGUGCCAGGACUUACUUAUUAAAGAUGCAAAAGGGAAAGCACCAAGUAAACCGGUAAGAACUUCGGAAAGAGAACCCAAGGCAUCCUUCCCCUCCCCUUUAAGGCGGGAAGGCAGGACCGGCGGCGGCGGCGCUCCUCCUUAUUUGCCCUCCGGCACUAUUUUCCCGGCCGGCCAGGUUGCCCCCUCCCCUUUAAGGCGGUUGUUUUGGGGCGGGGCCGCGCGGCUGCCGGUGCCGCAGUGCCUGCCGGGAAGGAUGUGAGGCCGCCGGUGGCUGGAGAAAGAGCAGAAGCGGCGGCGGCGGCGACGACGAGGGAGGCGCGCGCAGGUGCGUUGCGUCGUGUCGUGUCGGCGGUGGUGCUGAGUCGGUGGGCGGUGGGCCUCCUCGGUCGGCAGAGCCCCUCAUAUGUGGUGGAAACGAGGGGGUGGGUGUUCGCGCCGAGAGUGAGGGGAGGGGAGUCGUCCUCCCCCCCCAAGUAAAAUCCCUCUAUAGGAUGAAAAUGAGGGGUGGUCGUUCGUCGAGUCAUCUUGUGCCCCCCCCCAAGCAAAAAGGUACCCGAGUGGCUGGUUGGUUGGGCAGGGAAUCUCCCUUCUGCCAUGUAAAAGCCUCCCCCCCCCACGUCAGUAAGGUGGAAAUGGGGGGGGCUCUCUGCAUGACCCCCCCUCCACCGCUUAGGGUGAAAAGGAGGGAGGGUGGCUGCCCAGGAUAUAAGUGAGAAGUGGCCUGUCAGACAGCUCCCCCCCCCCCAGGAUGAAAUGCGGGCUGGCUGGUGGGAUACUUGAGCAAAAACUGCCCCUCGCAGAAGAUGGAGAUGAGGGGGCGGCCAGGUGGGUGAGCGAAUUCCCUCAGCAGAGGAAUGUAUGGUGUUGGUAACCCCCCCCAUAAGUAAAUUGUGGUCCUUCCUUCUCAAAGCUUCCUCCAAGGGUGGUCAGGUGGAGGAUGGGUGGGCAAGUUCCUUCAGCUUGUUAUAAGGGCUUCUCAAGAAGAAGCCAAUGGGGCAGGCAGAGGAGACCCCCACCAAUUUCAUAAAGGUGCCCACAGAAACACACAUUAUAAGUGGGGGGAUGAGUUAUCCCAGACGAAAGAGAGGGACCUGAGAAAGAUGUUCCUUUGCGUUUCCAAAAAGAUGGGGGGGUGGGAUGGAGUGGGCAAGGACAAAACCUCCUUAAAUGGAGGGGUGAGUUUUCCGAACCCAGGAGAAUGAGGAAUGUGGUUAGAGGGGAGUCUUGUAAGGGAUUCCUCCACACAACAAAAAAAAGGCAGGGUUGGGUAUUCAGAAGUUGGGGGGGGGGGAGCUAAUUAGACACUCUUUUAAAAGGAUGAGGGCCUAUCUAAACCAAAAGGGGUUCCUUCCACCAGCUGGAUGAGGAAUUGGUCAAGAGGUGAGUCCUCUCAAGACAAGAGGUACUCUAGAAAAGGAGAGAAUUAUUCCCCAAAAGGAAGGUAGUUGGUUAGGUAAAAGAGGGGACCCCCUAAGUCCCUCAUAAACACUGAAAUGUCAGAAGAGGCUUUUGCAAAUAUUCAGCUAGCAGGAAUAGAGUAGAGGGAGAGAGAAGUUAUUAGAGUUCUCUCGAUAAAAAAAGAGUGGAGGGGCACUAUUGUAGCAAGGGGCUGCAGAGUGUCCAAAAUAUGGGACCUAAUGUAUUGUGGGGGGGGGAGUGAGGAUACCUUGUGGGUUGAUUUGAGACAACCCCCCUUCAAGGAAAGGGUGAUGGACAUAAAGUGUGGCACUCUUCUCCCCCCCUCCUCCCCCAGCCACAAAGUAAUCAUGGAUGAAAAUGCUUCUGGAGUUGAAGUAGAGAAUCCCCUUUAAGAUGGUGGAGUUUCAGAAACUUUUACCCCAGAAAGAAGAGAUGGAGGCCCCCAGGAGAGGGGGGGGGUUAUACAGGUGAUGUCUGAAAGUGAGAAGAUAUUGGAAGAGCAGGAGAUCCACCUGCAGAAGGGCAUUAGCUGGGCCGCCAGAGAAGAGGAAUGAAGACUUGUAUACAUCAUUGCUCUGCUGUAGUGACUCUUAUAUUGCCAUCUAUUUUUUAAAAAAUUUGAAUAUAUAAUAUAAACCACCUUGGGAACUUUGAUUAGUAGGCAGGUAUAAAUACUCCUAAAUAAAAAUAAAUAAAAGAGCAAGGAGUUCCUUUUCAAAAAGUGAGACAGGUGUCUAGGGAGGUGAUGAAGGAGAAGGGAAUCGCCCUCUUUCCUGCCUUACCAUAAGAGGGUGGGAGGCAUCAUUAGGAUCUCCACAAAGUUAAAAUAGAGGUUAAGGUAGUACCCUACCUUCAGUAUGAUCAAAGAGAGGGGAGACUACAUGUACCUUGAAGGAGCACAGUCAAGGCCUGCAGAGGAGGAAGGAGGCAUGUUGCUAACUGGUUGGGCAAAGACGGCUGAGAGAAAAGGAGGCAUGGUGGGUUGGUUAAGAAGUUGGGAAAAGAAAGGGUGAAAAGCAGGAAGAUUGAAACCCACCCCCCCAGAUAAAUUAGAGGGAUUCUGCAAUGCCUCAAAGGCAUAGAGGAGGUAACUCAGUCAAUGAGAUUAUCCUCCUGAAGGUUUAAGGGGUGGUUGGAAUAGGUGAGAGGGGUGAACCCCAUAAUUCAUGAAGACUACCAGACUGAAGAUCAGGCUAGGGAGACAACCCACUCUGUUUGGAGAUGAGGAGAAGAUGAAGCAGAUAAUAUUGAAUGAAUUUGGAUCAUCCCUUGAACAUCAGAGGACAGAAACAAGCUGGGUUAGGGGGAGUGGAACCCCAACUCUUUAAAAAAAAAAAAUAUCUGUGAAGGCCUCAGAGUCAGUACCAUUUCAAUGCUCUGGAAAGAACUCAAGUAUAAGGGGAGAAAUUUGAGAGGGUGGAACGACAAAGUAGUCCCAUGUCCCCCAAUUCCCAGAAAUAAUCCAAGCCUAAAAGGAAGAGUUUCUGGACAAGAGGUGUUUUAAUAGGCCAAGAAUUCUGGAAAAGGCACAUAGGAGGCUCUUGAGGGCUUGGCUAUAUCUCCCUUGCAUCUUACACUUGAUUUUGGAGGUGCUUCUUUACAGUUGUGUGGGCCUAAUGUGUGUAUGUAUGUAUAUGUAUAUAUGUGCACCUUGAGCCUGUGUGAUCAUACAGCAAGGAAGGGCCAUCUGUUCAGAAGUUCAGGUCUUGUUUCUUCCUUUUUUUCUUUGUUGUGAUCUUCAUCAGAAAUCCUGACUAUCCAGUUUCUUGAAAUGACGGACAUGCUUGUAAAGAGGGAUUUCCUUUAAAGAAAAUCAAAGAUGAAAAGAGUACAGAGGUCUCUACUUUUGCCCUAAAAAAAGCCCCAGAGUGGAAAAUCAAAUCUGCAGAAUACUUUACAACUGAGGUGGGCGGGUUUGUGUGAAAGAAUAGAUAUGCAAAGCUUCCCUGCCCUUUGCGAUGUAGAGUGGAUGGGUGGAUAUUUCUUGUGUCGCCCCCCCUCCUUUUUUUUGCUUCUGUACCUGGCCUAGGUAAAUAGCAGAUCCUAUAAAAUGGGAGAUACUGCCCAAAGUUCCUUGAAAGAUUCUGAAACCUCUGGCUGAAAGCAUUUCCUUCCUUACUUCAAGGGGCGGGGAUGUUACCUUGCACCAGUCCAUCAUUCAUCCUUUCCCCUCUCCUCUUGAUAAAGAGAAUGUUAAAAGGGCAAUGGAAAGGAGAUUGAAAAUAAAAGGGUAGGCUGAGAGGGAGAAAUCCUUUUAUAAACAGAUAUGACUGGGGGGGGCACAGAGCACACUUCAUUCAUAUUUGGGCAGGGGUCAGUGCAGUUCUCAUCAUUUGGAUACAAGGACUUCUGAGUUUCAGCUCUUUUUCAGAUCAAGUAGAGACGGGCAAAGUGAGUUAUUAGAAAUGGCAGUCUGGUAACUUAAAGGGAAAAGAAGUGUGUCUGGUUCUAUCCUGCGUGGGAGAGGUUAAAGCGAUCCCUAUUGCGCUGCGGCUUCGGUUUGGUUUGCUGGGCACGGGACUCCACGCCGCAUUGCGUCUCGAUUGCUGGGGCCUGAGCCAGCCACCUACUGGGGGAGCCGGGAAAUGCAAUGACAGCCGGACAGGAGGAAAAAGGGGGGGUUGGGUUUCUCUGCCCCUCUUCUCUCCCCGCCCCUCCCGCUUUUCCUUUCCCUCAUCUCAAAAAUGGUAGAAUUAGAAAAGGUUCGGAAAAGGCCAACUGAGAAGAUCAAGGGGGGUGAAGUGACUCCCCCAUGAGGAAAAAUGCAGCAUUUGGGACGUUUUGAGCUAGGAGAAAAAAACCGAGGAAGAGGUGGCACGAUAGAAGUUUAGAAAAAUCAUACCUGGCGUGGAGAAAGUAGACGGAGAAAAGUUUUUCUCCUUCUCGCAUAACGCUAGAAUUCGUGGACAUCCAAUGAUGCUGAAUGUUCAGUUGGGGGAAAAGAAAGUCCUCUUUCAUGCAGCGCAUAGUGGAACUGGUACUCGCUCCCCCAGGAGGAAGGCAUGGCAACCAACUUGGGUCGCUUUGAAAGAAGAUUGGAUAACUUCAUGGAGGAGAGGGCUAUCAGUGGCUGCUAGCCAUGGAGGCUAUGCUCUGCCUCUAGAGCAUUAGCAGGCAAACUAAGGCCCGGGGGCUGGAUCCGGCCCAAUCGCCUUCUAAAUCCAGCCCACGGGUGGUCCGGGAAUCAGCGUGUUUUACAUGAGUAGAAUGUGUCCUUUUAUUUAAAAUGCAUCUCAGGGUUAUUUGUGGGGCAUAGGAAUUCAUUCAUUCCCCCCCCUCAAAAUAUAGUCCGGUCCCCCACAAGGUCUGAGGGACAGUGGACUGGCCCCCUGCUGAAAAAGUUUGCUGACCCCUGCUAGAGUCAAAGGCGGUGAUUCUUCCUAAUACCAGUUGCAGGAGAGAGUGCUCUUGUUCUCAGGUCCUGCUUUGCAGGUUUCCCAUAGGCAUCUGGGCAGCCACAGUGAGAACAGGAUUCUGGACUAGAUGGGCCGUUGUCCUGAUCCAACAGGCUCUGAUGUUCUUUGAUUCCUGAAUUGCUGGGGGGGGGGUGUCCAGCUGCACCUUCUGCCAGACCUUUUUCCUCAUUCAUGAUGGGGCUGUGACUCAUCGCCCCUGUGUUGUAACUACAACCAUUCCAAAGUUGAACUCGAGCAUACCUAACAGGUUCUGGUGCUCAGCCUGGCCUCACCCUGUGCCACAUCCUCGCUGCAGGUAUGCAAAGCUCAGGUGUCAUCUGGGUCACUUAGAGACAGUCUUUUGCACUCCAGAAGUCAAAUCCCACUGUGGUUGUUUGAUGGUAGGGCUGCUCCCUUGUGAGUAUGUUUUAGGAUUGCUGCCUAAGGGUACGAGUGGCUCCCCUGAAUAGCAGGUAGUAAUGUUCUUUCUCAUGUGCCUACGCUUUAGAGUAGGGUUUCCCAAACUUGGCUGUUUUUGGACUACAACUCCCAUCAUCAUCAUCACUGACCACUCAUCCUGCUAGCUAGGGAUGACCUUCCAACAAGCCUUUUAAAUAGAGAUUAAGAUCCCUGUUUCCAUCUAUAUUAGAACUGUUUUUAAGAAGUUCUCAUUGUUUUAUUGCUUGUCUGUUUGCCACCAUGGGCUCCUUGGGGUGGAAGGGUGGGGUGUAAAUUUAAUUAAUAAUAAUAAUAAUUACUUAAUCCAUAAAAAAUCACUUGUUCACAUGCACUCGUAUACCAGCAAAAGUCAUGUAUUUCCUCUAAGACAAAAAAACCAACUUGUGUGAUGCUUCUGUGCUUCCUUUUUCAGUCUAACCUACCUCACAGGAUUGUUGUCAGGAGGGGCCAUGUGUGCUACCUUGACCUACUUUGGGGAAGAGUGUGAUAGAGCCAUCAUUAUUAAAAUAAAUAAAACAAGCCUGGUUUAGUGGACCUAUUCCAACUCUCUCCACCAUAUUCUUUUCUCUCUCUCUCUCUCGCUUAGUGAUGGCGACCAUGUUGUACCCCCGUGAGGAGAAGCUGGAGAAGAUGAGCCAGGAUGAGAUUGUGUUGGGCACCAAGGCAGUGGUGCAAGGCCUGGAGACACUGCGCACUGAGCACCACUCGCUGCUGUCCGCCCUUCUCGACACCGUCAACCGGCUGGAGCAGCAGCACGAAACAAGCGCUGCCCAGGAGAAGGCCAGCCUCUUGCGCAAAUCUCUGGAGGCCAUCGAGCUGGGCCUUGGGGAGGCUCAGGUAACAGCCACUAGUUCAGGGAUGAGGAACCCUGUGGGCCAUUUGGAUGCAGAGAAAUGGUAGGAGGAACCAGCUGGGGAACCACAAAGGGAAGAAGGCUGAGAGCCUGGGAAGUGGUGGUGGCAUAACGAUGAGUGGCCAGAGGGAGAGGACUGGGAAGAGGAGCUGAAGAGGUAACAGGGCUUAGUGAGCUGGGAGAGUCUGGCAGAGAAAAGCUCCGAAUCAGAGACAGAAGCUGAAGCAGGAGAGUGGGAUGAGGGAGGCCAAGAGGCAGAGAUAAGUCAGGCUGGUGAAGAGUCACAGGUGUCUCUCCCUCCCACCUGCUGUGACAAGCUCCCCUUCCCCCUUGUCUCCUAGUACCAGAAGAGUCAUGAAAAGCGUGGAGAGGUUGGCUGCACGCAGGCGCAGUCCCCAAUUGUUUGGAAAAAGCCCUGGAGAGGAUGAGAUCUAGAUGGCUGUGGGGAAGUGGAGACCUUUAGUUUUGUGGAGUAAGGCCUAGAUGGAAUGAAUGGCUGCGCUCGUUAGGCCUGGCACUCAGCCAAGUCUGCGGAUAUCAUGUUUUUACUAAAAAAGAGUUAACGCCAACUUUCAACUGAGUGACUUACUGACUGGAUGACUCGGUGCCUGCUGAGCUGACGGGGGUUGAUGGGAGUCCCAGCAGUAUCUGGAGGGCCAGAGUGUCGCUAACGCAAGGGUUCCUGGGGCUUUGACACCUGUAUUCCCUUUCCUAGUUGGAAUUUCACAGGCCUGUGUUCACACUAAGUCUCCGGUUACAGGUGAUCAUUGCCCUCUCCAGUCACCUGAGCGCGGUGGAGUCGGAGAAGCAGAAGCUGCGGGCUCAGGUGCGGCGCCUGGUGCAGGAGAACCAGUGGCUGCGCGAUGAGCUGGCUGGGACCCAGCAGAAGUUGCAGCGGAGCGAGCAGUCCGUGGCCCAGCUGGAGGAGGAGAAGAAGCACCUGGAGUUCAUGAACCAGAUUAAGAAAUUUGAUGAUGAUGUUUCGCCAUCGGUGAGCCUUCUCUUUUUCUUCUUCUGAUUUCUCUCAACCCUACGCUCUCCUACUCAUGACCCUCCAUAUUUAGAGAAUGAGCUGCACUUAUGAUGUCCACCAACCUAGAUGGCUUUAAAAGCAGGUGAUGGGUUGCUUGUUUCCUGCCCUUUGCCCGAAGGUCCCAAGGCAGAUUGCAGCACUAAAACACAAGAGCAAUUUAAAACAACUUAAAGGUAAAGGUAAAGGUACCCCUGCCCGUAUGGGCCAGUCGUGUCCGACUCUAGGGUUGUGCGCUCAUCUCACUUAAGAGGCCGGGAGCCAGCGCUGUCCGGAGACACUUCCGGGUCACGUGGCCAGCGUGACGAAGCUGCUCUGGCGAGCCAGCACCAGCACAGCACACGGAAACGCCGUUUACCUUCCCGCUAUAAAGCGGUACCUAUUUAUCUACUUGCACUUAGGGGUGCUUUCGAACUGCUAGGUGGGCAGGAGCUGGGACCGAACGAUGGGAGCUCACCCCGCCGCAGGGAUUCGAACCGCCGACCAUACGAUCGGCAAGUCCUAGGCACUGAGGUUUUACCCACAGCGCCACCCGCGUCCCUUUAAAACAACUUAACAUUAUACAAAUAAGGUAUGUCUUAAAAGCACAGAACUCAAGUGUCAAAGGCCCCUAAACCUCUGAGGACAGAAGAAUUGCCAAGGUGGCCUCCUUUGCCAUUCUCAGCAGCCGAGAGAUCUGUAGGGAAGGAGUAUUACAGGAGUAUUACAUUAUUACAGGUAUUUGGGGCCUAAGUCAUGUAGGGCUUUAAAUAUUAAUAUGAGCACCUUGAAUUGGAUGCAGAAACAAACACAGGCAGACAGAUUUGUGAACGAUAAGGUUACCAGGCAAAACCAUACCUCUUCUCCCAGGCCUUUGGCUUUUAAACUGGGGGGGGGGGAGUAUUGCUUUUGUUUACUAUGUUCUGUACUGUUGUGUUUUUAUAUUGUAAACCACCCUUGGAUGAAGGGUGGUAUAAAAUGUAAUUAAUAAAUAAAAUAAACCUCACAGUGGCUGUGUUCUUCCUCCACUGUCCUUGUACCUGAGAGAGCCUGGUAGCUGUGUACAGUUCUGCUCACCUCACCAAGAAUAUUGUAGAGCUGGAAAAGGUGCAGAAAAAUGGCAACAGAAAUGAUCAACAGGUUGGAGCAACUCCCCUGUGAGAAAAGGCUACAACGUUCGGGGCUUUUUAAGUUUAGAGAAAAGGCGAGUAGGAGAAGACAUAAUAGAAGUAUAUAAAAUUAGGCAUGGAGUGGAGAAAAUGGGUAAAGAGAAGUCCCGCUCCAGCCCUCUCAACAGUAGCAUCUACCUUAAAUCAGGGGUCAAGGAACCUGUGGCUGUCUGGAUGUUGUCAGACUCCCAUCAGCCCCAGCCAGCAUGGACAAUGAUUAAGGAUUAUGGGAGUUGUAGUCCGGUAAUAUCUAGAGGGCCAAAGGUUCCCCCAUCCUUGCUAUACAUGAACGUCAGCAAAUUGGGAGUGGAACACUGCAGGUUUGGCAAUCCCCAAGGACUGAAUCAGAGGUGUCAGCUUUGGUGAUUAGGAUGGUGCUGGGCAUUCUUACCAUUUCCUUUUGCCUUCGAAAUGGUAGGAGAGUUUCAAUCCCUGAUUGUCUUUUUUCUUUCUGCCCAGGAUGAGAAGAAUGGGGAGACGGGCAAAGACUCCUUAGAUGAUCUGUUCCCGAACGAUGAUGACCAGGGACAAGGUGAGCUACCUUGGGUUAAGUAGACCAUUCUGAUCCAGCAAGUCAGUUCGUACGGCAAGGAGUCAGAAUACUAGAGAUAGUGGCCUUCAGAUUGCAGCAUUUUAGUCUAAGCUGUCAAUAACUGCAUGAGGACUAGAAGGGAGGGAACAUCUAGAAGGUCAGGAGUCCCCCCACCCUCAAGUUAGAUGAUCACAGGUACAGGAGUAAAAAGUACAAGACAUGGACAAACCCUAAAGUUGUUGGAAUUCCACCAAAAUUUGAGGAAACUAAAAAUGUUCAGGGUUGUAGGCAGUGCUAGUCCUGCUUGGGGUAGACCCAUUGAAAUUAAUAGACAUGACUAACUUAGGCCUGUUAAUUCCAGUGGGUCUACUCUGAGUAAAACUUAGUUGGGCAUCACCCCAUGUCUAGCAAACAUAAAUACUUUUCAAUAUCUCAACCACAAAUAGGUUGGUUAAUAUACUCUGACAGAAGAAAGGAAUGAUCAUUUAUUUAUUUGAAAGCAGUUUUGCCCUGCUCUUUGUCUGAAAAGGCUGCUAGAGCAGUUUACGUAUCAGUAGCAAACAAGACAAUCCCUGUGCCUCAUGUGUACAGCAUUAAAAGACCCAACACAAAGUGAAAAGGGGGAGGGAAGGGAGAGGAGAGGAGAAUAUACAAACUCAGGCCCCUUGUCCCGUGCAUUUACCAAAUUCUUAGGCUGACUUCUCUUCCCUCACAUAGCUCUUAAUUCCAGCCAUGAAACACUGUGAUUAUAUAAAUUCCAUAGGAUGUUGGUGCAUUAUGUGGAGAAGUCUGCUAGCUCUUUGUCCUAAGCCUGCCGCCUAUUCAUUUUAAGUGUGUGUAGGUGUUUGUGUUUGCAGGUGUAUAUACACCUGCUUUGAGUGUGUAUGUAUAGCAUACUGAAGAACUGCUUUGUGGAGGGUGUGGGCAGCAGAUCCCACCCCCUUUGAUGAUGCCAAUGUAUUUCUGCAGGGCAGACGCAUGGUAGUGGAGACGCAGCAGCCCAACAUGGUGGCUAUGAGAUUCCGGCACGGCUGCGGACACUCCACAACCUGGUGAUCCAAUAUGCUUCCCAGGGGCGCUACGAGGUGGCUGUACCGCUCUGCAAGCAAGCACUGGAGGAUCUUGAGAAGACCUCAGGACAUGACCACCCCGAUGUGGCUACCAUGCUGAAUAUUCUUGCUCUGGUUUACAGGUGUGAGGCUUGGCUGACUUGGGCCAGGGGACUGCUUUUUGACCUUAGAUCUAACUUGGACAUGCAGAGAAAGCGUGUGGAGCUGCCCUGCUGAGACUGUAUCACUUUAGGCUGCCGUUACUGAAUUGCUUAUUUGCAGGCUCUCUUAUGCUGAAAGAAUAGAAACUCAGAAAAGCUCUGUGUAUUUGGAAAGUUAGCUUGCCAGGAAGAUGACUAGCUUUCCAAGUUCCUUGGAGAACAGUAUUCAGACGUGAUCAGAAGCCACCCUCUAGCCUGACAAUGUGCAGUCUAGAAAGGACUGUACCCCAUGCCUUUUGUGUACUGUACAUUCAGAUGUGGGCUUUUAUAAUUUAUUUUAUGUUCUUAAUAGCAUUUAUAAAUAGCUUCAUAUACUGUAUAUAUUUUUAAUUUGUACAGUACAAAAAUGAAAAAUAUAAUCAGAACAAAAGUACAACCUGAAACCAAUAAAACAACAGUCUAAAGACUUGUAAAAGCAUAUUAAAAACAAAUGAAACAAAAAUUCAGAGCAUUCAGUUACAUAAAAAUGGGCCCAGUCUUAUGGGUCAGGGAAAGCCACUCAGCUCCCUGGCCACAACCUUCUGCACCAACUGCAGCUUCCGGACCAAUCGCAUGGGACGCCCUGCAUAGAGCUCAUUACAGUAGUCCAGUCAUGAGGUUCCCAACGCAUUGAAUCACAGUGGCUAAGCUACCUCUGUCCAGGAAAGGACAUAGUUGGUGCACCAGCCUAAACUGGUAAUAGGCACUCCUUGCUUUGGAAUUCUCUCUGGCCAAAAUAAUAACUUAUUUUUCUUCCUGCUAGGGACCAAAAUAAGUACAAGGAGGCUGCUCAUCUUCUCAAUGAUGCCUUGGCCAUCCGGGAGAAGACCUUGGGAAAGGACCACCCUGCUGUAAGCACCCUGAUUUUUUGCAAACCACUUUGAGGUCUUUUUUUAAGACAAUCAAGCAGUGUAUAAAUUUUAUUAAAUAAAUAAAUCAUUUCAGAGCCUCUAGCAGAAACCAUUUGGAUGCUUGAGGUUCCCCCUCCCCCUCGAUAACAAUGAGGACUAGGACCUUAGAUCUUCUCUUCGCCUCCUUUUUCUUUAAUGGAUCACCUUUGAUUCUGAAUCUGCUAGCCUGCUGUGAUAACCUGUUUUGAAGUAGAGUUCUGAGGUUCACACAGCAAUCAUAUCCCAGAGUUUUGAGUUGUACAAUGUACCUUUUCAUCCUUAGGUGGCUGCUACCCUCAACAAUCUGGCCGUGCUGUACGGUAAGCGGGGCAAGUAUAAGGAGGCGGAACCGCUGUGCAAGAGGGCUCUGGAGAUCCGAGAGAAGGUACUUAAAGAAGGCCGCUACAGGCAGCAAUGCUUGGGGCAUAUCCCCGCCCCGCUCCCCGUGCUUUCUUUUUCUGCAGAAAAUUUGCAGUUUCCAAAGUUCAUCUGUUACAAUGCAUGGAUGCUAACUAUGAACACAAUAUAAGGCAAGCUUCUCAGUGAUCAAGUUUUUAGCUUGUACUAAAUUCAAGUGAAAUGAACAUGGUAAAUUAGAUCACUUUCUAGGAUAUCGUAAUGGUUUCCCAAUGCAAACUGAAAAUUUUCUGAUGCAAGUUACCCUGAUCUGCGUGGGGAAAAUGUUCAGGAUAUAAACAAAUAAAAUAUGAAACAAAACAAUACUAUUAAACAGAACAAAAUGCUGGAAGAUCUGAUAAGUCCCUGGCCUGCAGAGCCAUUGCCUGUGGGCUAUGGCUUCACCCUCCCCACUCCACACACCUUUGUUGCUGUUCUGUUGUCAGGGAUCUUCAUCCCCACCCUUUUGCUCAAAGUCAUAUUCCCGUGACAAAAAUUGCAAUACAUGCACUGCGCUUGUUAAACAAGUUGCUUCUAUUUAACCCCGUCUCUUCCAGGCUGUCUGUUUCCCCACCCCCACCCUGCUCUUCAUUGUCUGCUGUCCUCCUUUAUUCAGAACACUGAGGACUAGAAUCUUGUUUGGAAGAGUGGCCAUAUCUCAGUGGCAGAGCAUCUGCUUUGCAUGCAGAAGGUCCCAGGUUCAAUCCUCAGUGACAUUUUCAGGAAAUAACCCCUGCUGCCAGUCAGAUGGGAUGAAUAGCCUGAUCUGGUUUAAAGUAAUUUCCUAUGUGAAAUUGAUGGUUUGGGCGAUCGGCACUGGGAACUGGGAUUUGGCAGUAGCAUGGACAAACUUUGCUUGCUUUCUUUUUAAGUGAUCAGUGUCUCCUCUUCCCAACCUCCCAGGUGCUGGGGAAGUACCACCCAGAUGUGGCCAAGCAGCUCAACAACUUGGCUCUCCUUUGCCAGAACCAGGGCAAGUACGAGGAGGUUCAGUACUACUACCGCCGCGCCCUGGAGAUCUACGAGUCUCGCCUCGGGCCAGACGACCCCAAUGUGGCCAAAACUAAAAACAACCUGGUGAGAGGGGCUGAUUGGAAAAGUCCAAGAGAAACCUUUGGGGGUGUGGGGAUGGUUUAAGCGGGGGGUGGAAUCUAUUCUAAGCAGUUUUCUUCCAUGCCAGAUUUUGGUUGGACUACAACUCCCAUCAUCCCCCGACACCUUAGCCAAUGUUUAGGGAUGAUGGGAGCUUUAGUCCCAACAAUAGGGGGCCCAAGGCUGAAGAACACGGAUAGCAUGCUAUAAAGUUUGUAUUAAAUGCUUUAAAGUCCGUAUUAACUUUGUGACAUUUAACAGUAUGAUGUUUACUGUAGGGCUUGGGGCACUACAGCCAGCAGGGGGUGAUGGGAGUUUUAGUUCAAUGUCUUCUAGACAAUGGCAGCUUCUGUGGCCCCUAAUUUGCACAGUGCUCAUCAGUUACAUCAGUGCCUUUGUGCCGGGGGGAAGAAGGGAGGCAGGAAGGCAACUUCCAGGUGCCCCUGGAGCCCUUCCAUCCUCCUCCCCUGCCUACCCCUGAUUGGUGCCUUUCUGCUGUUUUACUUUGCAAUCAUUGGCCAUGCCACUGGAAGACAGGUUAAUCCCCUGACUGACCACCUGGGUUGAAUAAUGGUCUGUGCAGUCCACCUCUUCUCUCUGCAAGAGAAAGGACAGCACUUCAUACAGUUAUGCUGCUAGUAGAGAAUCCUGGUGUAUGUAACAUCCAGCUUUUGCUAGGCAUCGAUGCUUCCUGAUCCCUGUUGCCACAGCCUGUUCCUCUGACCUCAGAAUAUGCCCCCACAGGCCUCCUGCUACCUCAAACAAGGCAAAUACAAGGACGCUGAGGCCCUCUACAAGGAGAUCCUGACCCGAGCACACGAGAGAGAGUUCGGCUCAGUCAAUGGUGAGUGCGGAAACAGGUGGUGGGACCUCAUGUGUACAGAGAAGGGUUGCUUCCUUUUAUUUUAUGCAUUUCAGGUGUGGGGCAGGAAAAGACACAGCUGGGACAAAAUGGGGGUUGUGGCUGCUAUCAAUCAACUGAUCAGGGGCACCUCUAAAAGCAUACCCUUUGCUAGCACUGACCAUCAGCUGAUUGGCAGGGCUGGCAAAUCACUGUGCCUUUGCCCACGUGGUUUUAAUGAUUUUUUUUGUUAUUACAUUUCUAUCCCAUCUUUCCUCUAAGGAGCUCAACCUAGCAUGCACAGUUCUCCCCUUUCUCCCCCUUUUUCCUCACAGCAACCCUGUGAGGUGGGUUAGGCUGAGAGAGCGUGGCUGGCAAAUUGGUUGGUGCGUUGAAAUGUGGAUAUUUCAUAACCCUCCCCCCCUGAGUUUUAUUUAUAACAAAUUUAUGUCAAACUUUUAUUUAUAAUUAUGCAAAUGUACAAGAAAUAUUUUUAAUGUCCUGAGGAGUCCCACAAAGUGGACUGAUGGUCUGCCCUGGUUCAAGGCAGGUUCUUCACUGCUUUAAGUUCUUUUCUGUUCUUCCCCCAACCACCGUUCUUUGUAGGAGAGAAUAAGCCGAUCUGGAUGCAUGCAGAAGAGCGAGAGGAAAGCAAGGUACCUCUGCAUUGGGAGGGAGAAGGGAACCCGACUUUCCCCUGGGGGUGGAUCCAAGCUAUCUGACACACUCCCUGCCCUUUAACCUUUAACCUUGCCUCCCCCUUAGGAGAAGCACAAGGAGAAAGACAGCGCUCCCUAUGGGGAGUAUGGCAGCUGGUACAAAGCCUGCAAGGUGGACAGGUAAGGGGUAGCCCCCCUUUUCUUUUUUUAAAGGUUUUAAAAAGGUUGCUCCUGACUUUGAGUUGGGGCUAGGAGCUUGAAAUGAAAGAGAAGCCAGAGGCUUAAGAAGAAGAAGAAGAAGAAGAGUGAAAUUGCUGCUGCUGCAAGUUAAGGCUGACGUAGUUUCCUUAUUUCACAAUGGUUAGGAUUCAUUGACUGUCUUGAUAAGACGAGUGAACUUAAGUACAUAAGAGGAGCUCUGCUGGAUUAGGUCAGUGGCCCAUCUAGUCCAGUAUUCUGCUUUCACAGUGGCCAAUGAAAUGCCCAUGGGAAACCCGUAAGCAGGAUCCAAGCACAAGAGCCCUCGCUGUUCCUGUGGUUUCCAGCAACUGGUACUUAACUGUGUGAUCUAACAGGUGGCUUUUACAACUUAUCAUUUAAGAUAGUUUCUGCAUAAAAGAACCAACGCAAGUACAACAGUAUUGGCAACAGUAAUGCAGAGAAAAGGCUGGAGCAAAAUGUAGGAACAGCAUUGGUGACCUAUUGCUGGGCAAAGCAAUCCAGUGGUUUAAACUGAGACCAUAUUUUAGCCCAGUGUGUCUGUCUUAACACAGUAGCUUUAACUAAUUUAACUGUAAUUAUAUUAGAACAGUUAUAAGAUGCAUAAAUGACAAUUGAUUGAAAUUAAUUUUUUUCAAAGACACAAAGUUGACCAUUUAAUGGAAACUUUAUUAUGUGAAAAGUUCCUUAAGAGGACAGCAAAAGUGCAAGGGGUACAAAGAACGCUCUUGACCUAUCUGUCUUCGCAUUCUCCUUUCCACCCACAGCCCCACAGUCAACACGACUCUGAAAAGCUUGGGUGCUCUCUACCGGCGCCAGGGAAAAUUGGAGGCUGCAGAGACGCUGGAGGAGUGUGCCCAGAAAACCCGCAAGCAGGCAAGUGCUGCAUCAUGGUGGUUGGCGGUAAAAGGAUAGGCAGAGCUCGCCCAGGUGUUAGGCAGGGUGAGGCCGCUGCCUCAGACAGAAGAAAACCCCCAGGUGGAACGCUCACGGGUGUCCUGCCGCCAUCAGUACUGAUUUGGGGCAAGAUCGCAGCCAUUUGGAAUGAGAUCUCACCCAAACUCAUUCAAGAUCUUGUGUGCUCCGCAAGAUCUCGAGUGAUUUUGGGUGAGAUCUCUCCCCAAAUCAGCGGUGAUGGUGGUGCUAUUUUGAUGCGGCAGGGUGUGCAGUGGCGACAGAGCAGGCAGUGGCAGCAGAAGCAAGGCAAAACAGCACUUACCGUUUCACACACACUGCCCCUGAGGAUAGGCAGUGUUGUUCCAGCAGUGGGACGGAAAUGUGUGCUGGGGGAUAUUUAAAAAAUUCUGCUCCCCCAUGCUGGCUUAAAUAGGCCAUCUAGCUCUUGGAUGCCCCAGUAGAUAAUUUCUGUAUUCCAACUAGGGCAUGGACGCUAUUAACCAGAGCAAGGUUGUAGAACUACUGAAGGAUGGGAACCGCUCCGAGCACCGAUCAAACUGCGAGGGGGUCCUCAGCUCCAACAAGUGUGAAAACGGGAUUGACCCGGAAGACAGAGCGGCUGAGUGGUCCGGGGUAAGAAGCAGCAAAACUUUACAAAUUAAUCCUAAAAUGGAGGACACUUCAGUGCAAUCCUAUCCAACAAGGUGUGGGGAGUCUUUGGCCCAUGGGCCCUGUGUUUAGGCUUCCCUUCAAGGAAUGUGGUUGGCCUCUCUGGGAACAGGAUGCUGAUUUAGACAUUUGGUGCUGAUCCCUUGUCUUCUUUUCUCCCUGCCUUCCCAGGCUGGCUCCGGAGCCUUGCGACGCAGCGGCUCCUUUGGGAAGCUGCGUGACGCCCUGCGACGAAGCAGCGAGAUGCUGGUGAAGAAGCUGCAGGGGAGCAGCCCGCAGGAGCCCCGGAACCCAGGGUAAGUCUUCCGUCUAGUGGCUCUGCUUUGGGACCUGGGGUGGGCAGGAUGUGCUGCAGACCCAAGGUCUAGCCAGCCCAAUAUUUUUUAUUAUUGUUUCAGCAGUAUAUAGCUAGCUGCUUUUCUCUGGAGAAACCCACAACCAUGGUGUGAAGGCAACACCCUUAGUGAAUAUCAAAAGGGGCUGUGUCUCAACUGCCUUGCAUGCAGAAGGUCCCAGGUUCAAUCCCUGGUAUCUUCAGGCAGGGCUGGGAAUAUCACAUGCCUGAAACCCUAGAGAAGGGCAUAGAUCAGUGACCAAAAGGCCUAACUCCUUUGGCACUUAUUUUUUGUCUCCCUGCAGGAUGAAGCGGGCCAGUUCUCUCAACUUCCUCAACAAGAGCGUGGAAGAGGAGGCAAGCCAGGUAUACACACAGACUGCAAAUCGCAGCCCGCCUCUCUCUCCCUUCUGAGUUGUUUCUCUGUUGGGUAGGGGAAGGAAGUGUGGUUACUGAGACAUCACAGGAUGUUCUUUCCCAACCACUUCCAAAGCCCUGAUUGAAAUGGCAGAGCAGGGACCCAUCCAGAAGCACACCAGGCAACCUCAUAUACAAGGGAUAGUAAUUUAUGUUGCAUCUCUGUAAUGAAAUCCAGUGCAGAUGCACCACAGAAUUGUCCACCUCUAGCAGAGGCUGAUUGGGAGAAGGCACAUUCAGAUCAAAAGAUCAUGCAGAGGCACAGCAAACAGACUCAUCCACCCAAAACUGGGUGCUUUAGAUCAUGGGUAGGCAAACUAAGGCCCGGGGGCUGGAUCCGGCCCAGUCGCCUUCUAAAUCCAGCCUGCAGACGGUCCGGGAAUCAGUAUGUUUUUAUAUGAGUAGAAUGUGCCCUUUUAUUUAAAAUGCAUCUCUGGGUUAUUUGUGGGGCAUAGGAAUUUGUUCAUUCCGCCCCCCCUUCAAAAUAUAGUUCAUUUCCCCACAAGGUCUGAGGGACAGUGGACUGGCCCCCUGCUGAGAAAGUUUGCUGACCCCUGUUUUAAAUCUUUUGGAGCCUUCAAGGCAGAGGUAGCCAAUGCAGUGUUCUCCAGAUGUGGGAAUACAACUCCCAUCAGCCUCAGUCAACAUAGCCAAGGGCCAGGGAUGAUGUUUAUAAAGCCCUGGCUUUUGAGUGGCUGGCCUAUUCUACAAAAGUAUGCCUUGCACCCAUAGCUCCACCCACUGGCAUGUGUUGUUGUCCCCAUGAAUGGUUGCCCACAAGGCAGUGCAGCCCUCUGGCUGAGAAAGGUCCCCCACCCCUGCUCUGACAUGUUGACCAUUGUCUCCCUUUCUCUUUUCCAGGCAUCCAGUAGUCUAUCUGACAGCCGUGGCCUUAGCGCCAGCAACGUAGACCUCUCUCGGCGGAACUCUCUCCUGGCAUGA